AGAACAAACCAGCAAUUUUAUGAAAAAAAAGUCCAUUCGCUGGGAAAACAUCAGCCGGACGCACAAGGUCAGUCCUAACCUUUCCUGUAAUAAUAGUUUUAUAGAAUGAUCAAUAUUAAUAUGUUUAUGGGAUUAAAACACAUGUACUAAGAUAGUUAUAUGAGAAAUAUAUAUACUAAUAUUAAUAGCAGUGCUAACUGUUGUUUUGAUGCAGUGAUAAUUAAAUAUAACCUUUUUUUUAAAAAAAAAACACAACUUGCAUUUUGUAAUAGUUGUUUUUGCUGAACUUUGACUCUCAUUAACCUCAGUCAGCAUCUGGAUAAGCAUGCUGAGGUCUGGAAUCUACAGGGCUACAGUACUCACUUGUCUGCUUUAAAACUAAACUAACCAUUGGAAUGCAUAUCAAUGGCUAUCAAUCAGAUUAUUCUAAAGAGCCAAUAUACUCAAUUCAAUAAAGUUUUUUUUCAGUAAAGAGUUCCAAUACCGUCCUCCAGCUGGUAGGAAGCCACAGCUCCCAAAGUCUUUGCAGUACUUGUGAAUUGCAAGUAUUGGUGGGUUUGUGUCAGUUGAAAGUUGGGCAUCAAUAUUUCACUACUCCUGAAUAGGACGUGGGCUGGAAUGAAUUUUCUCUGACUUAACCAUAAGAAAUGUCUUCAAUUUUUAUUUUUUAUAGCAGUUUCUCAGUGAUAUUUUUUGGGUUUCUCGGUUGUUGUUGAUGAUGCAGUAUAUAUCCAGUGAUAGUUAUAUUGUAUCAACCGAGGAUCAGGCUUGAUAAUGAUAACUCUCUAUAUUUUAAUAUAUUGCUUUCCUUCUCCACGAAGCAUUGAACUAUGUUAGCAUGUAUGCUGCGAUUUUAACCAGCGAAAAUAUAUUACCAUUACCAACUAAAUAUUCACGUUAUCAAUCUUGGAAGGAUUGAUUUGGCAUUGCUUGGAAACAAACUGGUACACCUGAGAUUUAACCCCUUAGGGGCCAAUGGCCAUGUAUGCAGUCACUCUGAACCAGUUUAGCAAUCUGAGUGCCUUAUAAACAGGUUAUAAUGUUUGAUUUUUAUUAAAAUGUAUUUUAUCAUAAAAUUAAGAAGAAUACACAUUUAAAUUUCUUAUCAGCUUCAACUACUAAGUACCGACUAUUAAUACACAUAGUGCCCCCUAUUGCUAGUAAAACAUGGCUAUAGUAUACAGACACCACUAUGCAAGCGUUUUAGGCCUGUGGCAUUUAUAUAGCGCCAACUUAUUCCGCAGUGCUUUACAAUGUUAUAAAGGGGGGAAAUUAACAAUAAAUGAGUCAAUAACAAAUGUUAGAAAAUUGGGCAGACUAGAUGGGCCGAAUGGUUCUUAUCUGCCGUCACAUUCUAUGUUUCUAUGUUUCUACGUAAAAAAAAAUUGAUGAGGACUCUGCUCAAAAGAACUUAAAAUUGAGUGGACGAAAACAUUUGCACAGACAAUCAAAAUGCAGCUGCAAGAACGGUUAAUGUGUACAGAGUGUAUAUUCCUCGUUUAAAUGUUUAAUCGUGUAUUGUUCGUGCAGUGUAGCUCGUUUGAAAGUAAAAGAGAUAUUAAUGUACUCUUUUUUUUUUUUUUAUGGAAAAACACUUUGAGAUUUAUUCACUAAACAAAAAGAACUGAGAAAACAAAUUGUGCAUUGUUAGACCACAUUAACUCAAUUGGAGAAUUUCUCCAGUUUUUCUGUUAGUGCCUAAAUGUUUUAAUUCUCUUCUCAACAGUCUCUUAUUAAUUACAUCCCUGUGGGUGUGCCUAAUUAAUAAUACAUUUAAUUAUUGAGUUAUUUUCACACACCGGUGAAUAUGUACCCCCGAUCUAUUAAAUUGUUCUAAAACAGCCUCAAAUGUGUUGGUUUUUUUCUGACUAAAUUCCGCCAAUCAGAAAAUACCAGUUCUGCCAAAUUUAGAGUAGCAAUAUAAAGAGAAAUAAAAAAAACAAAAAACACUUUUCUCGGGGAAAAAAUGACCAAAAAAACUGUUAAGUCCAUUGCAAUUCCUAAAAAUUAUGUGCAUUAACAAAUUAGAGCAAAAGACAUAGCCGGUGGAAAAAAAACUGACAGAUUUAAGAAAUUGAGCCAAAAAUGUAAAAAUAAACACAAAACAGCACACUUUGAUAAAAUGUCGCCUAAUAUACAAUUCUGUAUAGCUUCCAUUUGCCAGGAAAGUACGUGGUCCAUCUCUGCGUGGCGUGGUCACUGCUUGACACCAAUGACAAUCAGCAGACAUGGGUCAAUUUUUUUAUUUGAUAUAUAUGCCUCUGUUUCUAUUAUCUUCUACUAAUGCAAUAGAAUGUUGUGAAAGAGAAAAUAGUUAAAGGGCGUUUCUUAUUUCAGGGCAGACUGUUUUAUCUCCACCCUAGUAAUGAAAAAACAUGCCUAGGAGUCCCUUGCACAGACUUAGAGGGAUGGUUCUGACUUCUUUAAAUAAGCAAAAUGAAUUGGGUGAUUGCAUUUUUUUGCCAGUUUUGCCAACAAAUACAUAUCAUGUUCACUGGCCGGUCGUCAAAUAGUCAAAUUCUUUCAUCUGUCUAUAUAUCUAACGUCAGACAGCAAUGUCCACGUUAUUCGUUAUGGAGUUUAAAGCCUGUAUGCAGUUUUGUUUGGGUACUUGGAAGUGCUUUAGGCAGCUGCUCUCAAGUUCAGUAAUAACAACCAUAUAAAAUACAGGCUGCGCCUUCCUUUCCAUCCCCAGAGAGGGGUGGACAGCUCCAAAGAUAGGUGGCUGCCGUGGCACUUGUCUGUCAUUGCCAAGAUUGCAACUCUCAUGAGGUUAAGCCAGUCAACCCACUUUACAAUCAGCAAAUACCACAACUGUCUUCUCUGCAUUCUAUUUUUCAAAGGGUAAACUCCCACCAUCUUUACUAUGUCAUCCCCCAACAUCUGUCUGUAAUUUGGAUAAAAAGUGGCUGGUAGUUUAGUUGUUGUAGCUGAUGAGCUCUGCUCAUUAAAACUCAGGAUGCAGUGCGAAUAUCAGCACGUAUCAUUACAGAGCAGGGUACACUGGUGUUUCAUAGUUUUGGCACUGCCAUGUUUUGUAAUACCCACCAUACCUUGGCUGAGAGUAAUGAGAGUUAUGUUACACGACAUUGUAAAUGCAUAUACUUGUAAUGAAUGUGGAUAACUAGCUUUAGGGUACACCCAAUGUAAAUGUGCAUGUAUAUUGUGCUCUCCCACUAAAUCUUAGCUCACAGCUAGUUAGCAAAGCAGACAGAAAUAGUGUUGUGUUUAUUUCAAACAGAGUUUUCCUCUGUGAAUAGUUCUGUAAAACUGCAAUACAAUAAGAUAAUCUAAUAUUACAAUAUGUAUUUACAGGUGACACUUUGAAAAUAAGUAUGAUAUUAAAGGAACACAAACAUGUAUACCUGACCGUAUAGUGUUAAAACCACCAUCUAGCCCCCCUGGCCACUAUGAGGAAAGGUCAGUGCUUGCAUGCAGAGGGUGGAGACACUAAAUGGCAAUGCUGCUUACUCUGCAGCACCUCCCCAGGAAGAACCUCUAGCAUAUAUCUGAGGAGUGGUCAGUGGAGUUAUCUCUAGGCUGUAGGGCCACCCCCAACACAGCUCAAGGUCUGGACCCCCAGGGGCCCGCCUCCAAGCCCGUCUGAUUCCUGUGAAGUAAUGAACUGUAAUUACAACUAGAGAUGUCGCGAACUGCUCGCCGAACUGUUCGCGAACUGUCCACCGGCGAACAAUAACGUGUUCGCGUUUGGCGAACAUAUACGAUUUCCGGUCCGCCCCCUAUUCGUCAUCAUUGAGUAAACUUUGACCCGGAACCUCACAGUCAGCAGACACAUUCCAGCCAAUCAGCAGCAGACCCUCCCUUCCAGGAAGUGUCUGCUGACUGUGAGGUUCCGGGUCAAAGUUUACUCAAUGAUGACGAAUAGGGGGCGGACCGGAAAUUGUAUAUGUUCGCCCAACGCGAACACGCUAUUGUUCGCCGGCGGACAGUUCGCGAACAGUUCGGCGAGCAGUUCGCGACAUCUCUAAUUACAACAUACAACCAUCAGGUAUGCUUAAUGCAAUAAUUAUAUAUUAGACAGCAUAGAUAUAGUUAUGCAAUUUUUAAUUGGGGGUAUGUCUAAACAUAUAUUGCAAUAGCUGCAGAUCUCUUGUCUGUAGUCUUUAAAAAGCAUCCCCUUCUGAGCCCGCCCAGACUUUCUGUGGCUGUCCAAUCACAUACUUGUAAAUGUAGCUGAGUGUGAAGUCUUUGCAAGGCAGGUGCUCUGAGCAAUUGCUGUCUCUUGAGUUUAACUCCUCUGCACUAAGCAACCAGGAAGUAACAAGACCUUUUCUCUGAUUGACAGCCAUGGGGGUGUAUCAAGUUCAAUUUAUAAAAGUGUCAAUUUCCACUGAAAUCUGCAUUUGUAAAAUGAAAAAAAAAGUAUAAAGCACUUCAUCAAAUGAAUGUGCUUUAGGAGUUUGGAGUGUCCUUUUAAUGUUGGUAAUUACUGCAAAGUAUGCUAACUAGUUAUCCAUAUACAAGCAAGACAAAUGUACUGUCUUUUGUUAAAGAAGUUAUUGAUAUUAUUUAUUAUUAUACUAUGCUAUUUACUGGGCUAUGACAUUGCUGUAAUAGAUAGAUGGCACAGUUAGAUACAAAGUAAUAUAAGCUGAAAAAAUAGAUCCAUUGAGUUUAAUAUUUGACACAUUCUUUUUACUGCUGUUCAAAAAAAAUCAGUUUGAAGUAAUGUCCAACUGAGCCACAAAGUAGAUUUUUCAUUGGAUUGACAAGCUGUUACAAUGCAAAUUUAUAAAGUUAUAUUCAUUACUUCUUUCAGUGAAUUUUAGAUAUUCUUGUAUGUUAAAAAUGUUGGUUUGUAAAUGUAGAUUUCUUAGUAGCAUAGGGUCAGUUUUGAGUAUACGAAGUAUAUGACCCUUACUUAGUAUUAUAGCUUGACUUAAAUUUUUGCCACACACUCCCCUCUGCUUUCAUUGUUUUUUGCAUGUUAUAUCUAUUCAAUAAUAUAUUUCAAUGUGUAGAUUUACUUGUUCUUGGGGGAGGAAACUUCCUCUGCCUUUAAUUAGGGUAAGCUCUGGAAGUGAUAGAAAAGUUUGCAUGUCGAGAGGUGGUAUAUUCUAAAUGGAACCAGGCAGUUCUGAAGAGUAUAACUAAUAACUGGAAUUGCGCCAUAUGGUUUUUAUUGAUUUAGUAUUUAUUAAAAAAAAAAACACAUCUACCAACAUGAAAAAAAAACUCAGGGGUGUUUUGUGCGAGAUACUUUAUGAGACAGUUGGCUGUAGAUUAGGUGCCUGAAUGGUUCUUUUAAGUUACCGCACAGUCUGCAUUCGAAAAUUUUGAAGUAGCUUGAGGCAAUGCUUUAUUUUGAGAAUUCUACUUGCUGGCUAUUUUUUAGUUGUCAUGGAAACAUUCAAUGCAUGAAGGAAGACAUUGGAUGAUAUUUGACUGGAGAGCCUACUUUUCGUUCCAUGCAAAGUACCACUUUGCCAAUUCCACUUCACAUACAGCAGAUCAGGAAAGGAAUUCAGACGAUUAGAAGUUGACAUUAGAAAUAGUUUGGUACUACCUGAUUACAUAGUAAGUCGUUUCCUCCAAAAAGUCAAACAUACUGUUUUAGAAGAUUUUCCAACAUACCAAUAAUGAUCUAUUUUGAAUACCAACAUGAUUAUUCAACCAAGUUAGAAUUGUUGGAAAAUCAAAGUGAAUUUUAAAUAUAAGGUCAAAGUAACCAAACUGGGAGCCCAACUGAAUUUGAGAAUGUUUCCCUUUUUGGCAAUUUUGGACAAAUUGUCCCUUUAAUGAAGAACCCUACCAAAGUCAUACAAGAAUCUGAAUUGGCAGUUCUACCAUCUCCUAUCAGUAUUGGUACGGCAUUGACCAUGGGUUAUUCGCCAACUCCCAGCUGCUGUUUUAUUACAAGAGGUAAGCAUAAAAUUAUAGGAAACACAGUCCUUGAUCGUGGUUUCCCUUGUGAGCACUGAGCAGGAUGAGAACUGGGCCUAAAUACCCCUCCUCUAGAUCUGAUAGGCUGUAAUCGGCCUUUGACCCCAAAGGCAGUUACCAGGUUCCCAUUUGCAUAAUUGCUGCUCAGCAUUAACCCUUCUGUGGAUUUGGCUGCUGCUCAGCACACCUUUUCAUGUGGCAUAGCACCUGGUAGUAAGUUAAUGGAACAGCCAUAUGGUCUGUGAGGAGGUUGAGUAUUAGACUGCGUUUUGCUGAAUACUUAUUUAAUGUCUUGGUAUUGUAUAGGGAUCUCUGGAUUUUGAGGUGUACUAGUGGGUAAUUCAAUAGUGCCCACUCUUUUGGUGACAUGCAAUAUGCACCUUUCAAUACAAUCCUUACCCCAUUCUAAUAUUUCCCCAUUAGCCCAGUCAAUAUGAGGGUUAUGCUUGCUAAGCCAUGGGAAUCCUAAUAUAAUAGGACAAGAAGGAGAUACAAUCACCUGAAAUGUAAUAUCUUCCUUAUGUAAAGCACCAAUGGAAAUAUUAAUGGGUAAGGUUUCAUGCGUUAUCAAUGGUUGUGAGAGUGGUCUCCCAUCAAUAGCUUCAACAGCUAGGGGUGAUAGUCUCUCUUUGAUAGGUAUAGUAUUACCUUUGUCAAAUUGAACGUUGAUAAAGUUUCCAGCAGCACCUGGAUCCAUCAGGGCUUUGCAUGAAAAGUUAUUUUUGUCAAAGGCGAUAGAAAUGUCAAGGAGAAACCUAUUUUUAUUCUUUUCAGAGGACGUUUCCAUUACACCUAAGACCUGUCCCCUUAAGGUGCUUAGGUGCGGUAGUUUUCCGGACGUAUGGGACAAUUGUUUCUCAUAUGUCCCUUCCUACUGCAGUACAGACAUAGGCCCAGGGCCGGACUGGCCCACCGGGAUACCGGGAACUUUCCCGGUGGGCCGCGGCACCUAGGGCCGGUCUGGCAGCCCUUAUCAUUGGGCUGACAGCUCCUGUGCAGCUCCUGUGAUCCCGGCCGGCCAUGUGUGAGCUGUGCGGCCGCACAGAGCCCCAUGGGAGCAGGGGGAGCCAGGCGGCCGGCACAGCUCCACAUGGCAGCCCGGGAUGAGAAAAAUAAAAAUAAAUUUGUGGCGGGGCGUGCCUUUUGUGUGUGCCGGGGCGGAGCUUAGCGUGCGGCGGGGGCCUGGCUGACUGCAGCAUGGGAAGCAGGAAGGAGUUCCUGCUUCCCCAACAACCAGCCUCCAGGAGUUCCAAGCAGGAGGCAAGAAGCAGGUCAGUGUGUGAGUGUGUGACUGCCUGUGUGUGACUGUCUGUGUGAGUGUGUGACUGUCUGUGUGAGUGUGUGACUGUGUGACUGUGUGAGUGUGUGACUGUGUGACUGUCUGUGAGUGUGUGACUGUGUGACUGUCUGUGUGAGACUGUGUGAGUGUGUGAGUGUGUGACUGUCUGUGUGAGACUGUGUGAGUGUGUGACUGUCUGUGUGAGACUGUGUGACUGUCUGUGUGAGACUGUGUGACUGUCUGUGAGUGUGUGACUGUCUGUGAGUGUGUGACUGUCUGUGUGAAUUUCAGGGACAAUAGGUCUGGAAAAACAGAGUGCUAAAUGCAUACUCAUGCGUCUGGUCUUGUUUCUAGUAGCUUCUCUGGUUCUUAAUCUAUUAUCAAUAUGCAUAACAAAAGUGAUAAAUUCAUUAAGCUUUUUGGGUAAGUCUUUGGCAGCAAUCUCAUCUAGCAUAGUUUCAGAUAAUCCCUUUUUAAAUGCAGAGAUUAACCCACUAUUAGUCCAGUCUACCUCGGAAGCUAGGGUACGAAAUUCUAUGGCAUAUUCCGAGAUAGACCGGUUCCCUUGUCUGAUGUGCAUCAGGGCAGUAGAGGCGUCAUCCUCUUUGCCUAAAGCUUCAAACGUAAGUUUGAAUUCCGUAAGGAACUCCUGGUAAUUGUGUGCUACACUCCUAUUACUCUCCCAUAAUGGAUUGGCCGAAGCUAAAGCUUUACCUUUUAAUUGAUUCAUUAGGUAACCAAUUUUAGCUCUGUCUGUGGGAAAAGAUCCCGGUGAGGCCUCAAAAUGAUAUUCCAUUUGGUUAAUAAAUCCCCGGCAUUCUUGAAUAUUACCAUCAACAUGCAGGGGAGGAGAUAGGGAGAUAGUAGGUGCCCUGUGUACUAUAGCUUGAGGUACACAAGGUGGAGGUGAGGCCGCAGGUUGCAGAUGCGCUGUUUGGGUAAGAAGCGUACUGAAUACCUUGGCAAAUUGAUCCAUGCAGUGAUCAUUAUCCUCCAGUUUCCUUUCACACGCAGCUAUGUGCUUACACAAUUCUACAGGAUCUAUGGCCAUGUCGUAAUGUCAGGAUUACAGAAUGAUCCAGCACGUAGAAUUGUGUAACACAGAGGACUGAUAGGUAACGUAUACCUUAGACCUUAGAAUGGCCGGACUAACGUACCAAGAAUAGUCAGGAAUAGCCGAAAUCAAGGGAAACAGAAAGAGACACAACGAUAAGGAAAGGCCAGGAGUCAGGGAAGUCAAAAACAAUGCCAAAGUCAAAAAAACAGAAUAACCAGAAUCAAUAACGCGCUCUCGGACAACCACAAGGAAAACCACGACAGGGCACUGAGCAGGAUGAGAACGGGGCCUAAAUACCCUUCCUCUAUAUCUGAUAGGCUGUAGCCGGCCUUUGACCCCAAAGGCAGUUACCAGGUUACCAUUUGCAUAAUUGCUGCUCAGCAUUAACCCUUCUGUGGAUUUGGUUGCUACUCGGCACAACUUUUUAUGUGUGGACAGUAAAUGCCAUUAACCACAUUUUUAUAAGCGGAUGAAUACGUGACAGCUAGUAAGCUAAUCUAUGUUUGGGAAAGGUUCCCUGAAAGUAGAUCUGCUUUCUAGUGCAUGCUUGCUAGUGUUUUUCCCGAAAUAAGACAUCCCCUGAAAAUAAGCCCUAGUGCAUUUUUCAGGGGAAAAUUUAAUAUAAGACCCGGUCUUAUUUAUGGAAAAAUUUUAACUUUAAGUGUAUCCCGUCCAAAGAAAUCCUUAGGUGGGGAUAAUUCCACCAGCGCUGUGGCAAUAGAGCAGUACCUGUCUGCUCUAUUCUUGUAAGUAUAACUCAUUUUAAGAUAUUAUCUUGUUGUUCAUACUGAGAGCACUAUUUGCUGUUUUAUAUAUAUUCUGUGGACACCUACUAUCCAAUACCGGAGAGGCGGACCUAUCUCCUCAGCAUUUAAAGAACAACGCAUAUCCGAGUAGGUUCUAGCCUACAUUAAAGGAAUUCCAAGCCGGAUAGACGGACCAACCAUCUAAGUACAUCCGAUAGUGGGGAUCAAACCACUAAGUGUCUCUUCUCCUAGAGCUGGUUAAAGCUCCAACAAAUGUGAGUGAAAUACAUUUCCUUUGAAUAUAUACCACAUCUGGACAUACAAUAUUUCACCAUUGGCAGCUUUUUCUUUUUUCUUUUAUCUUCACAUAUAUGGACUACCUACCAUACGGACGGAGUAACACUUGAGGAUUACUAUCGUAUUACUGCACAUCAGUGAGACUGUUCCAAUUUAUACUUUUAAAUAUCUGGAUGAACUUUACUUGAUUUUACUAUUAUUGCUUAUUUUAUUUAUAUACAUUUUUAUACACUUGUUAUCUUUUUGUUCAAGCGCAGCCCUUGACCCCCUUUCUUGCAUUUUCUUGUUUUUAAUAAAAGGGUUUCCUGAAGGAUUUCCCUUUUAGGGUUGCUGCUUAAUUGAGUUAGCGCAGACUCUUCCUCCUUUCUAGAAUACUGCGAUUGACUGUACAUUUUAUUUAACUAAAAAUAAUCAUAACAGCUCCCCCUACUGUUGAGGUCUGUCAUACACAUGUGUUAUAAUCUUGAUGACUAAUGUUGCCGCUCCAAAACACAUAAGGAUCUGAAAAUACUGUGAUCUGCAAACGUUAAGACAUCAUCUCCUUCUGACACAAUAAUGCACACUAUCUCUCACAUACCCCUGUCUAACCACUCCUUAUAAAUCUCUCUCCCACCCUUCCACUGCUAAAGCCUGUGCGUGUGGGAGAAACCGCACAACAAGGCCACACCUGUCACAGGCUGUCAUCCAGGGUUGUGCCUGACGCACUUGGAAUCUUGACCUUACUUGGGUAGAAGCAACUAAAUAAAACUUGAAAAUGUUCUUUUAUAGGCUUAUUAAACCAGCUUGGUGUAUAAUAAUCUUUAGGUUAAAUAUAAAGCUAACAUGGCUACUUGUUUACUAUUGUUUGUGUUCCAUGGUCAAGCAGUGAUGGCUGAUCUGGGUACCCCAGAUAUUUGUUUGAGAACUUUAUUCCCCAAAAUGUUCAGCCGAUAAAGAGAAACUCAUUGCUUGAAUAUCUUGGGUGCCAGUUAUUUGUUUAUAGGUGUCAAAGGAGAAUCAUCAACGUUCCAAACAAGUUCUCAUUAAAUACAGUACUUGUAUAUAUCAAGUUUAUAGAGUGCAGUACUUUGUGUUCUGGAUCAAAUAAAAAAAAAUAAGAAACACUUGGAAUUUGUGGAUGAAAAAUAAUUUGAUGUCUGCAUUGUUUAUAGUGAUUACACAGGUGUCUCCAUUUUAUUUUUCUUUACAGUUUGCUCAGUUAGCUAUGCCAUAGUACAGGUUUGGUCAGAGAGAUUGGGCUGCAGAUUAUUUUCUUUGGGCUGGGAGCUGUAGGUAUGAAUAAAGGGAGAGGUUGGGAAUUGAUGUGUGUGCCAAGUGCCAACCUCGGUUUACAAACUCCUCCAGAUAAAUCAAAGGUAUUUUCUCUGUUUUAACAGGCUGAAAUGUUUAAAAGGUACGUGUUGUUCUAAUUGAAACAGUGUCUAGAUUAAAUGGUUUUAUUAACUUUAUUCGCUCUGACGACUCGAGCCAUGAUUUCAAUCUGGACAAGGAGUGCACGUGUAUUUUAUUCACUGAAUGAUAAUAAAUAUAUCAAAUCUACUCCCACCGUUUCUCAAGCACCUGUAGUUGUUGGUUAUUGUACGCCCCUUACUUUGCAUUUUUUAUUAAUAAAAAAACACGUGUUAGUGUGUAAAUAUGUCUGUAAUCUGCAUGUAUGUUACUGUGUGAGAUUGUUUAUAUUUACCUGCAAAAUCCAACACUACACAUAAAUGCAUGCUUGCAUUCAAAUGCCAACAUCACACACAAAUAUUCCCUUACAUACACACAAAUAUGCUGCAUACAAAAACAUGCUUACAUUUAAGCACACAAACACUGCUCCGUGCUAAAUAAAACCAGAUAUUAAAAUUGGAGUUGCACGACAGAUGGGGAUCUACGUUAUGGCCACCCUAUUAAUAGGGGACCCAAAAAUAUGCACGUGGGCCCUCUCUACUUUAGUUUUGCCAUUGCAUUGGUGUGGAGGUGUGAUUGCAUGCUAGGAAGCAGAGGGGCAGGAUCCAGGGGGCCUAAGCAAUUACUUUCCCAGGCUCUGAUGGGAGCACUGUUCCUGUGAUCUCUGCAGCCGUAGUGCCCUGAACAUAGCGCAAACACAUCUUAUGAAGUGCUCGCGCUAUGCUUAUUGGCGAUAGUUGGGACAGCGGAUUGUCACUCCAAAAUCAGGACUGUCGAGAGACAGUAAAUAAAACAGGUGUAGAAGCAGAGAGAGAUAUUUUCUGUUACUUUGGCUAUGAAUGCACACAAACAUAUGUUUCAUACAGUAUGUACGUAAUGGGUUUCUAAAUUAACACAGAGCCUUCAAAAUAAGAAUACUAUCAUAGAACUGAGUGAAGCUGCAGCCCACAACAUUUGACCCGCUGUCCCACUUACCUGAAUUCCCCUCAUAACAACUUGAAAGAACACUCUAAGCAACUAAACACAUUUAGCUUAAAGGGUUACUCCAACCAUCAUAACCACCACAGCCUGCACUAUGACCACUUCUGAUCACUGAUAUGGUCAUGGUGCUUGCAUGCCUCCCAUGCAUCCAGAUGCCAAAGGGACAGUGUCAAUUUUCAGAUCCCGUCACAACUAUUCCGACUUUGUUCCCAGGUGUCCAGCUUUUGGAGAAACUGGCCCCAACAAGCAUUGUGUGAGUGCAUCAUUAUACCAUGCUUGCUCUGUGCUCAGGCAUUAGGACACUGAAACAGUGCUAUGGGUGGGCCCACUCCCUUUCCGAAUCAACCGAUUCACUUUUAACCCUUCACAGGAUGCCAAAGUUGAGAGGUAUGUGCUUGGAACCACACUUUAAUGAAGUAGUUUGGGUGUAUAGAUCAGAGAUCAUUAUAGAUCAUGUAUCCUACCUUAAAUAAGCACAAUCAGCAUUUUGCAUCAGUUAGCCAGCCAUAAGGGUCCAGAUCUCGGCUGCCACAUCAAGGUUAUGGAAAUAAAACUUCAUUGCAUCUUGUUGGCUACAGAGGGACACUUUAACCAUAUUGUGUGCUUUUUCACCGUUCAGAAAUCUUCCUGUUAUCACAAAUGAGGUCAAAAAACCUGAUGCCUUCAGGCUUAAAGGGAUACUCUAAGUACCAAAACAACCUUAGCUAAGAUCUUGCCCCUGCAGUCUCACUGCUCAAUUCUCUGCCAUUCAGGAGUUAAAUCACUAUGUUUAUGCAGCCGUAGCCAUGUAUCCCAUGUCUGUGACUCAUUUAGUUUCCAUGAAAAAAAUGUUAAAAUUUUACAGCACUAUGUGUUUACAAAGUUACUUCAAUCCUAAAUGGCAGAAAAUUUAGCAUCAGGUUUUUUGACCUCAUUUGUGAUAACAGGAAGAUUUCUGAACGGUGAAAAAGCACACAAUAUGGUUAAAGUGUCCCUCUGUAGCCAACAAGAUGCAGUGAAGUUUUAUUUCCAUAACCUUGAUGUGGCAGCCGAGAUCUGGACCCUUAUGGCUGGCUAACUGAUGCAAAAUGCUGAUUGUGCUUAUUUAAGGUAGGAUGUCAAUUUUAAACAGAUCGCAGACCAGUGGUUGUAAGGACUUUAAGUUCUUCUUCAGGACUAGGUGUCCUUCCCUCUGUUGCUAAAAUUUAUAUCCCAGAAUUCUGACAAUUACAGAGUAGAAGGAAUUCCUGCUAGAAAUUAUUGUAAACUGGUAUUAACGGUACUUGUAUUCUUGGGAACUUGCCUUGGUUAAAGGGACACUAUAGUCACCAGAACAACUACAGCUUAUUGAAUUUGUUCUGGUGAGUAGAAUUAUUACCUUCAGGCUUUUUGCUGUGAACAUUGUCUUUUCAGAGAAAAUGCAGUGUUUACAUUACAGCCUAGUGAUACCUUCACUGGCCACUCCUCAGAUGGCUGUUAGAGAUCCUUCCUGGGUCAUGGCUGCCUAAAAUGCAUCCAAACAUUCAGUGUCUCCUCCCUCUGCAUGCAAACACAGAACUUUCCUCAUAGAGUUUCAUUGUUUCAGUUCAUCUCUAUGAAGAGAUGCUGAUUGGCCAGGGCUGUGUUUGAAUUGUGCUGGCUCUGCCCCUGAUCUGCCUCUUUGUCAGUCUCAGCCAAUCCUAUGAGGAAGCAUUGUGAUUGGAUCAGGCCACCACUUCUGAUGAUGUCAGUGGUCAGAGGAAGUUCACAGGCAGAGGCAGCAGUUUCAGACUUUAAUACAAGUAAGAUUUUACUAUAUUUAGGGAAGCAAAAGGGGCCAAGGGGGCUAGAUAGUGGUUUUAACACUUUAGGGUCAGGAAUACAUGUUUGUGUUCCUGACCCUAUAGUGCUGCUUUAAGGAAUUAUGACUUUAGGGUUGGGGGGAGGGAGGUGCAGGAACCUAAAUUAAGAAAUCAGAGGUUACGGGACAAGCAUUGCCCACUGUUCAUGGUUAAAGAAAUGUGUUCAUCGCCAUAACUGCAUGGAAAGAGAGAGCUUUGUUAAAUUAUUAUGCACCAAGCGUCCCCGGGUUCUGUCCAUAUUAACUUACAAAGUCACCAGCUCAGGGGUAACUCUAAAUGUGUUUUUAGAGAAUAUGGUAUUGAGUUAUCAGAUAUUCCAUUUACAUAGGAAUCAAAUAGGGUUCCAAGGAAAAUCCAUUUCCAGGUAUAGCUUGGUUCUCAUCCCUCAUUGUAUUAUCGUCUCUUGAAGUGUAUAGCUACACAACAUAAAAAUAUCGCACAGCACAAAUAAACAUACUAUCAUAUUUAUAUGCAUCUCUCAUUAGAUAUUUGUAAUGGAAAGAAAUCGAUGAAAACCAAACAAAUUUGGAAUGCUUGACUUUGCCUGUUAGGUUUGAUUGGAUGAGGCACUUUGCCGUAAAUGCUGCAUUUGUCCAAGUGAUUCCCACCAUUUGUUAAUAUUUCCAGCGUUCAAUAAAUGCCCCUUGCUUUUGACAGUGUCCUCUAACUGACCUGGCUCAUACUUUCCAAAGACACUUCAAAGCUGGAAAAGGCUGGCACAGUGUUUGUCCUGUAGAAUGGGGGCUCUGUUCUGCUAAAACGGAUAUAAAUCCAAUUUUUAAUAUCCAUAAUUCCUUUAUGUAUACAUUGUGAUAGCCACAUGACUUGCAAAUAUGUGAGGAUAAAAUCAUGUAAAUUAAAUUAUAUUUUAGAAGUACUAAGCCUGUGUGCCAGCAGUCGCCACGUGUUUAAUGCCACUGUUAUCAACAUACUGCACUAUGAACCUUAGAGGAAUCAUGAGCAGCCCUGAGAUAACUAUUCCUUGUAAUCCAUACAUUUGCUAGUGAUUUCAACACACAGAGUAUAGAUCAGAUUUGUAUACAGCAUUCUUUUUUUUUUUUUUUUAUUGAAUUAUAUAUCAUAAAACAUUUUAUGUAAAUAGACAUACAAAAAAAGGUAAUAAUGAUUCUUUCUAGAAUCAAACAUAACAAUAGUCAUACCAUAAUCACAGAUGGAUAACUUAUUAAUAUUCUUAAAUCUUUACCUUUCAUUGUCUUAGAUCAUUAUUAACAGUAUAUCAGUUUUUUAUUUUCCAGGAUUAAUUUCUACUAUUACAUCAAUUAUACAUAUUGUUGUCACAGUCGCGUUCAAACUUUCACAACAAUACAUGUUACUCAUAUAUUGUUGACCAAAACACAAAAGAUAUGAAGAUUUAUAUUUUCCUUAUUCUCCUUUCUAACUCUUUUUACCUUUCUUAUAAGUCAACUGUAUAGACUUUCUUGUUUCCCAUACAGUGUUUAUCCUUUCUAUGAUUAUAUCCCAUUCAUUCAAACUUCUACAUAUAUUAAAACAUAGAUUGGGUUAAUUCUUUAGUCAUCAGAUAUAUAAUUUUUCUCUUAUCUUUCUUUUACUUCCCUUUUUUUCCCCCUGCCAUUCCCUUUACACAUUCUCUUUUUUUCCUUUCUCACCCUCUCUCUUUUUUCUUUUUCCUCUCCUUUUUCUUUCCUCUUUUUUUCCCUUCUUUUUUCCUUUCCAUCCCUUUCCCUUCUUCUCUUUCUUUCUUUUCUCCCUAAUUUUUCCCUUUCUUUUCCUUUCCAUUAGUUUUUUCCCUUUUUUUCCCUUUCCUUUUUUUUCUUUUUCUCUUCCUUCUUUUUUUAAUGUUUACAGUGGUUCUCACAUUUAAUGUAUACCUUUUUACAUUAAAUUAUUCAUAAUUUUAGCCUUCUAUAUGAUUGAUAUCUGCUAUAAGGGUAUUAUAUACCUCUGUUGUUGUAUUUUUUUUAAUAAACAUUAUACCAAAUUACUCCCUUUUCCAUCUCCAAUUGGUUCUGAAUUUGGCCCUUUAUAUUGGGGAUAUCAAUUCUUUCCCAUAAUUUUGCAAUCAGAAGCUUAGUGGCCAUAAGACAGUGAGUAACUAGUAUUUCGUUUUUUUAAUCUAAUUUAUUAUUAUAAAUGUAUAAUAGGGCUAUUUCUGGUGUAAAAUUUAAAUGGAUAUUACUUAUCGCAGUUAUUAUUUUAAAUGUAAGGUCCCAUAAUAGUUGGAUUCUAGGGCAAUUCCACCAUAUAUGUAUCAUAGAGCCAUCUAAAUUAAAACAUCUCCAACAAUUUAAACGUUAUGUCUUGGAAACAGUUUGCGGAUUUAGUCAAGUUACCUUUCUUUACUUACCCCCCUUCUGCGUACACUAUCAGGGAAAUUAACUAAACUGUGAAUUGUCAGGAAUUCACCAGUGAAUUGUAGUGUAAAAUGACUGAAUUAGAAAAUGCUCCGUAAGCCAUGUUUCCAGAACCUAUAUUGAUCUUAACUGUGAAAUACCCUGCUCAUUUUACAACAAUUCAUGGUUUAGUCAAUAUUGUAAUUAUUAUUAGGAGUAGUAUUAGUAUUAUUAUUAUUAGCAUAUAUAAGCUGAGCUUACAAACUAAAAGGAUUUUGGUUAGGUGGAUACACAAUGAUCAGCCACAACAUUAAAGCCCUUUGCCUAAUAUCAUGUAGGCCCCUGUGUUUCCAAAACAGCACUGCUGAGUCAAGGCAUGGACUCCACAAGGCCUCUGAACAAUAUUGGUAUCUGGCACCAAGACAUUAGCAGCAGAUCCUUCAAGUCCUGCAGGUUACGAGGUGGGGCCUCCAUGGAUCGGAUUAGUUGUUCCAGCACUUCCCACACAUGCUCAAUCGGAUUGAGAUCUGGGGAAUUUGGAUGCCAAGGCAACACUUGAUCUCUUUAUCAUGUUUCUCAAACCAUUCAUUAACAAUUGUUAUACAAUUAUGCAAAUAUAGAAAUGGGGUAUUUGUAGGUGAAGAAGACCCUGCUGAAACGAGUUUACAAUCUAGGAGGAUUUGAGAUAGGUGGAUAUAACGUUAGGUGACUUGCCUAAGAACAUUUACUAGUAAAGUGGUCUGACUGGGAUUCGAACCUAGGAUUCCCAGUUCUAAUGCAGUGACGUUUCUUCUAUCUGAAAAUAUAAUUUCCAUAAAACCAUUAAUAUAAUAAAACAUUGCAAGCUUAUAUGAAGUAUUUUAAUUACAGACUUACUAUAGGUAAACAUAGAAAGUGUUUAGAUAGGAACUUUAAAGUUAAAUAGACAGCUUGCAAUAAGAACUAACUUUACUUCUUUUUUUUUUAUCUAAUACAUUUUUUACAGCUUACUGCCUCAAGUCUGGGCUGUGACCUAUUGUCCAACCCUAUAGACGGAAUUAUUAGUCACAUUCCACCCACUCUGCAACCUACAUCUAAGCUAUACGUACAAUGCCUAUUAUAAAGAGAAAUUCAUAUACGAUUGAAAGGAAUAGAAAUGAAAAAGGUAAUAAAAAUAUCUAAAUAUACAAUAGGAACACGGUUUGCCAAGGUUUCUCAUCUGUACAAUUCUGCCCAAUGACCUUUAUAUAAAUGUUAUAUGAAUUCUGAUUGGCUGACAACAUCAAACAGCCAUUUAGAAUAUUUUUAAAAAAUUUCUUCUGUGGGUGUUCUUCUUUAAGCAUGUUAUCGUGAUGAGAUGACAACGGCAGAAAAAUAAAGUCAAACUAGAAGAUUUAAAAGAAAUACCCAAAUCAUAUUUUUUUGGCUCAGCCAAUUUUGGCUUCAAUUUAGCAUUUCGGAUAUCAGAUCAUCAUGACAAAAUCUUUAGUGACUAGUCCUCUAUAUCUCAUUGUAACCCAAUUAUUUUUUUUAAUUAUUAUCACCAGAGAAGGAUUAACAUCCCAUGGGGUCCUACGCAAGUUAGCAGUUUGGGUCCCCCUUCAUUCUUUACAUAUGGAUGGUUAAUGGGGCCACGCAAACUCAUGGUUCUGGGGAGCCUGUUAAACCUCGCUACCCUAGAUGUUCGCCUAGAGUAGCUGUCAGGAUCCUAUCCAGACAACCAAAGUUAUGUUUCAUUUUUUCUUUUAUUUCUACAAAUUUCAGUUUUCCAGCACUAGUGGCCUCCCUAGCCACUAGUCUAAAUCCACAGUUUCUCUCACCUUCCUAGCGUGAUUAAUAAAUCUGCUAUAAGGAGCCACACCCUGCUGAACAAAUGGCCUUUAAAGUGAAUUAAUGAAGUUGAUCUUCAACCUGAUUAAACAUCUGAUCCUGGCACCUAUAGAGAAAACAUUGAACCCAACCUGAUUUAUGGGAACAACCUGCUUUAUUUCCAAACUGCUUAAUGCCAAUAAGCUUGGGGACAAACCUGAUCGACAAUACCUACCUGCUUAAAUCCACACUGGACUUCGAUACCUUCUUGCGUUGUUUCAAACCUACCUUAUCUACGCUACCAACCUGCACAAUAUAAACAUUCCUGUUAUUUUGCAACUAUCCUGAAUGACCCUGUUACAAUUAUCUGAAAUCUGCAAUACUUCAUCCAAACCAAAGAAGCUGAUCACCUAAACUUAUGAAUAUCCUGUAUUUCUGAAACCUUUAUAGUCUGUUUUGUUCUGUCUUAUUAUAUUUGUUUACCCGUAACCUAUAUUUUCAUUUAUAGGUUUUCCUUCACGUUAUUUACUUAUAAUUUCAUUUAUAGGCUCUUCUUCACUUUAUUUACCCAUAAUUUCAUUUAUAGGUUUUCCUGCUACCUAAUAACCUGUCUGGGACAUAUUGCCUAACUUUCUAUUCUUGUUAUUCCUCUAUAUACUUACUUAUAAUCUCUUUUAUAGGUUCCGCUUUCUCCCUUUGACCUAUAUUUUCCUUUAUAGGCGUUAUUUCCUAAGUAACCGGUUCUGGACAUAUUUCCUAACCCUCUAUUUAAUUUUCUCCUUUUUACUUUCAUUCCUCUAUAUUAUUUCCACUUCCCUUUAAUUCCUGCUACACUUAUUAUUACAAGAAAACCACGUCAAAGAUUAUAAAUAAAGAGCCUAAAGUUAACCCUGGUAUAAGUCUCUUAUGUGACCUGAUCAAGAACCUGACAUGACAGUUACGUUAUUAUUAUUAUUAUGAUAUUUAUAGAUCGCCGUCGAACUCCGCAGCGCUUUACAAUGGGUGGACGAACAGACAUGUAGUUGUAACCAGACAAGUUGGACACACAGGAACAGAGGGGUUGAGGGCCCUGCUCAAUGAGCUUACAUGCUAGAGGGAGUGGGGUAAAAUGACACAAAAAGGUAAGGAUAGCAUUAGACUAGUGGAAGUUGCAGAAGAGGAAUCAGUCAGGAGCUAUUAACAGUUUAAUUAUAAAACGUUAUAGUUAAUCCUGCUCUGUUUGUCAACCAUAAGUUUUGCUGCAGUCUACGACAAACACAGCUGAUAGCUGUUACACAUAUAUUUGAUGUUUUAUGUAUCUUCAGGCAUUAAUGAUAGACCUGAUGUAAUAGAUUGAAGUAUUUAUGGAAGUCUUUCUCUUGUCUAUAUUAUCAGCGUAUGAUUUGUGCAGUGGUACUAUUUAUGGUCUUGGAUGAAAUUAUGUACCAGUAAAUCUUUCAUCAGACUAAGAAAUAAAAAGACUGCUGAUUGCAGAAACAUUUUAUUUCAACUAUAUAUAUUACUUAACUGUGUGUAAACAUGCAAUUACCACCCCCUCUCAUUGUCUGAUAUUCCCUCCUCCACAUUUUCAUCUCAUUGACCUAUCUAUAAGAUCUGUGUUGGACUGUCACCCUGUGUUUACUUAACAUUUCUUAAAUCCCACUAUUGUGUUUCAUUCCAUUGAUAUGUUAAUGAUAAAGUGUGAGGUCCAGCAGGUUCAAGAUUAGGAACCCUGGAUGCAGCUGUAAAACUAAUAGAACUCAAUAGCCAGGAAACCACCCACCAGCAGAGGUUGAGACCUUGACUUUGAACUGUUGAAUUGCUAGACAUUUUCCAGGGACUAGAUGUAAGAGGUCCAGUAUGGUUUAAAGUCGAGCCCAUUAUAUCAAUAAGUAGUCAGUACAGUAACAUACAAAGGUAGACAAAGGCAAAGAAGUAAAAACAUGCAGAACUUGUAAGGUUGACCUAGACAAUAACAAAGAGACACUAGAAGCAUAUUCAACCAGUCUACAUAAGACCAUCAUCUCGAUUGCAGGAGCCACCAGUAAAUGGUCACACAAACAUUAAACACGAAACCAGUUCCGGUCAGGAUUAUUGUGAUUGCUAUUACACGGACCAAACAACUAAGAAAAAAAAUCAAUAUCACACUAACUUGCAUCACUGAAUAAAGAUGAGAAGUCCCAUUAAAUAUAUAACUCCAACUGAACAUAUUAUGGGACAAAUGUCAUGGAGGAUGUUUCUCGUUUCAUCCUUGCAAUUAAAUAACAUCAACACUGCUACAACCUAUUACCUAAAAUAUCUAAUUCCAGACAAAUAUGUUUUGGCUCCCCAACGUGUUUUCUUUUCUUACCAGCCAAAGAAACAAACCAUAGGCUUUGUAGGAUUCAAAUGCUGCUAAAUACUUGACAUGUAACAGUGGCAGCCCGUGGGAAUUACCAAGACAGAUUCAUAAUAAAAAUGCAUUAGAGGGUAGGAUACAUUUGGUUUGCAUCUUUCUUUAUUUUAUCUAUCUAUCUAUCUAUCUAUCUAUCUACCUAUCUAUCUAUAUAUCAAACUAUAUAUAUAUUGCAGCAGUUUCAAGUUUUUAAGCAAGUGCUCUAGGAUCAAAGUCAAAAAUCCAAAAUAGCUUCAAAAGUUCCACCAAGUCAGUAGUACAUUGGAAGGUGGGUAUAGAAGAUGUUUCAUCUCAGUCAUGCCAUUUUCUGGUACAUGUUAACAUUUGGAACAUCCAAAAAGUCUCUUAAUGUUCAUGUGAAGAUGUCACAUGAACAUUAAGAGACUUUUUGGAUGUUCCAAAUGUUAACAUGUACCAGAAAAUGGCAUGACUGAGAAGCACAUCAAAGAACACGGGGUAAAUACAGCCAGUGGGCCACAGUGAUAAACAUAUCUGGGUACCGGGGGCAACUGUAAGGUAAAGGUUGUAUUUGUAUAAUGUAAAUUGCACUGUAAAAUGUACAAUGCCCAAAAUAUUUCACACUGUGUGAACAUGGGUGGGUGGUGAAUAUCUUUAUUAUGGAUUGUUGUAUUUUUUUAAUUUUUUUUUUAUGCUCUUCCAGUUUAAUUUUAGUGUUUUUUUUUUUUUGUCUUUUUACUGUGUAAAAUGUGCACACUCUGUCUUUGUUCGAAACUGAUUACAUCAGCCAACAGUAUAGUUUAAAAUUUACUGCGUGGUUUCUGUAGGUUCCUUAAACUCCUUGAACCGAUAUGAUGGUCUUUUGAAUCUGAAAUAUAAUGGUUGUACAGAUUAAGCUUAUCCUAGUUGUGUUAACAGAACGGUUUUGCACAUGUUCUGCUAAGAUUAUGCUAAGAGAAAAGGCUCUAUUUCCAUAUAACAUCACCAAGUAUUCUUCCAUCUGUAACAAUGUAUACUUGUUUGGUGCCCACUGUAUCUCUAAUGUUUGUUCUGUUUUCUAUUUCUUAAAAAUUCUGCAUUAAAUGAUAUUCUAGAAAUAAGUCUGUCUGUCAAUCUAUCUAUCUAAGGUAUCUGCCUAACUGAAUAGUCCUAUGUAACAUCAUAUAUCAGUAUAGAAGAGAAAAACGUCAGUUAUGAUAAUAGCUUAUUAUUUUAUAUAUUUGUUAUUUAGUAAAUCAUAAGAUUGUAACACCGGCAUAUUUUACGCAUUUGUCUCCUGUUGUUUGCCGAGAUAAAGAUUUUAUUGGCUAUGACAUAUGUAUAGUCGCCUUUCCGGCAUAUGCAUGGCAAUCCCAAAUAACCCCCCACAAAUAUUUGGACACCUUAAUUUUGGAAAGUUAUCACAGUUUUAAUAAUAUAAAUAAAGUUAAAAUAAUUUAAGGUCAUUGUCACAUAUUAACAUAACAUAUGCUCCACCAACUCCAUUAACAAUACUACCCCAGACAAUGACCCACAACACAAUAAGUAAAACCACAUUAUAACAUAUAAUUAAUAUAUAAACAAAACCAUUGCCACCAAGAGCAUAAUAUAACCAUUGCCACAGAGGGCAUGAUUUCCCAGGUUUUUUCAUGUAGGGGCAUACCGAGAUACACCCUACACACACCAGGUUCGGAGCUACCGACGAGCUCGAACCUACAAAUACUCUUCCAAACCUAACUGUUCUUAGCGAACAAAACUAUUUUACAUCAGGGCAAACCACCUACACCCCAACUUCUCUAUUCCUGCUGCCGUGACCAAACGGGAUCUAGAGAUCAAAUUAGGGAGGGUGGGACAAAACAGGUAAGUAAGGAUUAAUUAAGAUAGCCACUGAUCUGAAAUAGCCACUGUAUAUACUCUUUUAACCCAAAACCCAACCCCCAGCUAUUGUAGCCAGCCCCUUACAUUACACCCCUCCUAUGCCUGUCUCCUAGAAAUGUCAAGGCCCAUUCCCCUUAGCUGCGCUGCUCCAUGGGCUUCAUUCUGGACUAAGAUGUACAGCUUGCUUGUCAUCUUUUUACAACUGUUAAGUGAAUAAGCCCACAUUUGAUCUCUCAGUCUGUGGCUACGGACACUGAAUUCUAAUGUUUUCAAGUGUGCGUAAACACAGAUUUUGUUUAUGGUUUACAUUUUAAUCACAAGUCACUGUUUAGUUAAUAAGCCUGAAAGCAAAGCCACGUCAGAAAAAAAAACACAACAAUCUAUGAGAGGUCAAGCUAGCGAAGAUCAAAGAAGAAUUGAAGCCCAUAAUAUCAUUUUUAAAAACGGAGAAGAUCUAACGAGAGUUCAGCGUGGCAGCUUGCUUCCUUCAUGGCAAUGAGUUCCUGUGCUCUGUAACCACACAAUAGCCUUUAAAUAAACCUCACACAGGCUUCAGGGGGCUGUGAAAUUGGUGUUUGGUUGCAGUAGGAAAAGUGCCACUUCUUCCUGUUUAAUAAUACAGCCCCGAGCACAACACACAAUUGCCUAUCUUGAUUUUCAGUGGUGGGUGGUAAGCUUAACAGACCACGUUCUCUGUUCUUAAAAGCCUUUUGAAAUACAGUCAUGAAUGAAGCUUUCAUUAAAGAGUUUCUAUGCUCUUCACGAUGAAAAGAGAUUAAUGAGCCCAAUAUGUAAAGUCCAUCGAGAGGAAGAAUGAAAACUAAAAAUGCAUUUUACUUUAAACAAAAAGCAAACGCAAUUUACUGUAUUCUAUCGUUCAUCAUAGAGCCCUGACUCGUAAAAUAAUGGACUUAUUGUAAAAUAAAACUUUUCUGAACUCAAAAAUCACUAGUUCUACAACAGUGGUGAUUGCUUGUACCUGGAGUGGAACUUGGUAUCUAGUACAUAUCACGAAUUAGUGAAGGCAUUAAAGGGGCAGUCUAGUCACCAUAACCACUACAGUUAAUCACAGUAAUCAGUAAUUUGGUGUUCUCUGUGGACUCUGCCCCCCUACCUUCUUUCUUUCUUUAUUGUCUUAUUGUUUUGGAGUGUAAAUACAGGGCUUUUGCCAGCAGUCACAGCAUGUCUUUCUGCAGCUGCACUGAUAAUGUGGAAAUUAUUUUCCAAUUUCUAAACCUCCCAACAGUCCCCAAUUUUUGUGGAAUGCUGUAAGUGUAUUCCUAGCAUAUAGUACUUCCCUCUCCUGAGCUCCUCCUCCUCCCCGCUCCACACCAUGGCGAUAAAAGGGUUAAAAACCCUAUUGUCACUCACCUAAAUCCAGCAGGUCUGGGUCAGGCUCUGCCUACGCUCCCGCAGCGCUGAUGUCCCUUGGCGCUUGGUCAAGCUCCGCCUUAGCUCUUUCUCUCCGAACGUCGAUGACCUAAUGCGCAUGCGCUUCGAGUGCCGCAAUCACAUUAGGACAACCUCGUAGGAAAGCAUUAAAUCAUGCAUAGUGUGAGGACUUUCAGUGUCAGGCGACCAAAAGUCGCCUAACGACUUUGAUGCGCCUCUAGUGGCUCUCUGGUAGACAAUCAUUAGAGGAGGGGUUAACCCUGCAAUUUUAUUAUUGCAGUUUCUUAAUAAUUGCAAUAAUUACCAUUGCAGGGUUAAACUGACAGGAACACUGCACCCAGACCACCUGGGUGAGCUAAAUGUGGUCUGGGUGACUAUAGUGUCUCUUUAAAGAGACAAUCUAAGAAGCAUAAACACAACAUCCUAUUGUAAUUAUAAUGGUGAAAGGAGGCUCUGCAUGUAAUUACUUCAGUUACUUUAAUAAAUAUUUCAAGCACUUUGACAAAAAAAAAAGCAGGGGACCCUUGGCACCCAAAACCCACACCCUCUGCUAGGGAUUUGAUAAUGGGUAAGUUUCCACUUCAAAAUAUUUGUAUGAGCUAAAAACUUUGGUUGUGUAAGAUCACCAUUAAUCACUCUAGUGCUGCUAAACGGAGACCAACUCCCUUUGAAACACCAGUAAUCCUCUUACACCAUAACCACUGCAAUAAUAUGUAGUAGUUAUGGUGUUUGGAGUACCCAUUAAGGACCCAAAAUACUUCUUCUUAGCAAAUUUAGCAUAAUUAUGUAUUUACACGGUUCGGCUUGUUGGAAUGAAAUAUUUGACUUAAUUUCAGCAAUUUAAAAAACAAUGCAGGGGGGCGGAGCCAGACUAGCAAACUGACAAGACGCACUCUGUGUGAGCUCCUGCCAAACGGGCUCAAAAGCUGCUAAUAUCUCGGGGUACAGAGGUGAGAUGUGCCUACAAAACAGCCCAUUGGACUGAGGAAGCUACUGACACCUCAUUCAACACCCUCACGAGAGCAUGAAACACUCCCCCCCCCCCCUCAUGGACCGCACCACACGACAGGCUUCACAACCUCCCUAAGCAAGAUGGUGAAUAUGCUUGACUCAGCUGUGCAAAGCAAGCGGCAGCAACAAUCUGCUAUCAUAGACACUAGUGACCAUGCAAGAGACUCCCUUGCAGUAACCUUUGACCGCUUUUGGGCCAAGCUGAUGGUGAACUUGCAGCCAGCGGUAACCCAUCACAAACCAACCACACGGGAUAAAGCCGAUGGCAAACAGAGGCAUGAGAAUCCCCUUCAGGGCACAACUAAGCCCCAUGCUACGGACUUCCGCACCAAGGGCCUUCCCGGGCUGAGAGCAUGGGGCACACCCCAGAGGUGCCGGCCACACCGGCAGAGAGCAGCAAGACGACAACUUCAAAAGGCCAACAUGUGCUUCUAUAAGCAUUCUAUAUAGAAUUGUGUUGUGAUUUGUAAUCCAUUUCUGAUAGUGGUACCUGUGAAGUAUUAAGAGAUAGAUUUAGAAAAUAUACUGGAAGAAUGAUGAGCAACUGCAAACCACACAGGAGACAUUGCCCCUGGUGUAGUGCAAUUCAGAACGUUAGGAAAACAAUUGGCACAAAUAUUUCCUUCUGAUUUACAGGGUUAAUUAUUAAUGUGAGGCAUGGCUGGUCCGGAGAAUGUUUCCAGUUUGGCUAGUUUGACCUGAAAAGUUAAAUUAAUCUUUUAUUCACUUUAAAUUUUCACUUUAGUGACUAACCCUGUUAUCUUACAAAAAUAAAUAUUUUUUACAUCACUUUAGUAUCAUUUAAUGUUACAAAAAGGUCAGAAAUACUGUAUAUUUAAUUUAUAAACUAACAUAAAACAUGAUAAAAAGUAUUGCUUCAUUUGUGGACUCCCUUCCAGAAUUCUGGUUUAUGGUGAGACAAUGCUUUUUCCUUUAAACCUGGAUCUGUAAUACUGCUGUACAAGAGGUUUUCUCUCGUAUACACAGUACGAUGAAUAUAUGGAUAUAACCAUUUUAUUUUUAUUUUGUUUUGCUAAAACUUUAGUCUUCUAUAGCACUGACAUGGGCUCCUGGCAGGUGAAGCAACAAGAGCUGAAGAGGACCUGAAGGAAGACCAUGGCAGUGGCCGCAAGGGACAUGUUCAGGUAAGUACAACUCAUCUUACCCUGCACCUGGAGACCAACAGACACGCAGAAGAACAGACACUGACGGGGGUCUUUGCAAAAUAUGCAAAGACCCCAGACGGUGAGAAAGCCAUUUAAUGCUCACUGCUUCUAUAGUGGAUAUGUAAAUGGACAUGAAUCCUUCUGUUCCUGGCAACAGUGCCUUCAAACAGGAAUCCUUUUAGAUUUUUGGGAAUUUUGUCCAACAUGAAAUGUAAAUUGUUUUACAUUAAAUACCAUAACUGAGCCUUUGCGGAACGUAAUUACAGCAUCAGAUUAGAAUAUUGAUAAAUAAAAUGUAUGAAAGUACUUUGUAAGACCUGAGAAAGGAAAGUCAUUCUGAAAGCUUGUUAUAGAAUUUAGUAGAUGAUGUUAUUUGUAAAAAACAAAAACCCUGCUAUAAAAGUAAUAUGAAGUAAAGUAGUAAUACUUCCAUCAUAGAAGUGACAGAUUCAAGGAUAUACUUAAUUUUUUACAGUUUGCUUUUCAUUACGUAUUUGGAAAAAUGGAUGUUCAGGACUAUUGAUGUUUCCUUAGUUUCUAAGGUUUUAUAAACUGUCAGCUUUCCUACUGACGUUAUACACUGCUCAAAGAAAAUAAAGGGAACACUUAAACAACACAAUAUAACUCCACGUCAAUCACACUUCUGUGAAAUCAAACUGUCCAAUUAGGAAGCAACACUGAGUGACAAUCAAUUUCACAUGCUGUUGUGCAAAUGGGAUAGACAACAGGUGGAAAUUAUAGGCAAUUAGCAAGACAACCCCAUUAAAGGAGUGGUUCUGCAGGUGGUGACCACAGACCACUUCUCAGUUCCUAUGCUUCUUGGCUGAUGUUUUGGUCACUUUUGAAUGCUGGUGGUGCUUUCACUCUAGUGGUAGCAUGAGACGGAGUCUACAACCAACACAAGUGGCUCAGGUAGUGCAGCUCAUCCGGGAUGGCACAUCAAUGCGAGCUGUGGCAAGAAGGUUUGCUGUGUCUGUCAGCGUAGUGUCCGGAGCAUGGAGGCGCUACCAGGAGACAGGCCAGUACAUCAGGAGACGUGGAGGAGGCCGUAAGAGGGCAACAACCCAGCAGCAGGACCGCUACCUCUGCCUUUAUGCAAGGAGGAACAGGAAGAGCACUGCCAGAGACCUGCAAAAUGACCUCCAGCAGGCCACAAAUGUGCAUGUGUCUGCUCAAACAGUCAGAAACAGACUCCAUGAGGGUGGUAUGAGGGGCCGACGUCCACAGGUGGGGGUUGUGCUUACAGCCCAACACCGUGCAGGACGUUUGGCAUUUGCCAGAGAACACCAAGAUUGGCAAAUUCGCCACUGGCACCCUGUGCUCUUCACAGAUGAAAGCAGGUUCACACUGAGCACAUGUGACAGACGUGACAGAGUCUGGAGACGCUGUGGAGAACGUUCUGCUCCCUGCAACAUCCUCCAGCAUUACCUGUUUGGCAGUGGGUCAGUAAUGGUGUGGGGUGGCAUUUCUUUGGGGGGCUACACAGCCCUCCAUGUGCUCGCCAGAGGUAGCCUGACUGCCAUUAGGUACCGAGAUGAGAUCCUCAGACCCCUUGUGAGACCAUAUGCUGGUGUGGUUGGCCCUGGGUUCCUCCUAAUGCAAGACAAUGCUAGACCUCAUGUGGCUGGAGUGUGUCAGCAGUUCCUGCAAGACAAAGGCAUUGAUGCUGUGGACUGGCCUGCCCGUUCCCCAGACCUGAAUCCAAUUGAGCACAUCUGGGACAUCAUGUCUCGCUCCAUCCACCAAUGUCACGUUGCACCACAGACUGUCCAGGAGUUGGCAGAUGCUUUAGUCCAGGUCUGGGAGGAGAUCCCUCAGGAGACCAUCUGCCACCUCAUCAGGAGCAUGCACAGGCAUUGUAGGGAGGUCAUAUAGGCACGUGGAGGCCACACAAACUACUGAGCCUCAUUUUGACUUGUUUUAAGGACAUUACAUCAAAGUUGGAUCAGCCUGUAGUGUGUUUUUCCACUUUAAUUUUGAGUGUGACUCCAAAUCCAGACCUCCAAGGGUUGAAAAAUUUGAUUUCCAUUUUUUUAUUUUUGUGUGAUUUUUUUGUCAAGAAAAGAACAAAGUAUUUUAGAAGAAUAUUUAAUUAAUUCAGAUCUAAGAUGUGUUAUUUUUGUGUUCCCUUUAUUUUUUUUGAGCAGUGUAUUUACGGUCUUAGAUUACAAGAAAGAAAACUCUCUCCCACUGGAAUAUACACAACUUAAAAAAUGAAAGCAAAAUAUUCAGUUAAAAAUAAAUAAAAAACAAGUAAAUAGAUUUUAUCUUUUUAAGAAACUUUACACAUUAUACAGAAUAAGCAUUAUUUAUGAAAAUACUAGAAGCUGAUAUUUGAUAACAAUCAUCUAGAAAACGAAAAAAGAUACUGAAUAGGGAAAUUUAUGUUCUUAGGUUAAGCCAAAUAUUGAUGUUAAUAAUCAAUGAGGUAAUAAUGUUUAAUCAACAAAUAACGGAAUAUAAAAAUAAUGGUUUAUUUAAAGUAUUGUAUUGAGCAGUAACCUUUUCUAUCACUUUCAAGAAAAUUGCCCAUCAAUAUGUGCAUUUAUGUGUAUGGAACUGUGCUUUAUGAGAAUGGAUGUGAUAUCUCUAGAUUGUAAGCUCUUUCGAGCAGGGUCCGCAUCAACCUACUGUAAUUAUGCCAUUUAUUGUUUAAUUUCCAUAUUGUAAAUCGCUGCAGAAUAAGUUGGCACUAUAUUAAUAUUAAUAAUAAUGAUAAUACACAUGCUCAUUUAAUUCUGACACAGACAUAUGUUACCAAAAUUGAAGCAUAAGGUGACAGAAUGUCCAGAAAAACAAAUGGAAAAUUGGGGUCAUAAAUUGUGAAUCUUGUAACAUGCAUAAUAUGGUAAUGACCUCUGUUUCAGAGGCAUCUCCAAUCGGAAUCAAGUUAUUAAUCUUUCAGAUUCUUUUUCUAUCAUUCGGUGUUUGUCUAUUUCUGUUAUUUCAUCAUACCAAUAGAUAGAUAGAUAGAUAUUUGUGUUGAUAUAUGUAAUAGAAUCCUUGAAGAAUAAUAUAUCAUAGGAUAUGUCAUAUAUAACAUCAUGUAUGAUCUCAUCACUAAAUAUGUUCUAGUUUAAAAGAGAUCAUGGGAAGGAAAGGACAAUAUGGCAAACCUUCAAAAAUGUAGGAAGUCUUCAAAAACUCUGUAGGCACCAUAGCCAGUUCAUCUACUUGAAGUUAUUAUAGUACCUGUCCCCUACUGUUCAGUGUCAAAUCUAGAAUGGUUUAAUAUUGGAUGAGGAUUCCCAGCUGCCUCCAGCCAAGCCUAGCCCCUUUCUGCUGAUCAGGCUAAUUCUACUGCAGUCGCCCUUUCAGCUGAUCACUCUCAGCCUUUCAUUGCUGAACAUCGCUGGUAUGAGUUGGUGUACACAACAAUAGCUAUAGGCUCCAGGGAAGAGAUAGACCCACAGCUGACCAUGGACUCUUAUUCAGUGUUAUACCAUUCAAGAAAGAUUUAAUGCUAAACAGUGAAAUUGUGCCUAGGGACUCCGGACACCAUGACCACUUCAAAAAGAUGGAAUGGUUAUGGUGCAUAGGGUGUCCUUUUAUAUAAAUAGAACAAUUGUCAGAGGGCGGUAAGUUUUAUAUUCUAAAAACUGCUCUAGAACAGUGAGAUUCCCCAUCCUGGCUUAGUGCCUACUUUAAGCUCUCCAAUAAAUGCAAGGCAUGUUUCCUUUUAUACUCCUAUGUGUCUCUGGAUGUGUAUCAUGUUAUUCCUAAUACAGGUGUGUUUUGAGUACAGAAAUCCUGUGUUGACAGUUUUGAUGUGGCUCUGGUUACCACCAAGGGGUAGGGCAGGUGAUAAAACAAUCUGAGCACCUCAGAUGAACUUGGCACCUAAUAGGUUAUAAUGAAUAUACAGGAAUUGUUCUGUUGUUCAGUCAGGCAGCUUUGGAAUUUAUAUAACAAAUGAGACAUUGUAGGCCCAUCUGAGCCUAAUCCCCCCUUAGUUAUGGUGACGUAUAACUGAAAUCUUACUGGGGUAGAAGAAGCGAUUGACACUUUUCACAGAUCCAGAUAGCUGUUUCACCAGUUAUUUUGUAAGGCCAGAAAGAAGGAUUUUAAAAUACAUUGCAAUCAAAGAGCCAAUCAAAGAGCCCAAAUUACAUCUCUCAGCUUUCUAGCAUGUAUAGCCUGUGAGAUGAAGGGACUUGGAGGCACAGCUCUUUAAUUGUACACAGCACCAAUAUUCUGAUCCCGAGGAGAUCCCUCCCCUCCAAGUCAGCAGUAACAUAACAACUUAUUUGUAUAAGUUGGUUUCAGAGUCAGGAAGUGUCAUUCCCGGCUCUCUGACUGACAGGUGUUGUAGGCGGGACUAUGAGCAUAGCUUUCAAGCCCUAUUUUUCCAGAUUGAACAAAUAAAAGUAUGGUACCCUGGCACCAUAAAGACUCCAUUAAGCUGCAUUUAACCAUUUCUAUUUUAUCUUGGCACCAAGUACAUUCUGCACUGACAUGGAUUAAAAAAUAAGCUUUAACAUACACGUUAAGACAACCUCUAAGCUCUGCUAGUAAGUACUAUGGAUCUAUUUGUUGGCCUCCAGAGUGUAACUUAUUAUGGUUUUGAUUUAAUAUUUUUGGGUAAGCUUUUAAAAUGAUUUCAGAUUUUUGGAUAAACUUUUAAAAUUAUUUAAUACUUUGAAAAAUGUUUUAAUAUGUUUAUUUUUGAUAUAUGAUAUAUUUUUAGACAUAAUAUUUAAAAAAAGAUAAUUUUAAAAUGUUAAAUCAUUUGAAAAGCCUAUCCAAAAAUAUUACAUCAGGGCCUACAUGUGCUACUCAGAUAUUUCUAAUCCUUAGUAGUCCACCCCACAGUGUAACAUAAGAGUCCACUGCAUAAGAUACGUCAGUAAGUCAAUGUCCUUAUUUUUGAGUGACAGUCCCAAAUCCCUCUGUCCCUCUGUUCUAUCCUAAUGUCCCUCUUUUCUAGGAGCUACAAAUUGUUGGUGUAUUUGAGUGUGUAACGGAGCUACAUAGCAAUCAUACUAAGAGUAACGUAUCUUUAACCUGCAAUAAAGGUGUUUAGAAAGCAGUCUGUGUAAAUAACAUACAUUGUUCUUGUUCUAAUUACAGUUUAGCAACAUAAAAUGUUAUUGGUAAAACAUCUAAAAUUUCUCAGAACAGCCCGCGCCUGGCUACACCCUCACUCACACCCCUAAAACAUUUAAUAUUAUAUUUGUGCUGGAGGUGUUCGUUUACUGAGGCUGAAAGUUAAGAUUUAUUGUCCACGCUCCUAAUGAUAUUCAGUCUUUAUUAAUACCAACUGAGAAUGUAUAUAGGACUUUAUAGAGAGGACCUCCACCUCACUGGGCAAGAUGCAAAGUUAACGCCGUUUAGUCAAAAUGUCCUGUGACGCGUGAAUAUUAUGGUCUGCUUGUGGGAGCUAGUGACAUCAUUUCAUGUUGUGUCUUUUGGCAUCUUUAUAUUACUGCGCUGUUUGCGUCUGCUUGAAAUUUGAAGGAUGCCAGUAUAAGAAAACAGGGUGGGGUUAGAUGGUGCAAAUUAUAAAUGCUACAUCCGUGAGACAUUUCAAAAUCAAUAUUUCAUUUAGAAGAGAUUGUAACGCUGCAGCCCUUGCUGUCUGACCAAGCAUUAAAAAGAGAAUAUGUUUAAAUCACAAAGAUUUCAGGCUCCUCGCCGUCUCAAUGUCUCACAGAAUGUCACGAUUUGGAUUUUGUCUCCAAGACACGGAGGAGUCUACUGUCUCUUUAAAAUAAUAAUGCAUUAACAACAAUAACACAACUAAGUAACAUUCUAUGGCUUUCAAACAAAUGUUUGUAUGAUGUCAGAGUGCAAAGAUCCCAGAAUCCUGUGCUGCAAGACAUCACUUUUUAUUAUGGGGAUCUUUCUACCCUACCAUAUACAUUAUUGUAGAAUUUUGUAUCUUUAAAAAAAAAAAAAAAAAAGAAUGCUUUUCUUUUUUCUUUAACUGGUGCAAAAAUCACAACAGUGGAUGUAGGUUUUAGUGUAUGCCCUGAAUUAUCUGACGGAAAACAUUCUAUAGCAUAGAUCUAUACUUUCUACAACAAAACGUUUACUGUUAACUAUUUUACUAUGCAUUAACAAAUCAUAUCACUUUAUUGCGUGCAAGUCUCACUUUUUCAUAAUUGGCGUUGAUGAACCGAUGAGCAAGACUAGUAGAGAAUUAUGGGAAAGCUGAAAAUCCAGGGCUGUUUCCUCUGAUAAGUUGAUUAAUAUGUUUAGUUUUGGUGUCCUGGAUACUUGACACCAUAGACCAUUUUUUGCUAGUUAGCACUAGAUAUAAAGCUCUGUUUUCCCAGCCUGUUAUGGGGGCACAAGGCAUUAGAAUACUGUCUUGUACAACGUUUAUUAUAUAAGAUCAUACAACUUGGAUUAAAUUGUCUGUCAGAGAAAAAUCUUUGAAUACACAAUUAGUAAGUCAAAAACACAAUUAUUAUAUUAUCGUGAGUGACAUCAAAAUUAGUACAGUACAGGUAUCUUUGACAGAUUUGGGGAUUAAAGCAAUUUGUAAGAGUAAAAAAUCAAAAAUUUAAUGUAUCAAACUUAAUAUCCCAUCAUUCAUUGUUGUGCUACAUACCAAACAAACGUCAACAUAAACCCAAAUGACUUUCAGUUCUGUCAGUGGGCUGAGCUGGCCAGCACUGAACAUCCACCCAGACUGUCUCCGCUGAGUGAGGAGAGGUUACUUAAACUGGGAUUGGGAUGUGAAUCACUGUUAUAGCUCAAGCAAUAACAAACAGUGGUAUAUGUGGGUUAUUAAAUCCUCUUAUUGCCUAACGGGUGCAUGCCAUUGAUAUGAUUUGCACACACCCUCUGGCAUGGAAAGUGUUAAUAUCUUAAUUGCCAGAGGGAUCAGAAAAAAAUAUUUUAGCAAAUUAUAAUCUCUCCAUUUUGCUGGUUUACAGUGGGCAUGUCCUCUGUUAAUGGGAGAAUUGGCAAGGGAAUUGCAUAUUCAAAGUCAAAAUGUCAGAGUUACAAAAAUAGACAAAGUUAAGGUGGGUAAUUCUUUUCCAAUUCUGCUAUUGUGCCCAAAUUUGCAGUUCUAAUUUUGAUACUUGAAUCGUUGUUGUGACAUGUUGGUACCAAUAAGGACAUAUCAUUCAUUGUGAUAUGCUGAUAGCAAUCAAUUCUGUUCAAGUUUUUGGUAACGCACUCAUAUGUAUAUGGAGCAAUAGGUCGAUAGGUUUUGGUGAUUACAUUUCUUUGAUGCUGUGUUAUUUCAAUGUAUCCAUGUACAGUGUUUUUUUAUUUAUGCUAAACACACAAUUGUAGUGAAUUGAAAGCCGAAUAUGAGAUAUUGACCAAAGUAGCUGAUUUGUUUGGAAAAACUCUCCAAUUAAGUUAUAUUAACUUGUUAUAUAUUUUAGCCUAUAUUUUGGAAUUCUGUUUUCAAUUCACUACAAUGAGUAUUCCCCCACAGGAAGAUAUCAAUUAAUUAAAAAUUGUGUCCACAGAAAUAAAUGAAAAGAUAAAACAGUGCAGUACAUUGAAAAAUAUUUACUACAUUUGCCAUUUUUAACAGGAACAGAGGUGUCGCUUACCAAGUCAGUUAAACCUCUAGAGCAAGCAUGUCAAACUCAAAGGCUAACAUGGGCCGCAAAACAAAAAACCUUCAGUUUUCAAACCAACGUAGGUUUAUUUAGAAAAGUACACUAUAAAACUGUUACUUAACUGGCGUCCUCACACUCGUAGGGCUUCAAAGUAAACAAAAGAGCAAAUAUAUUUUAAGAAGACGUGCAUUUGCAUAUAACCAAUGUUUCAGUCCAACUACCUUGACAUAUUAAGAAAUGUUUGGUUAUGGGACUGAGAUGGUGAAUGUAUGUUGUUCAAGCAUUGGGAAGCUAUUGUCCAUGUGUGGCAAAAAGCUGCGUGGCCAAUCAGCACCUUUAUGGGAAGCAUUCAGCGCCUCCAUGCAGACACAAUCUAAUACACUGCCCCCUGCCCCUAUUCUAAUACACUGCCCACAAAUCCAAUACAUUGCCCACAAAUCCAGUACAUUGCCCCCCUCCCUUCACUCUAAUACACUGCCCCCUCCACCCUAAUACACUGACCUUUAAUCGAAUACUCUACUGUCCCUUAAUCCCCUCCUCCCUCCACGCUAACUGAAUACACUGCCACUCCUCCGAGCAUUCUAAUUUAUUACACUGCCCUCCCUCCCCCAAGUUAAUACACUGCCCUCCCCCAAUUUAACACAUUGCCUCCCCCUCCUACCACUCUAAUACCCACUUUCUCCCCCAAUUUAAUACACUGCCUCCCUCACUCCCCUAAAUUAAUACACUGUCCCCAAUUUAAUACGUUGGCCCCUCCCUCAAAUUAAUACACUGCCUCCCUUCCCAAUUUAGCACAUUAAACAGGAAGGUCCCCCAAGUACCUUUUCCUCUACCUUAAGAUGAGCCACCUGUCCCAGUUCCAGCCCUGCUCUUAUCUGCGCAAGCAGGCCAGACGCUCAUUUAGCACUGCGAGCAGGAUGGAAGGGAAAGUUGCUGGCCUGCGGAAGCAUGCGAUCGUCCGUGAAAGGGAAGACUAGAAUCAGACAGGAAAUAUCUUUCCUGUCUUGCGGCUGGUCAUAGCCACAAAACAAAGUGGCCCCAGGGCUGGUGGGCCUGCAAAUAUAUCUAUUGUGGGACGCAAGUUUGACAUGCUUGAUCUAGUGAUAUUCAUCAAUAGAUGAGAAUUCACCAUUUAGGGCUAGAUUUUAGAUGUAGGAUUUUCUCUGAUUAGCGAGUAGCAAUUUUCCCAUAGACUUCAAUGGAAAAAAAAGCUAUUUAGUAAGAAGAGUAAAUCCUAAAUGGGCUAAAAUAAUCCAGCCCUUUUUUCUCUUGUAAUAAAGCUAUGUAAGAAAAUAUGACUAUAGAUUGUUUUAUUUUCUUGAAUCAUAUUUAAUGCUAUUGUAAUGUUUAUCUAUUUUUAUGUGCAUCUCUUCCUGGUUGCGGCACCAGAAUAUUAUUUGACUUCACCUAUAGCGACUAUGACUUAGCUUGCAUAACAAACAAGUUACACCUUGUAAUACACGAGUUGCCAAAAAAAUUAGGCCUUAAAGGGACACUCCAAAAACCAGAACCACUACAGCUUAUUGUACUUAUUUUGGGGCAAAGAGUCUGUCCCUGCAUGUGUAAACAUUGUUUUUUCUGAGAAACAUCAGUGUUUACUUUGUUGCCUACUGCCACCUCUAGGUCAGUCACUUGUUCUGCCACUGGAGGGACUUCCUGGUUUGUGUCCUGCAAAAAUUGCAGGACCGACAUUAGGCAUCUUCACAUCCUGCAUGGAGACACUGAACGUUCUCCAUUGAGAUCAUGGAGUCAAUACAUCUCUAUGAGGAGAUGCUGAACGCCACAAUGUGGCAAUUGCUGCGCAUGCCGUCUAACCUCCUAAUGUUUCCUUACAAGGAAUCUUUGAAUUUGGGGAGAACAUCAGUAUUGAUGAUCUCUGCCAGUGGAGGUGAGGUGACCAGACCAGCAUGUGUGGUGGAAUAAGGUAAGUAAAUCUAUUUAUUUACUUACUUUUGAGGAGCGCAAUAAUCUAAAUAGCUAUAGUAAGACUAUCAUUUGGAAUAUAUAUGUGUUCCUUUAAGUAUUUUAAGCUAAUUAUUAAUCUGACAGAAACUUACAGACAUUUCAGAAAAAGUGAUAUAUAAAAUGGGAAACAUUCUGAAACAUCAAAUAAAUGCUAUUAAUUAAUAUAUUCUGCAAAACCUAUCUUAUCCUAUAUAAAUAUAGAUGUAAAAAGCAGAUAAAAGGUAAUUCCCCUCUGGGGGUGUUCGUGAGAUCUUGAUGGUACGUGCCGCUGACUGCGGUAGAUCUUUGGUCUGCGUGGUCGAUGUGUGGAGGCAUUCUUACUAAAUAGCUUUAGGCUCGCGGUCUGGGAUGGUGUGCCGUAAUGAUGGUAGGCGCUUGUGAAGUCAUGGAGCCUUAAGUGGUAGCACCUGUCUUUGGGACACUAGGCUUGUGGCAGCCCUCAUGUGGUGAGGUUGCUGAUGCAGCCAUGCGUUAAGAUAGAUCCAGAAGUUCUGGAAUAUGGCAUCCAAACGUUGCUGUAUGGUUUCCAUAUCACCGCUAUUGGAUCUCUGAGUUUGACAGAGGCCUUGAGAGGCUGGAGUAGGCCCAUCCGCUAUUUUAGGGAGGCUUGAUAUUGGUCUCGCAAUAGGAAUUCCACUGUAGGUCACAAGUGAGUGCAGCAGGCCGCAGCAAGAGUGUUUGGAUUCCCUAUGGCUUAGAGAGACAUGAGUUGGUUUAAUGUGUAGGUCUUGAAAACCCAUGGCACCCCGGGAUGGUAGUUACAGCUGAUGGGCCGGGGAUAGCACCCCUGAACCGGCCCAUUGAUCCGGAGCUUGUGUGCCACGCUUCUGAUCCUGUAUAAAGUCAGGCUUAGCCCCCCUAUCCUUAUCUUUUUUGUCACAUUACCCUAACUCCAUCUAGCAUGUAAGGUCAUUGAGCAGGGCCCUAAACCCCUCUGUUACUGUGCGUCAAAUAAUAAUAAAAACAAAACUUAAAUUUAUAUAUGCAUAUAUCCUGGUUUGCAAUAUAUGCAUAGCUGUGCGAAUUCCACAAUGAUUUUAAUUCAUUUCAAGAAUGCACUAUGCACAUCCAAUGCAUGAACACUGCAUCUUGCUGAAAGUGUAUAGCGUUUCAUCUCACUGACUGUCCUAGUUGUAGUUUAUAUCUUUAUCCUGAAAGAGCAGAGGUAAAAGCUAGAAUCUUCAGCAAUAAAUAUCCUUUUGUCUAUACUUUUGCUAGCAGUUUGACAAGCACACAGCAUGAAAUGUCAUUGUUCUGUAAAGCUAUGAUGUAUCAUGUUUGCCCGACUGGUACACGGUAAAGGACCACUAAAGACAACCAGACCAAUUCUUCUCAAUGAAGCAGUCCAGGGGCAGUGCCUCUUUAGUUUUAACCUUUUUGUAGAAACAAUGUGUCCAUUACAUGAUUAAAAACACCCUUUGUCUUCCUGACAGAGGCGGCUCUCAAAUUAGGUAGCCUAAGCGGCCGCCGAAGGCCCCACACUGGCUGGGUCCUCGCUGCCGCCUUAAGCGCCUUAGGGACUGUGUCGGGUCCUCGGUCAGUGAAGUGAGUGGGCCCGGCGGCUUGCUCAGUAUGCCGCCGGGUGCGAGGCCCCUCUGUGCCAUCUGCCUGGAAGUAAGAGAGCGCCCAUUGCAGACACCAGUCAGUGUGCAGAGCUGAAGACCAUGUGUCUUGCAAGAUCUGGCCAAUCAGAGCGUUGCCGCGAGAUACAGAGCUGCAGACCGGAUAUUAUGGCCACCGAACCACCAGGGAACCCACCAGACCGACUGUGAGCUAAAAAAAAAAAAAGGUAUUUUAUCCCUUACACAAUCACCCCCCCUCCCUCACACCAUCGUCACUGCCCUCACACCAACAUCACUCCCUCAUAUAACCCCCCGCCCUCACACCAUCAUCACCCCCUCACAUCAUCAGCCCCCUCACACCAUCAUCUCCCCCACAUCAUAUUUACACAACCUCCCUCACACCAUCACCCUUCUUUACAGUAUUACCUCCUCUCUCAUACAAUCACCCCCCUCUCUCACCAUCAUCCCCUUCCCUCAUAGUAUUACCCCCUCCUUCACACCAUCACACUUUACUCCCUCACACCAUUACCCCUUCCCUCACACAUCACCCCCUCCCUCACAGUAUUACCCCCUCCCUUACACCAUUACCCCUCCUCACACCAUCACCUCCCUACCUCAAAGUAUUACCCCCCUCUCACACCAUCACCAACUCUCUCACCAUCACCCCCUCUCACACUAUCACCACCUCUCUCACCAUCACCCCAUAUCUCACACCAUCAACCCCCUCCCACACACCAUCAACCUACUCCCUCACAGUAUCACCCCCCUCCCUCACAGUAUCUAAAGUAUCACCAACCUCCCUCACAGUAUCACCCCCUCCCUCACACUAUCACCCCCCUCUCACACUAACAACCCCUCCCAUACAGUAUUACCUCCCUCCCACACAGUAUCACCCCUCUCCCACACAGUAUCACACCCCUCAAACGCAGUAUCACCGCCCUCACACACAGUCACCAUCCUGCAUACACACUGUCACCCCCUCACACACACACACACACACAGUCAUGCCCCUACGCACUGUCACCCCCAUAAUGUAGUGUCACCAUACUCCCCUCACACUGUCACCCCCCCACACUGUCACCCCUCACACUGCCAGUCUCUUCUCGCAUGCACACUCACGUUAAUAGCUCCUAAACUCUGUCACACUCUUCCCCCAAGCAUGCCACACUUAUUCUGUCACAUUAAUGCCUCUAACCCUGUCACACUCACACUCACCCUGUCCCAGUAAACCCCCCCUUAAUCCUGUCACACUCCUUCCUCCAAUCAUGUCACAUUUGCCCUUCACCCAAACCCUGACACACUUUGCCCUGACACACUUACCUCCACUCACCCUGUCACACUCUCUCCCCACACCAUGUCAACCAUGGAGAAAAUAUCUAUGGCACUGUUUUUUUUUUAACUGUAACUUUAUUAUUUGGUGAAGAUUUUUUUUAAAGAUUUUUUUCUCAAACAAUAACCCCAACAGUACUUAUUUAUACACGACUGCCAGUCUAUACAACCAAACCCCACAAUUGUGUAUAAACGAUUAGCAUACUUGCAAAUUACAUUUAUUUAUUACAAAUUAAUUUUGUUUGCAAAUUAUGCUACAACUACAGCCAGAGAGCUCACAUUGCAGGGGCACAGGAAGCCGCGACACUGCAAGCCUCUGAACAACGAAUGCAGAGACUGACUCUCUGUAUCCAGCGCUGCAAACCCGCCUUUCAAUAUAGCGACUGCUCCUUACACACACAAGAUGCAACCCUAUUUUUUCACUUUGGGUGUUAGUGGGACCUCGUGUUUGAGUUUCGCCUAAGGCCUAAAGUCUAGAGCCGCUCUUGCGUCCUGAUAGCCACUAGAUGUGCUUCCUCUAUAUGAAACAGGUCAGACUAGAUUCUCAGUUAAAUGCUGUUCCUAGAGAGAAUUUGAUUGGUGCAACAAGGCAAUCAUCUAUCCUGACCUGUGAGACAGUGUGGCCACUUUGAGACCAGCAUGGAAAGGAAAGUAAAUCUCAUCAUUUAAACUCUCAUGGGGGGUGGAGCCGACACCAUAAUACGUAGAGUAAAACUAUAGCGUUAGUAAUACGUUUGUAUUCUUAAUACUAUAGUUUUCCUUAAAUAGGUGGAGGUUUUCUCCUUUUAUUUUAUCCAGUUAAAUACAGAGUCAUUUUGGUAAAUGAUGUAAAGUAGUGAAUCUGAUUUAUCCUCAGAAAAUCCUGAUAUUUAUAGAAUGAUUUUCUUUGAAUAUGCCUGGACAAAUGUAUUACUUAUUUUAUAUUACCCUUAGGGAAAUAGCUCAGAAAUCAUUACGGGUUAAUUCGUGAGUGGUUCUUGACCUAUUUCAGGAACGUUUGGGUUAGUCUCUAAACUAUCUUUAUUACUUAUCCUUUGAAAUGCCAGAUUCCACUGAAUAAUUUUCAAAGAAUUUACCUUGGCAAAUUUAAUUCAAGAUUGAAUGUAUUUUAGUGAAAGUGUAGCUCAUGGUUAUUGGGUGAUGCUAUCAGAGUACAUGUGUUUGAGAGAGCAAAGUGACUCCCUAAACUAGUGUUUCUCAACCUUUUAUGGAGAAGUACCCCUGCAGGUCUUAAAAAAAGUAUUCCUGCCUCUCGAAAGUAGUUUCUACUGAUUUAGAUUCCAAAUGAAAUGUGUAGACACUUAUGUUAAUGUUAAUCCCAUAUUGGAGAAAAAUCCUGAUUAAAGGUAGUAAAGAAUAUUUUAAAAUAAAUAUGACAUAAUGUGAAUAUUGUGUAUGUAAGGAGGAGUGUAUAAACUAUAAUUUUUAAGUAUGAAAAUGACAAAAUGAAUAUAUAAUACACACAUAAGAACACACACAUGUAUGCACAUAGGACACUGACACACACAAUUACACACAGAUGACACACACACACACAUUUACAAACAGAGGACACUUUCACACACAUUUACACUUAGAGGAUACUGAAACACAAAUUUACACACAAAGGACACUGACACACACACACAUUUACACACAAAGGACACUGACACACACACAUACAUUUACACACAGAGGACACUGACACACACUCACUGACAGACACAUACGCAUUCUCUCACACACACACACAAAUUACCUUGCUGCCCGCCUUCAUUCUGCCCUUAUUUUGGCAGAGUAGGUACCAACCUUCCAGGUAAGCAGGUGCCUACUCUGCCAUAGUACACAGCCGGCCGCCUCCUGGUGGCCAGCUGGCCAGUUUAUGGUGUACCUCCUACUUGUGGUGCAGGUUGAGAACCUGUGCCCUAAAAUACUUUAGUUACAAACCAUUAUUAUAGCUGUUAUUAUUACCUUUUAUUUAUGAAUCUCACUUCUCUAGUGAUGCAAUCUUUAAAAUGUGCUUUGAGUAGGAGAAUAUGCUUAAAGGGAUACUACAUUGCCAGAAUAAAAUAAAAAAAUCACUUUUUCGUAGAUAUUCCCAAAUGAAAACAGGCAUGCGUUAAAUUAUGGAUCUUUUUAUUGGGGGUUUGGGUAAAUGAUAGAAUACCAGCUGGCAAAACAUUGUGGGGGUUUUAAAACAGUUUAGGAUUACCUUUUGGCCAAGCUUACAAAAAACAAAUUCUUUCACCAGGGCCUUUUCUACAUUAAUUCCACCACUGCAGCGGAGGCAGAGUUAAGGUGCAGAAUGUUGCAAAACAUGUAUUUAUUUACACUAUUACAUGAAUGUUAGCAUGCAAACUUGCAGCCAACUAUUUAUACCAAAGGCUGUAAAAUGCAUAACUGUUUUGUUGCUGCUUGGAGUGUCCCUUUAACUAACAAGUUCAUUAUUAUUUUCUGUUAAUUUUUCAGAAUCAAAUACAGUUUAGAAACCCUGUGAAUUUUGCCCUUUCUGACACUGGACUGGAGUAUUUUUUGAAUUUUUUUUCCUCAUUUUGUUUGUUUUGUGCUAUUCUACAAAGUUCAAUGAAUUCUCCUGCUCGGUUUUCUUGGCUCUCAGAUAAAAGCUGGAGCCCUAGGGCUUGGCUACGUCUGAGUAUUUCAUGGUAUGCCCAUUUUGCCUGGUUAAGAUUUAGGCAUGUUUUGCAGUUUCAGAACCAAGGUACGAAGAUGAGUUUAACAUAUGUUAAAAUCAAGCUGGAUGUGAUGAUCCCAUUCUGCUCAAGGAAAGAAUGCGAAGUUCUUGUAAAUAUAGUUAGUUAGUAUAAACAGAACUAUACUAUGAAUACACAAAAGGCAGAAUUCUACAUUCGGUUUUCUUUCCUAUUUAAAUGUUAGCUUUGUCUUCAGAUCAAUAAUAAUUACUGUAGCUAUCCCAUUUCUCCCAGCUAAUUCAGUAACUGUGUUUAAAACAAACCAGGCCAUUUUUAUUUCAUCAUGCGAAACCUAAAAUAGAAUCACAUUCCUGGCAGAGAUAGGGUGACGAGAAAACAUACCUGCCAAACAUCCUAGAUUUCUAAGGACAGCCACUGUUUUUCACUAAUUGAUGUUUGUUUUUACAGUUCUGGAAUUUUUUUUUUUUUUUAAAUGAAACUGUCACUUGUCAUUUUUAGCAUUUUAGCAGAGUAACUAAGUGCGAAAAUUGUCCUGGCCCCCCUCCCUCCAUGUGUUUCAUCCCACCCAAUGUGUCUCAUUCCCUCCCCCCCAGUCCCUCCAUGUCUCAUUCGCUCCCCCUCCCCGCCUGUCCAUUUGUCUCAUUCCCUCUCCCCCCUCCCCCCUCCCCUCCUGUGCCUUAUGACUCUGUGAGUAGCGUGGCCGAGCAGUACCCUGUCUUACAGGAACUGCUCUCUUAUGGUCUGACUUCCUGUCAGACCAAGUUCUGCUUGGCCACGAUACACACAGAGAUCGUCAGGAGGGGAGAAGCAUAGCAUUCACCUCCUGCCGGUCACGCGGCAAUCAUGGGCCCCGGGCCAACCUGAAGUCGUGGUGGCCCACGGUUGCAGGGGUCCCAGCUGCAGCCAGACUCCAUGAAGUGACGGGCUUUGUCGCAGCUGCAAUCCUUGCAACCGCGGUAGAUACGUCACGGUUCCCAAGGUGUUCUACAAAGGCAUGCAUGUAGCUCAGCAUGUUAUCAUAAUACCCAGUAUAGGCCAUGAUUUAAGAAAUGGCAAUGUGCUUUUUAUGCCAAUCUUUGCAAAACAAUUUAAAUUCAAGUAAAACAAUAAUAAUAAUUGAAAAACAAUUAUAUAUGUAUAUUUAUUUUUAUUUUUCCCAAAACAAAUGUAAAAGUUUAUAUUGUUUUUAGAAUGUGCCUUUUCAUCCACUUUAACUAUCAGGGUUAUUCACUAAAAUGUGAUUUCAAAGUGAAUUUCAAAUUUUGGGCCAAAGUAGCUGAACUGACAGAAUAGCUGACUGAAAGAAUUUUUCCAGUUCAUCUAAUUUGGCCUUGAAUUUGAAAUUCACUUUAAAUUGACUUUAAAUUCUCACUGCAGUGGAUUACCCCGUGCGUGCAUUACCUUCAGAGGGCACAUUCCAGUUUGCAAUGUAUUCACCAGACUGGGGGAUCUGACAAGGGAAUGGAAUAGUUUUCCUGGCACUGCAGGACCCUGUAGUGCCCAUCUCCCUCCCACCCCCCAUCCCAAGUUGCUGAAGGGUAAACCCCUUCAGUGACUUACCGGAGUCCAGCACCGAUGUCCCUCGGUGCUGGGUUAGGCUUCGCCCAUGCUCCUCCCCCGCCAACGUCAGCCGGCGGGGGAGAACUAAUGCGCAUGCGCGGUAAUGGGCGCGCACGCGCUUUAGACCUCCCCAUAGGAAAGCAUUGUAUAAUGGGGAUUUCGACAACACUGGCGACACGGAAGUCCCUCUAGUGGCUGUCUAAUAGACAGCCACUAGAGGAGGACUUAACCCUGCAAUGUAAAUAUUGCAGUUUAUGAAAACUGCAAUAAUUACACUUGCAGGGUUAAGGGUAGUGGGAGUUGGCACCCAGACCACUCCAAUGGGCAGAAGUGGUCUGGGUGCCUGGAGUAUCCCUUUAAGAUCGAGAAUAUUUCUCUAGCUAUUUUAACCUAACAUUUGCCGAAACAACUCUUAGUUGUAGCUGUUGUAUAGAUUCUGAAGAAAGAAGGGAAACUAUGCAACUAUGUUUUAUCAUUUAAUUUAUUUAAAAUAAAAUGAGAAUAUCACAUAGCUAUUGCUCUUAACUGAUUGUUUGCUGGCUUUUAUCUCUUUGUUAAGAACUCCAAUCUUCUUUGCACAUAAGACUUUGCAUAUGUUUUUUUUCCCAUCACUUGGCAAGUGCACAUUAUUUUCACAACAAAAACUACCCUUCUCCCACCUUAGCGUUGGAUACUUAAUCCAGCCUGUCUGUACCUGCUGCACAGUCAGCGGGAAGCUUGAUCAAACAUUAUGACAGUGUGUGUUUGCAUUGUCGUGAACACCCUGCUCCCCCACACCCAAAACUAAGAAUAAACCUCUCCUUUACCCUCCUGUCCCCACCCUUCUGUGAGUGACUCAGUAGCUCACACUGCCCUUCAUUUACAAGAGCAUCUGUUUCACAUUUAACUUGCAAAGUACCAGCCUCCUCCAUUAACUCUUGUGUAAUGUUUAUAUUUAUCACGAACAGCCAGACACAGAUAGCCCCUGGCACUCUGACUCCAGCAAACUACGACUCCCAUGAUGCUUUGCUGCAAAGCGUGCGUAGCAGGUCAUAUUGUAGGCUAACAGGCGAAUGACUGGUCAACAACAUAGGGUGAAAUAGAAAAUAUUAAAUAGAUACAUGUCACAAUCCCAAUAAGUGAGCAGUUGUGCUGGUCAAAAGAUGUUAUCUUUAAAAUGUUAAAUGUAUCGUGGGCCUGAUCAUAAGUGUUCUAUUCUAGUCUUCUUCUCGUAGAUCCAAAGCAAAUCAGAUAUUGUGGCUGAACUGGGCAAAGAGUUUAGAUUUUUUUUUUAUUUUUUUUUUAGAAAGGAAAUGAACCCACCCAGAGUGGGCUGCAACAGUAUCCUUUCAGACUAUUUUCCUUUUUGGUUUAUUUUAAGGGUAGGAGGGAUAUUUCCUCUAGGCACCUGAACAGAAGGCAUGUUUUUUUUUACUAAAGGAGUAAAAAUCAUUCAAAUUAAAACCAUGUACAUGUGUUUCCUGGUGAGUGGGCCUCUAAGUUUGGCAUUUCACGUGGUGGCAGAACAUUUUAUAUUUGUCCAGAUGACAUCAGAGAGGUCUUCGUGGAAGUCUGGUUGAAAACCACAAACUUCCACAGGAUGUUACUGAUUCACCCUGUACUGGGUAAGGGGUAGUAAACAAGGAGCUCUUCGGUUUUAUGGAGAACUACAACUCCCAUAAUACUUUGCCAGUAUUUAGGGAUAUAGGUUUGGCACACAAUACAUUCCAGGACUAUAGGUUUAGAUGGCUAAUCCUUUAGACCAGGGGUUCCCAACUCAGUCCUCAAGUACCCCCUAACAGUCCAGGAUUUAAGGAGUACUUACUAAAAGCACCUUAGACACAACUGGGUAAUCCCUAAAUCCUGGACUGGUACCUUAGGACUAGGUUGGGAACCACUUCUUUAGACUGGCAAAGCCUCAUGAGAUUGAGAUCUCCACAAUAACUUGAUUAAAGUGUAACUCCAAUUAAAAAACAGUAUUUUAAUAAAACACUGUUUAUGUCGUAGUAACCUUUGCUGGCAUGACCCUCCACCCUCUGUUAAAAAAAAAAAAGAUAUAAAGAAUAAAAAUUGAUGCCAAGUUCUCCUUGCAGCCCAGACCAUCUCCAGUGUAGUUACCACCAUCACUGGAUGUUGAGGGCUGUCCUGAAAUCCGCACAGAAGGGAAGAUUGGACGGCACGGAGGUGGGCCAUGCUGUCAUUGGUUAUCUAUCACCAGCAUGAAAUGUGCGCCGAUGACAAAUGCCUUUCAGGCACAGAAUUAACAUUAGAUUGCACAGAACUCUUGUUCCUGGCUUCCAAAUGACACUGCUUGAGGUGGAGUCACAUGUCUGACUGCAAUGUGCUAUGUCUCUGUAUGCAUAGCUUUCCAAACUGAAGUGCUACAAAUACAGACGCCAAGUACCAUGACCACUUCAGUGCUUGGUAUCUGGAGUCACCCUUUAAUGCUUGUCUGCCACCCUGAACUAAUGGGUCUGCUAAAUGCAAUAAAAUAAACAAAAAAAAUACAAGAAAAGCCAGAUUCAUUUGUAGCUUGGAAGAGAUGAAAGCUGAAAUGCAAGAUAAUUUUCACUCAAUAAAGGAUCUGACGUCUGUGGAAGCAAUACUAUGAUUUUACUACUAAUAACAUAAAAAUAAGAUUAAAUUAUACAAUGGGGACAUCAAUGCUAAUUGUAUGAAAACAGCUCACUUAUCAGAUUACCUGCAAUUCCUGCACACGUUUUAGCAUGCCUUUUUCCCCCAUGACAUUGUGAUUAAGUUUAAUUAUGCUUUGGCCAAAUCUUAGAACAAAAAAAAAUAAAAAUCUAAUUUCUAUUAUGUUUAUAGACUUGGUUCCAACUAUAAUACGGAUUAGAAGAGGAAUCUCUUUAUUGUUUUCUUGUUUAAACUGUGCACCGAAGCCAAUGUACACAUACAUUUGCCAAUUUCCUUUGAAAUCAAUGGACACCUCGGGUAGAUCAUAACCAACUUACGCCAAAUACCAUAUCCCACACCCAAAAAAUGACGGAAUGCAGCAACCUAUUGCAUGGUAAGCCAUGUAACCACAGCUAAUAUAUUGAACAACAUAUAACUGAAUGGAAGGUUUCUUGUCUGCUGUGCAGGAACACAGAUGUAACAAGGGGCAGUACACAUAUGAAGUUGAUAUAUUACCCCAUUCAAUCUCAGAGCAAGCAUGUACUUAUACUUAGAAGGCAUGUGACGGCAAAUUGGUUCUCUUCCCCCAUAGAACCAAAUUAAUUUAAAUUCCCCUGAAUGCCAUUUGUUGCAUUCAUUGCCCUAGUUGGCUAUACUACCAUACUUAAGAUUGUUGUAAAAUUCCUACCUAGCUUUAUGCUCUCCAUCUCUGACACGGACUUUGAAGCUGUAGAAUAAUAUUGUGUGUUAGUAAACCAGUUUACCUUACUAUAUCUUGUUUAAUGUGCUAGACACUUUUCUGGCUAUGGGUUUGGUUUCUGGGGCUAAAGAUGGGGUCAGUAUUUUUUAAGUGGAUGCUCAUGUUGGUACGAUUGCCAGCGUAGGGUGCCAGGCUGCGGGAGUUUGAGAUAGGUUGUGUAGCACUUGCCAACAGUUUUACUCAUUAAAAUACAGGAAUGAAACUGCUGAGCAAGCUAACAGAAGCCACAGUGUGUUCUUUUGUGUCCUUCUCUAUCUUGUGUGAUGCUUACAUGUUUUUAAACUACAGCUUCCAUGAUGCAUUACCAUUCCAAAGGCUGACAUCAUCACAAUACAUACCUGUUACAAUUAUACAGGUCUUGUUAAAUCCUCACGUUGUACUAGCUAUGGUCUAUAGAGGUAGGUCAAGUGUUGGGAAUCUAGUAUUGAUUUUUUAAAUGUCAGGGAUCUAGGCACAAGCCCAUUUCAGACCCAUUCUGCAUAGCCACUUACUGACUUCAAUCCCAUCCUAAAAAUACCAUUUAAACACAUUAUAUCAAUAAAUACAAAGUCCUUCUCAACUCUGUUCCCGUAUCUUUGGUCUUUUUAUCAAAACACCCUUUUUGGCCUAUUGUCUCUUCCCAGAUACUCCACCUCUCUUAUCAAAUACCCUGCCUACAAAACUAUUCUGAAUUUAUCCCAUGUUUCUGGUAUGAAUGUGCACAUUUAACCUGUUUUCACCUCUGGUAGUACAUUUACCUGUCCUUUUCCCAAAUCUGCUCAUUUUUAUUACAUUGCCAAUUUCUGGAUAGUUCUUGGUUCUUCAAUAAUUCAAUAAUACAAAUGAAAUGUGUUUUUUAAGUAAUAUCAUGCCAAUUCAUCACUCUGCAUUCCAGUAGUUUACAAAAAGUGACAGUGCAAACAAUUGUAAUGUAAUAAUAUAAAAUAUAAUAAAACCUUCAUCAGAGAACAUCCAUCCCAUUGGAAAUCCUAGCUAGUUGGAAGCGUUCUCUGGGGCUCUCUAUUUUUUACUAGAUCUACUGAUACAUGUAUGUUUAAAUGAAAUGUUAAUAGCAACAUUUAUAACAAAGUCUACUUUAUUAAAAUAUUAAUUAAUUUUGCUUAACGGAGAAUUACUUAACGGAAAAAAUAAAUGCAUUAUGUAAUUAGAUAUGCAUAGUCAGCAAUCAUUCAUCAUACGUAACAAAGUUAGGCUAAGGACCUCAUUCCAAUGAUGUCACUAAGUUUUAACGUCCAACAGUUACUAAAGUAUCUAUCUGUCGCUACUUUUAUGGAACAGAGCAAAAUGUUACCAUUAGCAACAGCAAAUUAACUGCCAUUACUGGUUCCAGCUAGUCUGUUUUCGUGUUGUUUAAAAUUUGUUCAGGAAUCUGAACAAAAAAUAUCAAAAUGGCAUUGAUAGACUUAACUCAAUAUCUUUGGUUGAACCCAUCAGUCCAGUUAGAUUAGAUUCAAUGCUGUAAGUCAAUAACAGUUUAUGCAAUCAUUAAGUAAAGAUUGACACAGUUAAAACUUCCUUAUUCUAUAGUAUUUCAUGGCAGCUGUAAACGAACAAUUGCAUUACCAUGUCUGCAUAGUGCUUGGCUCAUAGAUAUAAACAAAGGUAAUUGGAUGGAUGUUUGAAAUCACCCUUGAAGUUUUGCAAAAGUGUUGUCUCCUGCAAAGCUCUCUAAACAUUGCUACUUUAUAAUAUAUACACCGAUCAGCCACAACAUUAAUACUACCUGGCUAAUAUCGUUUAGGCCCCCCUAUCUUGCCAAAACUGCUCUGAUGCUUCCAGACAUGGACUCCAUAAGACCUCUGAAUGCGUCCAGUGGUAUUUGGAACCAAGAAAUUAGCAGUAGAUCAUCCUUUAAGUUUCGAGGUGGGGCUUACUUGAAUCUGGUUUGUUGUUCCCGCACAUCCCACAGAUGCUCAAUCAGCCUUUUUCUUAUGCUCCUCAAACCCUUCCUAAAAAUUAUGCAGCUUGGUAGGGUGCAUUAUCCUGCUGAAAGAGGCCACUGGCAUCAGGGAACAUCAUUGCCAUGAAGGGGUGUACAUGGUCUGGAACAAUCUCUAGGUAGGUGGUAUGUGUCAAAGUAACAUCUACAUGACCCAAGGUUUCCUAGCAGAGCAUUGCCUCUUCCGGCCUGCCUUCUUCCUAUAGUGCGUCCUGCUGCCAUCUCUUCCCAGGGUAAAUGAUACACAAUCACCUGGCGAGCAACCUUAUCUAAAAGAAAACAUGAUUCAUUAGACCAGGCAACCUUCUUCCAUUGCUCCAUGGUCCAACUCUGAUUCUCACAUCCUCAUUUAAGGUGAUUCGGUGGUGGACAGGGGUCAUCAUCUGGUACGCAGACCCACAUGCAGCAAACUGAGGUGCCAUGUAUGUUUUGACACCUUUCUAUGAUGGUCAGCAUUAGGUUUUUCAGCAAUUUGAAAUACUGUAGGUCUUUUGUGUGAUCGGACCAGACGGGCUAGCCUUCGCUCACACAUGUGCAUCAAUGAGUCUUUGGCACCCAUGACCCUGAAGCAGAUUCACCGGUUGUCCUUUCUUUCACCAGUUUUAUUAGGUACUAAUCACUGCAUGCACAUAUCUCACUUACCCAUUUUUCUUGCUUCUAACACAUAAAAUUUAAAAACUGAAUGUACCCCCUGAUAGGUGCCAUUGUAACAACAUAAUCAAUGUUAUUCACUUCUCCUGUCAGUGAAUUUAAUGUUGUGGCUGAUCAGUGCAUUCUGCAGUGCUUUCCAAUUAUUUAAAUUAUGUUAGAAGGUGGAGAAGGCCCUUCUCAAAUGAGCUUCCAUUCUUUGAGGAUUUGACUUCACCUGUCAGUGGUUUUAAUGUUGUGGCUGAUCAGUGUAUCAUUCUAACUAUCUAAUCUUCAUAUUUCCAUCUGGAAUCAUAAUCGGGUGCAAGCAAGUUCCCUAUAACUAUAUAUACUUUGUUCUAUAGUUAAGUAUUAGUAAAUUCCCACAAAAUCUAAAGCGCCUAUAGAAACAUGGAAUGUGACAGUUCAUAAGAACCAUUCGGCCUAUCUAGUCUGCCCAAUUUUCUAAAUACGUUCACAGUAAUAUGUCUCUAUGUGGCCUUAUCUUAUAGUUAGGAUAGCCUUAUGCCUAUCCCGCGCAUGCUUAAACUCCUUUACUGUGUUCACCUCUACCACUUCAGCUGGAAGGCUAUUCCAUGCAUCCACUACCCUCUCAGUAAAGUAAUACUUCCUGAUAUUAUUUUUAAACCUUUGCCCCUCUAAUUUAAGACUACAUCCUCUUGUUGUGGUAGUUUUUCUGCUUUUAAAUAUAGUCUCCUCCUUUACUGUAUUGAUUCCCUUUAUGUAUUUAAAUGUUUCUAUCAUAUCCCCCCUGUCUCGUCUUUCCUCCAAGCUAUACAUGUUAAGAUCCUUUAACCUUUCCUGGUACGUUUUAUCCUGCAAUCCAGGAACCAGUUUAGUAGCCCUUCUCUGAACUCUCUCUAAGGUAUCAAUAUCCUUCUGAAGAUACGGUCUCCAGUACUGCGUACAAUACUCCAAGUGAGGUCUCACCAGUGUUCUGUACAAUGGCAUGAGCACUUCCUUCUUGUCCUGCAUAACCUGAUAGAAUUUUGGCAAUAAUGAUGUAAACCUUACAAUAAACAUUUGUAUUAACUAACACUGAAACCUGAUAUUAUUUUUGUUCUUUAUUUUAUUGAGUAAAAAUUUAAUAUUUCUGUCCAGUUGCGAUGUAUACUUGUUACGUAAAAUGCAAUCAGUUUUUGCCCGUUGAGAGGCAAGGCAGAGAAGGCCACAUACAAAUACUGGGCCUCCUCUUACAUGAAUGACUGCUGUUUAAUAACACCUGAUGUUAAUAACGCCCACUGCGGAGUUAACUAUCAUACUUACCUGCGGUGAAGUGGUAAUGGUCUUGGGUAGUCUAGGAAAGCAGAAGUGAUUUAAUCUAUGCUAAAACGGGACGUUCUUACACCUCGCUGACCGUGUGUUUAUAAAUUUGUAUAUAACAUAGUAAUAUGUCUCUAUGUGAAAAUCAAGCACUAUAUGUGUCUGUAUUAUUUUUGAAUAUUUUGUCUUCUACUUGUAUAGUAAUCUUGGAUCUUAGAGUGUAUGCUAACUGUGAGUGCAUCACAGAGCUCCACAGCAAUAAAACUCACCUUGAUGGGCAGUGUGUUUGUUACGUGUACCUUGUUGCUUUCUCACAAUAAUGUGCAGUGUGUUUCAUGUUACAUAGAUCUAAAGUACAACAAAACUGAGGAGCGUGUUGGAGCGUGUAUUAGAACAGAAGAACAGUGCAACUCACAGUAACGCGCUGUGUGUAUGAUUGAAUCACAAAAAUCCUCUGCAGUUAAAUUCGCAGUAAUGCCCACUGUAUGACAGAGCUCCACAGCAAUAAAACCCACAGUGCAAUGUGCUGUGUAUGAAUGUAUUAAACAGCUUCAGAGCUGUAAGAUAUAUAGAAAGGUUCAGUGCAUAUGAAUGUAAAAAGUUUUUUUACUUUAUUUUAUUUUUUUAAAUUCUUUAUUAUUGCAAUGACAGAAGUUGUGGUGCAUCAAUAGGGGCUUAUGCAAAAGCCAAAUCACAUUUCUCAUAUCAGUAUCGCUUUGUUACAGAAAGCAAAGGAUAUAUCGGUAAUGCUUGCAGUAGGUUGUACAGUGGUGUUUGACACGAUUGCAAUCUGUCAAGGUUUUAUAGUGUUGUGUUUAACUUAAUUUAACUUAAUUAAUAAAAUAAACAAUAUAAAAGGGAAAAGGGGGAAGCACCUAGAACGGGUGUCGUAAUUGGUACAUUGUGCGUUUGAGUUAUGUAAUCUAAACAUUUCAGUGAGCACGCAUCCCGCGUCCGUCACUUCUUUUGCCCUUCAAGAGGCUGUCUGACCGACUCAGGGAUGGGUGCCCACAGCCAUGCUGCGGCAUUCGUUGUGGUAUAGUUGCUGUACAGAGGCCAGUGCAAAAGCCAUUUCUAGUUUCACGAAUCACUGUUUGUUACAUUAAGGAUUACAAGGCAUGUUAUGCAGUGGUGAUUGGUAUAUCUAACAUCUGUCACACUUACACAAUUUAUCAUGAGAACAAAAACAAACACUGAGAGAACAAGGAAAAACAGGAGAAUACAGGGAACUUGAAAGGGCCCCCCAUGUGUAUUAGCAAUCAGUUUAUGGGGAGAGUCAUAAGUUAUGCCAUCCAUCACACCUGCCUCACCUCCAUCCCCGAGGCUGGGGCCAGGGAGCACCCCUAACCUCGGAGCCCAGGGAUACCCCUACCCCCGCCCCUGCCCCUACGCCCCCUACUUGGCAGGGCAUGAGAGGCCACGUGGCGGGCGGCCGCUGAAGCCCUAAACAUUGUGCACCUGGAGUUUAGCACUCUUCUGGUGGUUUUUCUGUUCAUUCUGAAGGGAGUGACCCACCCACCCUCUGUGGUUGUCUAUAUGGUUGGAAGACGGAGUGACAAAAGAUAGGACACAUAUGCACACAUCGUGACAUGUGCUUUGUAUGGGUCUAUUUACCUGUGUGUGACUAAUUAUUAGAUUAUGGGGGUUCCAUUCAGUGCACCACCCCGCCCCUUCACCUGCGUGCCCCCAAUACAUGUGCACGAGCUCCUUUCUAUAUCGUUAGGGUAGGCUAAAAACAUGUACUAAGAGGGAAAGGCUAGAGGCAACCGGGCUCCCCCACCGCCCCAUCUGUGGUCCCACAUCCCCCUCUCUGUCUUAUUCCCCAAGGACCGGUCAGUUUAUACCCCUGUCUCGUCAGUGUACUGCUCCCACAGGCCCCAGUUUUUAUACUUUUAAAGUGACUAGAAGCUAUUUUAGCUGUUAUUUAUUUUUCUAUUACUAGAGGGCAUGUACUGUCUUGCCCAGGCUUGAAGACGUGUGUUUACACCUUGUUCAUCUGGACCAUCACCUAAUCUAUCCUUGUGAAUGCCAAUAGCAAUGAAUUAACAACCCAUAGAUUGCACCUGAACUGAACCCUCCAUAUAACACAUUGUCCUUGACUAAUGUCACUGCUCUAACCUAGCACCUUAUUUUCUAUUUAAAAUGAAUCCUUUAGACUUAAAGAGCUCCUUUUUCAAGGGGAACACACAGGGAAAUCCUAUAAAUCAAUGAUGCAAAAGGUUGAGAAGUAUAUUCAUUUGUGUAACAAUAGAUGCAUGAAUUCCGUGAGAGAAGAAAAAGAGAACACGCUGUAUACAGUGGUGCAGUUGUGACUGUAAAUCAAUUACAUUGAUCUGUUGGUAAUUAGAUGGAUUUGUCACAUGACCAGUCUGCCUUUCUCAAGCUUUACAGAGGCCCUUAAUUUUAAAAUUAUACAUUUUUUAAAUCAUAUAUAUUUUUUAAAAGGAAACUAUAGUGCCAGGAAAACAAACUAGUUUCUUGACACCAUAGCUCCCCUUAGUCAAGUUCCCCCCCCCUCCCCCCGCCCAAGGUAUAGAAGGGGUUAAUAAUCCCUACUGUCAAUUACCUGGGUCCAGCGCCAAUGCCCUUCGACAUCAGCUGGCGGGGAAGACCUAAUGCGCAUGCGCGGCUAUGGCUGCGCUCGCAUUAGGAUUUCCCCAUAGGAAAGCAUUAUUCUGGGUGCCUACAGUGUCCAUUUAAGAAAAGUUUACUUUUUUCAUCUGGCUGAGCAGCCAUGUUUGGUCAGAUUCUGCUGUUAUCCGAUCAACUGCUGCUCAACCCAACUUUCCUGUUGCUGCAGUUUCACACAGAGCAAUCGCUGCAGCGGGUUGAGCAGCAGUUGGUCAGAUAACAGUAGAGUCUGAAAAACAUGGCUACUAUAAUAACUAUCAUACAUAAGGUAUAAAUCAACAAGUCUUCUAUAGAAAAGAUAUAUAUAUAUAUAUCGGUCCUUGAUUUUACCAUCUACUAUAACUGAAAAUUUAAGUUCUAGAUCUGACACCAUGUUCAACCAUUGUAAGGUUCACUUAAAAAGCGCCCCUUUUCCCACAAAGUGAAGUGUACAUGGUGACUAAGUGUGCCGCUAUGGCAGCAUGCAUAGCAACAAUCAUGGCAAUAAUGGCCGAAUAUUGAACCACUAGUGCUUAAAGGGCGAUUGUUUUGUAUGAUCUUCCAUGACCAUGGGAACAUUAGCUAAGAGGGUGAACAUGACUUUUCACUAAUAGAGUGCAUUGACUGUUAAGAAAAUAACUACGUCAGCUAAGGCUGUGGGUGUUAUGUUCAUCCUGUCCCUCUUGCUAUUUAGAAAAAUACAUGGUAAUUUAUUUUAAAAAAUAAAUAACGUAGAAGAGGCCUAAUAAUACAUUUAAUAUGUGUAAUUAAUGUCAGGUGUAACGUGGAUAUGUCAGACUAUUGUUGUGUUAAGUAAACCUAGGGAGUACUUUAAUCAAAUUACCUUGUUAUACACACCAAAGCACGCAGUUGUUUUGGUUUGUUUGUGCUUUUGCACAUAGCACAUUCCAGGCCCUCUUGUAGUAAAGGGCUUAAGUAAUUAAAAGAAUCCAUUAAAUUUACAUGUAUUUCAGUCAAAAACAAAUGUAAAAAAUACACACGUUCAUUUAUGUAUAAUUUAAAGUUAAUACAGACAGAAGAGUGGCUUAAAUAAUACACUGUGUAAAAGCAUCCAUACAAAUCAGUGAACAGCAGCUAACACGGUAUAGCUUUUCCCACUGCAAUGUUGACAUGAUAGAAAAUGAAAACUCCCUUAUUACAUAGUUACAUGGGCUGAAAAAGCCUUUCAUCUGUUUUUGCUGUAGAUCCAAAAGAAGGCAAAACAGUUUGAUGCACUUAGCAAUUUUGCAAACUAUGAACAAAUUCUUCCUUGACCCCAGAAUGGCAGUCUUAUAUUUCCUUGGAUCAAGAAGCUAUUACCCCACAAAUUAAGUAUUUAUCCACUUACAUCUGUACAGAUUCUGAUAAAACCACUUUUUCAGGCAGAGAAUUCCAUAUCCUUAUUGUUCUUACAGUAAAAAAACAUUUCCUUUGCCUUAGACAAAAUCUUCUUCUAAAUGCAUGACCUCGUGUCCAGGUUUGUGAAUAGAUUUCCACACAAUGGUUUGUAUACAAAUGUUCAGACAGCUACUAGAUGCAUACUUGCAAAAACAGAAUAUUCAAGGAUAUAAUCUUUCAAUGUAGUGUAAUAACUGCUUGAUCCAAGGAUAAAUCUGACUGCCAUUCUGGGGUCAAGAAGGAAUUUUUUUCCUAGCUUGUUGCAAAAUUUGAAGUGCUUCAAACUUGUUUUUUUGCCUUCUUUUGGAUCAACAGCAAAAAACAAAUGUGAGGAAGGCUGAACUUGAUGGAAGCAAGUCUCUUUUCAGCUAUGUAACUAUAUGUAACCUUGUAUUGACUACUCUCUAAUAUCCAUUUGCAUCUGACCUUCAUAAUAUUCUCCACCUGAGAGACCAACAAAUUUCUCAGCCAUGGUGUUUGCCAGUUUCUGCUUCUUUCAGAGAGAUAGAUGCCCCACUGUACUGGAGCCUACAUGACUCACAAAUUGUUAUACUAGUUAAAGCAGCCAAGACAUAAAAAUGAAGGAAGAAAGGCCCAAGAGACAUUAACAUAUGCACAGGAAGCAAAAAUAUACUUAGAAUUUUCAACAAACAUUUAGAAACUUCGUGGGGAGAUCUGGGUCCGGUUCUUGAAAGUUUACAAUAAAUAUUGGUUGUUACGGUACUUAGGAUUUGUGUUUCUCUGGAACUCAUCACCAUCAUUUUUUAUGCUUUUCUAGUAAUAUCCAGGAGAGUGUUUUCUAAUCUCCAUUAUUGGUCUUUACAGACCAUUUAUCCUGAUUAAAUUAUAAUACAUAAUUAUACUUGGAUAUUAUGUUUUUUUAGAAAAAUCCCUUUUUCCAUUGCUGAUAGUCCAUCCCUUAAAAAUAUAUACUUUUUCCUUAUUGAGAUUCUUGAGGUUCUUUGUCUUUUUGGAAAGAGACCUGUUAACCAUUCCCGUAUAUCUCCAGAAAUGCAAUGGUAUAAGAAUUUAACAAAUAGAAAGUUCAACAAAUCUUACAGCGAAACUGAGUUUAUAUGCAAAAAUGUGUUACAUUUGGCUAAAAAAUUAAUUGAUCCCAGCGUUACAUUUUUAGUGAAACAUUCUAAAAACAGGAUAUUGGAAAAGCCAAAUUCUUAUUAAAUAUAAUGAACAAUAUUGGAUGAGUUGGAUCAGUCAUGUUUUGAGCCAUGUAGACCAAAAGGAAUUAAUGUUUCAUACACUUAUUAUGCCUUAACUGAGUAUUUGUAUAACUUUUACACUGGAGAGAGUGGUUUUGACUUUGUUAACUUUUGUGGUCUUCGAAAUUUUAACCUUGAAUUAUGUGAUUGUACAAGGUGGAGAUGGAUUACAGCUCAUUGGCUUAAAAAAAAAAAAACAAGAUUCCAAAUACCUAAACCAGUGGUUUCCAAACCUCAAGGCAACCCUACUAGACCAGGAUUUAGCGAUUACCCAGUUGUGUCAAGGUUUUUUUUUUGUUUUUUGUUUUCUGAAAACACCUAAGGCACAACUGGUUAUUCCUACAUCCUGGUCUAGUAGGGUUGCCUUGAGGACUGGUUUGGAAACCACUGAUCUAUGCUAAUGAGUGACUGAUAAAAUGAUGACCAAACAUAUAUUGUUCAGGAAUUGAUAUGGAAUUAUCUUAGACUCGAGUUUCACAGCAGAUAUGAAAACUAUGUUCACUCCCCAUUUGGUUAGUAUCCUUCUCUUACUCCUAGCCAGUGGUGUAUUUUGGUUUUGUGCUGCCCUAGGCAUGAAAAACACGGGCACUCCCCCCAUACCAACCCAGCCCUUCCCCACCCCUCCCCCCCCACCUCUUUUCUAAAUUUAUUUUCCUUUAAAAAAAAAAAAAAAACACAACAACAUGCUCUUUGCGUGACAGACAAGCGCACUCACUGGUGCAUACACUGACAUACACUCACUGACUGAUACACAGUCAUUGGCACACACACUUUCACUGAAACAUACACACUCACAUACACCGACAGAUACACACUCACUGACAAACACACAUACUUUUUGACAGACACACAUACACUCUUAUUGACAAACACACACAUAUACUCUUACUGACAAACACAAACACACACAUACACUCUUACUUACUGUGAGCUUCCAUGGGGAAUAAUUACACAGAAAGGAGUUAAAUCCAGUGACAGACGCGCAUAUUAAAUAACCCGUUUAACUCGCCCAUCUCUUCCUACCAGAGCCCACGCUUAGGAUACCCCACAUACAUAGCACCAGCAACCUCUCAGAUACUCGCUCUGUAUUAGCAUCAUCUCUCUGUAUUAGCACCCUCUCUAUCUAUUAGCACCCUGUCUCUGUAUUGGCACCCUGUCUCUCUAUUAGCAUCCUGUCAGUGGGGUUGCUGUGCUGAACGGUUGGGCGGGCAGCGAGGGAGCAGUGAUCUCUUUGCUCAGCUCCCUCGCGCGCCUCUUGGUGAUGCUGGGGCCGGAAUGACAUCAUAUUCUGGCUCCGGCAUCCCUGCGAGGCGCAAGGGAGCUGAGCAGGAGAGAGCUCAGGGGUGAGUGCUCCCUCGCUGCCCGCCUCCUACCUGAAGAGAUGCCAGCUGUAGGGGUCCCUGAGGUGGCCAGUUGGCCAGCUCCUUGGCCCCCCACGACAAAAGGCUGGCAAGGUAUUUGCCAGGGCGUUUGGGGCGGCUUUUUUUGCCGCCCCUCUAAAAGUGCCGCCCAAGACAAAUGCCUUGUCAGCCUCGCGCUAGAUACACCUCUGCUCCUAGCUGAUUCUCAUUCACUGCUUACAAUGUGAUAAAUACCUCAUUAUAAAUAUAUGAGUUUAAUAUAUAGCACAUGGAGACAAGUCCCUUUAUGUAUGUGAAAAAAAUUACUUUUUACCUGCUUCGUUUAGUACGAAGAGAAAAGCUGAAAUGAGAGUCACCAUGGUAAACACUAAAAAAAUAAAAAUAUGAUACAUUAAUAAUGAACGCUAUAUUUUGACCAUCUGACUAAUGUUUACAGCCAAUCAGAAGUCAGAUAGGAUUCCAUUUAUGGUCUCUCAGAAGAAAUGGCAAAUGCAAAUAAUAUAAUGGCAACCUCCAGCUGCUGAAAAAUGGCUCCCGGAGUAAUAAAAGUAUAAGAGAAAUAAAAAUUGUAACUCCUAGAAAUGCACUUUUUCUAAAUUAAUUAACGUUUAAGCAAUAUGACAAUAUUUCAUUAAAAAGUCUUCUCACCAAUGGCCUGACUCGACUAAAUGAUGAAGCAAUAGCAAUGUUUAAUCUUUAAUGUCUUUUAAAACCCACCCACAGCUCUCCUAUCUGGUGAAGGCAAUUAGUUACCAUUACACUGGGCAUGCUUGAGUGGCAUUAUAUAUAUAUAUAUAUAUAUAUAUAUAUAUUAUAUAUAUUAUAUAUAUUCUGCAGUGCUUUACAAUUAUAGAAAUUACACACACAUAAAAAUGUGCCAUGCGUUUUAUAUAUAUAUAUUUGAGUGGGAGAGUAAUGAUUGGUUUAAAUAUCACAGCAAUUUCUGCUGAACAGGGUUGCUGACCAUAGAUCCUGAGCUCAUAAGUUGUAGCCAUCCGUGUCACACUGUGAAUAGUCAAUCCAAUAAACAAUGUAUAGGAAUGAAAAAAAAUAGGUGCCACGGCGAUUAAGCACUGCUCGCUCCUUUUAAGUUAAAACUACAUUUUAUUCCAUAUAAUAUAUAUGUACAAAUCACAUACAGUGACAGGCUCCCUCGCAAAUGUGGCUGUCAGCAAUCAACGCGUUUCGCAUAUCCAAACACUUUAUCAAGAGCAUAUUCUAGCUUCCAUAUCUUGUCUUUUUAUGUCGUGGUAAAUGAGGGAUCACAAACACCUGCAGACCAAAAGGCCAAUCCCACACCAAGCCACAACCAAAGGAAGAGAUGGCAUAUCAACUAAAUUAUCUGCAUGUAGGGAGAAGAAUAAACACACAAAAGAAAAAUAAACAACAAUCAUAACAAAAUGUAUAAAGAAAACCUGUAAAAACAUUAGUACCAUGAAUAUAAUGCAAGUUACACAUAUUUCUCCAUUCUGAAAUUAUCCAAUAAACAUCAGUAUCAUCUGAGCAGAGUCCUCAACAUGUUCCUGUAAUGGCUUACCAUUUAUAUUUUAUCCUUUUAUAGUUUAUUUAAUAUUUUAUGUAUAUUUUUACAAUAAAGCAAUUUUUCAUUGUUCCAUCCUCUGGAUCCUCUUCUACUUAUUGGAAACCACACCAGCUACAGAAGGGUUAGGAUCACCCCACAAUAGAUCCUGAAGCCAUCUAUACCAGAGCCAGGUUCCUUGGCUCUGAUUUUGUGAGUGUUUCCUUGCACCUAUUGCACUUUAAUAUAUAUUGUUAAUUGUCUACACUAUCUUGUGUAUCUCUCUAUCUCUGCAGUAAUACAUUGGAGAAGAGGAGAGAACAAAAUUGCUCCAUCCAUUGUGUUUGCAAUGUUCCUGUAACAAUUUGUAAUUGUCUCAUUUAUUGUUAAAUUGUCCCAUUAUAACAUUGGGAAGCGCUGCUGAAUAAGUUGGCACUAUAUAAAUGCCAAUAAUUGUAGUAAUAAUAAUUGUAGUAAACAGUUAGAGGCAGGUAUUUAAUGGGUUACCCCAACCACCAUGACCAUUUCUGCUUUUAGACGUGGUAGGAAUCUGUACGUGCAGAGUUUACAUUCAGAGAUAUUUGCACUUUUGUGCCGGGGCCUUGUUGCACCACCGUCAUCCCUCUGAGCUGGGGAGAACAGUCCAAUCAAAUUCUUCUGUAUGAGACCUUACUGCUUCGUCCGGCACUGGAUUCCAGGUAAGUUUAUUUAAAUGUUCUGUGUUUUCUUAAAAAUAACGGAAGAAGGUGUAUUACUAAUACCCCACAGGGCAUGCUAAUUAAAACAAAUAGGGUUAAUUAAAAAUGGUUGACGUAAUCCGUUAAUACUUGUGGGACCAACUCUUGUACAGUGGAAGGCACAUCAUAUAAACAGGCUUCUGAUUUGAAAGCAGUUCCUGAGUUUGUGAAUAGUAGAUUAGGAUUAGGAUUAUACACAUUUCUGAGACAUCCAUCGUAUGCCAAAGGAGUCCAGUAUGACCUGGGCAGAUGCUUACAUGCUAGCCCUCUCUAGUUGUCACUAUAAUACUAAUCUUGAUCGAUUAAAUGGUUUUCGUUGUAAUUUUUUUAGCAGCACCUCAAUUUUAAUUUUUUUGUAUCAUACAUUUUCUGCUCUUUUACUGAUGAAAAUAUUUUUUUAAUGACAUAUCAUCACUGAUACUUCUUUUUUGUUUUGUGUCAAUUAUGGACUCUCCUUAAAUGUGAUGCUCGGAAACGGGACAUUAACAUCAUCAUGUCCUGGAUCUGUAUUAGCACAAUUAUUUGUAGCAAGUUAAAAAAAUGUUUUUCUUUUGUCUCAAAUGUGUUUUACUUCUUGGCUGUGUAACAGGUGCCGCACCACCUUUUUGCCUGGGGGUAAACACUUGGUAUUAGGGUGGGUGGUUUUAAUAAUAUAUUAUCCCUAAGACACAAUGUUCAAAAUGUUGGCUUGUUAAAGAAUGCAUGAAAUGGCUUUGUGUUCCGUCAGCCUUUCAUACAGAAUUAAAAUGCAGAUGCCAAACAUAUAUGUAAUUUCAGCUUGCAUAAGGUACAAACAUGGGUUAGGUGUCUACGUGGGUUUAAUAAAUGGAGCCUGAGUUGCCACACUUAUUCUCAAUGGUCAACCUGGGGCACUUUGCUGUUUAUGGAAUCUACCUCUUUGUUAGUCACUCAUUAUUUUGUUAUAGUGUUUCUUUGGUAGCUGUGGCAGUGCUGGUCUAAUGAACAGUAUACGUCUAAUGAGCAUGAGCAGCUGCAGCUAGUUCUAAAGUGCAAAGAUAUUUUUAAUGAGCAGUUUUAGUUCAAAUGAGCAGAAAUAGUUCAAUUGUCUUAUCAGCUUGCUUUGUCUUCUUGUUAAUGAAAAUAAAUAAGACCUAGGUCAUGCUUUUAAAUAUGGAAAAAUAAUUCAGACCCCCCCCUCCCCUUUUUUUUUCCAUCUGUGUAUAAUAUACUGUGUUUAUUUGAAGUCUACGUUGCACCAUGAGUGAAAGGUGAUCAAUGCUUUAAAGGAGGCUUCCCCAAACUCCGGCCCUCCAGAUGUUGCUGAACUACAACUCCCAUGAUUCUCAGCCUACCUUUUUCAUUCAUAGAAUCAUGGGAGCUGUAGUUUGGGGAAGCCUGCUUUAAAGGAACAGAGUAUUCAACUCGAUGGUGUUGCUUGUAGUUAUUGUGUUAUCGCUUCAUAUCCAAACUGCUUCUCAAGUUCAUUCUGAUAAUUUCCAAACAUCAUCCCCUUUUUUCUCUCAUAAAUUUAUAACAGACGCAGGUAAAAAGACAAAAAAAAAAAAUACUUUAUCACGAACAAUUUCACCCUAAGUAUAAAAGUGUGUAGGACAUGCCAGCAAUGUAUAUUCACAUAUCUAAAACACGCCCAAUAUCUGAGAUCAUAUAUUUUCUUGAAUGAAUAAAUUUUUUUAAACAUCAUAUCUUUUAUCCAAAACAUAUAUAGGUCUUACAGAAGGCAGCUGUGUUUCCUGCACCCGUGUAGCAGUGUGUGGUGUUUUUAACAGUACCCAUGAUGCCUGUUUAUUUAAAUGAGGUAGCAUGCUUUCCUUAUUUAUAAAGCGCCAACAGUCUGCAGCGCUGUACAGCAGGUAGCCAAUCAGUCGCUUAUCUCUCCAAGAUUCCAUUCUUCCUUCUCAAUCCAUACUUUGGCACUUGGUAAGUUGGAAAGGAUACAUGAACACCCCGAGGGCUGCUUUAUAUAGACCUUCAAGUUCAUGUGAGAUCAGGGAUCAGGGAUUCAAACUAUUUUUCUAAUGCAAGAAAUAAAAUGAAAGGGAGCUUACCCCAUUAUCUUGGGGACUUUCUUUUUGAGCGCUGGAUCUAGCUUAUUAGCCUUUUUUUAGUUUUAGCUGGUUGACAUUAUUAAAACAUUCUUACUAAUAUACUAACCAGGAUAAAUAAAAUGUAAAAAAAAUAAAAAAACAUUUAUCCUAAUUACUAGCAGUGCAUGUACUGCCUUUAGACUGAAUUUGAGGACAUACCCAGUUUUACUCUAUGUGUCUGCAGAUAUACAAUAUGUUUUAGUCCUUUUAUUGUCCUACAUAGCUGUGUCAGACGUACAGAUCCAGAAUGACUAUAUGUUUCUUUGCCAUUUUACCGAUAAGGCAUAAAGAAAGAUUAUUUUUACUAGUAAUUUUCCAGUUUAGCAGUUUGGACCUAAAUGCUCUGAUUCCUUUUGCAAACCUCAACAACCCUCAGUUUAGUGUCCCUGGAUAUAUAUUUGUUGGUACAGUACCCCAAAAUGAGGGACAGUCCUGGUAAAUUUGGGACUGUUGGCACCUAUGAUUUUAGUUGCAGUACAUUCUAAUUUACUCUCUCGUCAUCUCACAUCUUGAUUACCUCCUCUUCCAUGGCUUCCUGGGAAUCAGCUGACUCCACUCACAUAACACGCAGCUCCAGGCUCAUCAUCCUCACACAUCGUUGCACAUCUGCUACUCUACUCUCCAAAGCUUUUUAUUGGCUCUUACGCCCUCUAGGAGGAAGAUUUAAACUCCUUACCCUUGAUCAUAAAGCCCUACAUAUUCCUGCUUCCUCUGAGCCUGUCCUUUACACUGUGCAUGUCCCUGCUUGGCCUCUACCGCUUCCUUAUCAAAAUUGCCUUUUUUUUUUGCUUAGAAGACUUUUCCAUGUAUCCAUGUGAUUUCUCAUUGUAAAAGCUGCCAUAUCCCUCCACUAAUCCCAACACUCAUAGCCACAUAAUCUGCACAAUCUAGGCAACACCUUUCUCCUGAGCUCACCUGUGGUACUAAUCUGCUACACACCCUUACCUGCUCUGUGUUCCUCACUGUCCCAUGGCUCUUUAGAUUGUAAGCCUCAGGGCAGGGCUGUUAAAAUCUACGUACUAAUAUUUUUCUGUCUGUAAAACUGAAAUAUAUUUUAAGUCUGCCCUCUACCUAUCUAUCUAUCUAUCUGUCUGUCUAUAUUUUAUGUUAGUUGGCUCUUUUACGGGCACUUCACAAGGGCAGACUGGCAGCUUUGGAAUUCUCAAAGCUCAAAUUACCCGUUUUACAGCCAGGGCCCAGAAACCCACAAGUCAGGGCAGGCCGUGGCACUGAACAGUUUCAAAUUUGCCGAACCUCUUCAGAGAUGGGUCUUCCAAUCACUACGCAGAUUCAGAUCUUCAAACACCAGAGACUGACUGACAGCUCUGCAUUCCAAGAGGUUCUGCAGGAGACAGGGGAUUUAACGUCAUGUUAAAAUGUUGUCAGGCAACCCAUUUCUAUUAACCUGAUAAUUGCCAAAAUAUCCAGCCACCCAGUUAUUUCAUUAUUUGCCGCUCACUAAAAAAAGGGUUAAAUGUUACUAAGAAAUCUAUUUAUUAGGCAAGGGGUUGCUGCAGAUUAACCCCCAGCAGAGCUACUGAUUUUGCUUUCCAGAUCAGGCGUAGGUUGGCAACUUGUCGCAACUUACUGUUUAGUGAAUAAAUAUGUAUCUGUUGAAGUCCAAAGAAAGGGUUAAAAGUCAGAGCGUAACAGACAAUCAGCAGACUUUCUAAAGCAGCGAUCGUAGGAGGGGAGGCUAGGGUUUGGCUGCGGAUCCAUGAAUAUCGUCUUGGGUGUGGUUAUUAGGGCAGGUUUACAAUCACAGCCUUGGCCAGAGUUUCAUGUGCUGAAUGAAGACACAAGGGUUGGUCUUUACCUUGUGAUCUGACGUGCUGAUGUUACGGGGUGGGGGUGCUGGCAAAAUAUUACAGUUGUUUAGUAGGUGGUGUGACAAGAUUGUGAGCCAAAAAAACUCAGCCUUGUUUGGAAUACAGACUAACCCUAAGGGACUGGGUGUCUCGGCAGCUUGUAGCAUUGGAUUACACACACAGACAGACACUCGCAGACAAGGGAUCUGGAACUGACACAGUCCGCUCAGAUGGGGGAAAAUACUUCCUAGGCAAUAAAGGUACUGUACGGACUUUAACUGUUGUUUCUACCUGGGUUAGGAGGGAGGAAGCCAGCUUUGCGGAGUUUCCAGAACAAAUGAAGGUUUUAACCCUUUGAGUGCUGGAAACACUUUUAACAAGUUCUAUUUUACCACACUUGCACACGCCAUUAUCUGUUCUGGCUUUCAAAAGACAACUUUAAUUAAAAAAAAAAAUUUUUAAUUACAUAGAUAGCUACUACAAAAAAAGCUGCCUGGGAUUUCAGCUCCUAUCAUGCUUGGCCACUAGAAAGUUAAAUUUAAAAAAAAUUGCCUUAGAAGUUAUAAAUGUCAUAGAAGAGCUGCCUCUGGCUUUGCAGCUGCUGCAGACCGUAGCUCAUGAUCAAACUCUUGCUGACUAACUUUUAAACAUGUGGGUGACUGCGUGUUCUGUGUGCUUGCAUGUUGCUGCAUAAGAGGAGAUAUAGAAGUCAAUUAGAUAAAUUUACCUUAAAUAUACUUACCUGAAGGUCUCUCUCUCAGUGCCACCAUGGUUAAACUCAGUUCUCAGUUCCUGGUAGAGAAGGAUUAGAUUCCCAAAGGGCUCUGGAGUGAUUAUCAGCUUGUUCUCCCUUUCACUUAGGCUUCCUUAGGUCACAUUAUGGUGAAUCCUUCUGUGGCUCCUAUAUACAUAUUCUGCAAGGUGCUGUGUACCUGCGUGCAUGCCAGGUGUACAAAAUAAAGCUCUAUAGAAGAUUUCAAAAGACCUUGGGACAAUUUAUAGAUACCAUAGGGGAAUAAAGGCUUCUGGGAAAUGGUAAAAUGUCAGGUAAGGGCAAUUUGAGACUCCAUGUUUUUAUCGUAUUUAGCCAAUAAUAGUUUCAUCCAUAAAACAAUUAUUUUUUUAUUUUCAUUGAGAGGUUUUUUUUCUCUAAAAGGGAACAUAUAAACAAAAAUUAGAGUAUACAUCUGCAUUCAUUAUGUAUCAGUUGCACACUCAAAGAUAAACAUGGAGAAACACAGACAGUUUAGAAAUAAAUGCCUUCAAGAAUAUGUCAAGCAGAUAAUUCUUGAAUGUGGCAGGAAUCAGUUAGGAUGCGGUAAAAUUCUGGCAGAAGGAAUUAUGAUUGCCUUAGAUUAUUUUGUAUGGCAGAAUGAAGAUGGUGUAAUGGGCUAACUAUAAGUUACAGGAAAAGGGAAAAAUUGGUAAAGAGAAAGAAAGAGAGUGAUAGUGGAGAAAAAAGGAAAGGGGGGAAGAGAAAGCCGAAAAGGGAAGAAGAUAUGGCAAGUGGGAAGAAGAAUUGUCCCAAGUAACUGGAGAUAAAAAGGUAGGGGUGCAAAGGACCAAUAAGCCAGUCACAUCUUGUAGUGGUUCCCAUAAUAAACACCUAACACGCAGGGUGUGGAUCCAUCCAUGUAGUUGUAGACCAUGCUUCUAAAAACAAAUUAUAAAAGUAUCAUUUAAUGUAGCUGUAAAGUGUUCGUUGCUACUUAUAGUCUUAAGAUACGUUUUGCUUGCAUUGAAAUAUCAGUGAAAUAAAAAUAUGGCAUUUUAUAAAUAUACUCUGAAGGCAUGCUUAAAUUAUAGUGAUUCUGUGCUUUACCUAUAACUUGAAUCUGAAUAUAUAUAUAUAUAUAUAUAUAUAUAUAUAUUGUGUGUGUGUGUGUGUAUUAAAUUUAGUGAUGGCUUAAACAGUUAUGUUUUAUAUUUUUUUUACGACUGUAAUUUUCACACUGUGAUCAGCAUCCAUUCUCGAUGAAAUGGGUUAAACUACCCCUCACAGAUUUACCAACUCUUGUUUCAAAAGUAAGGAACACAAAAAGUAACAGAGCCACUUUAAUGAUAGAUAUAGUUGGUGAUAGCUGAAAAAUAUACUGCAAACAGUCAUUUGGUAGAAUUUACAGAGAACAAGUUUUGAUCUUUUUAUUUUUUAUAAUGGAUUGACUAAUCUUUGGCACUGCAGUUGUUUGGGACCAAAUUCCACAUUUUGCUUAUUCAACCUACACUGCUAUAGAACAGUAUCGAUUAAUCUUGGAAUAACAGAUCUUUGAAACCAUACAUUCCAUAUGAUCAGUCAACCAUUAGGAAAUGUAGUUCCACAUAUAUGGAGUGCCAUGGUUUGCUGACAGCACUCUACAGCAGGCUUCCCAAAACUCCGGCCUUCCAGAUGUUGCUGAACUACAACUCCCAUGAUGCUAUGAAUGAAAUAGAUAAGCUGAGAAUCAUGGGAGUUGUAGUUCAGCAACAUCUAGAGGGCCGGAGUUUGGGGAAGCCUGCUGUACAUCAACAAUGACUGGCUGAGUAAAUGAUAAAAUGUGGCCUCAACAACUGCGGUGCCAAAGGUAAGCAAGUAUUUUGUGUUUCCCCAGGGUAGGACCUUCCGCUUGCUGCUGUUUCCUGUAGGUGAUAAAAAGUCUCAAUAUUCUGGUGAGUUGCAGAUGUCCUUUAAAAAAGGGAGUGACUAGCUUUGGCAUUCCGGUUCUUGGCAUUUUAUAUAUGGAUUCUAAAGCUAUACCCACCAGUUAAGCCAUAUUGCACACAGCAACACUAUCUCAACCAGCCAAAACAACAAUUGUUAGAAGGAUUCUGCUCUAAAUCCAGUGAUUAAUAGUGACAGGUGGGAAGUGUGUGCACACACUGUCACUUAUUGUAGCGUGGCCCCAUGAGACAGCGGUAGAAGAUCUUCAUUUUUCUCUCCAUAGUUUGACAGAGCUAUAAACGAAGUAUAAUACCCAGGCCUCCCUCACUACUCUCUGCACGCUGCUUCCAGCUCUCUGUCAGACCGGUCAGAGGAAUACAAAUACCCUCUAAUGUGGUCCAAUGUGUCCAUGCCAAAGCUUUGGUAGGUGAUUAUAAUGAGUGGCCUCGCUUGGUAGUUUGGGUUAAACUAUUUUCAAGUGGUUUAAUGCAUAUUGGGGUUCCCCAAGCACCAACAGGCCAGCCCCUCAGCUGAUGCCUGUUUAAUGCUUUUUACUUUAGAUAACAGUAAUAGGCUUCUGGUGGGUUGGCCCGACCUCUUUCCCAUCUGACAUGGUGGCAUGGCACAGUUACUAGCAGGCAACUGAAUAUUAAAAGGACUCAAUAGGCAUCCAUACCACUUUAUCUCAAUAAAGUAUUCUGGGUGGCAUGCCAUCCCUCCGCAACUGAAAACAUUGCCAACAAAGUUAUGCCUAAAAUCUUCUUUCUAUCAAGCUGUGACAGGGUACAUCUGACACAGCUCAAGCCUGUUUUUGUGCUUUGUUUUUUUUUUAAAUGUAAUACCGGGUCAGAACUAGGAGACCUUUUGGAUUCUGUUGCUGGGGCCCCAGGCACCUGCUGGACCCUAUGUUGGCGCUAAGCUUUACUGUAGACAGAUUAAAGUUAAGAUUAGUUUGCUGUAGACAGAUAAGGUUAAGAAAACCAUUACUGUCACAAAAAUUACAGACCUCGGGGGGCGUGGCCUGCUCGGGUAUGGAGUAGGACGCAUCCUGAACCUGCUCCGCGGCCCUAGCUCACACUAGCACCCAUCAACGAGCGCUAUCCGACCCGAGAUGGGUAAAUCCCGGAGACCCCACACGCCGGGACCCUCACAAGCCGGCUCGCCGGGUCGCACCUCGGGCCCCAUGGACGGCUAUGUAUGCACGCCGCGAGACAUGCGGUCCGCGCCGGCCGCAUCCAAAAUGGCGCCGGCCUCCCCAGGGGACAGCAGCAGUGACAGCCUGACGCAGGGCUCACCCAGGGGAGACACUCUGGCACAUAUUUCAUCCGAGCUGGCCAAGAUCACUGCCAAUAUGCUGUCCAGAGCUGACAAAGCUGAGAUGCUGGCAGAAAUCAGGACUGCAAUCAGGGAGGAAGUCAUGGAGGUGAGGAAAGACCUGACAGCCCUUGAACAAAGGGUAGAGGCCCUUGAAGCAGACAGAGCCCAGACUGUGAAGCACCAACAGGCCACAGACACUGCCACCACCAGACAGGGCAAUGUCCUACUAGAUCUCAGGAGACAACUAGAAGACCUGGACAAUCGCGGAAGGAGGAACAAUAUCCGCAUAAGGGGCCUACCCGAAAACGCGGACGAAACGCUGCCAGAGCUCCUGACAGACCUGUUUACCCAUAUUCUGGGUGACAGAGCCCCAGAAGACUACGGUAUCGAAAGAGCCCAUAGAGCGCUGAGACCCUUGUCCCCUGAGGGACCGCCGAGAGACGUAAUCUGCUGCUUGCUCUCUUACGCCUUAAAAGAUGGCAUCAUGAGAGCGGCGCGCAAUCAACAGAACAUCGCCUUUAGAGACGGGCAGGUCUCGCUUUACCAGGAUCUCUCCGCGCUCACGCUAGAGGCCAGGAGGGCGCUACGUCCAGUAACCGCCAUUCUCCGGGAGCGGAGGAUCCCGUACAAAUGGGGCUUCCCCUUCAGCCUGCAGGCGAGGGUGGGCCAAACCUGGCAUAUCAUCCGCUGGCCAGCUGAUGUUCCACGCUUCCUACGAGCCACGAGUCUACCCGCGGUGACGAUAUCCAACUGGGUCCUGGAGCGACAACCACAGCACCCACGGGCGGUAAGCGACAGGCCGGGCACGGGCCUCACAGGCAGCGGGUUCCGGCGGGGUGGCCCAGACAGCCAUGAAGAAUAACUGUCCCCUAUGAACCUGUUCCCCUACCUCCCAUUCUGCUAACCCGACCGUCAACCUGCCACCCCACCAACGGCCCCCCAGCCACUACGAGAGAAGGCCACAAGACAGCUCAGAAGACCUAGACACGACCACCGGAAGCUCCUGUGGGUGUCGGGCACCACGAGACGACAUUGCCCCCCACGCACCUGGUCGAACCACAGCACAACUUGGUAUGUACUUGACUCCCUGACCUAAGCCCGCAACAUGGGGUCCAGAUCCUCAUUAGCAGGGGGUGGCCUAACCUGAGCCUCACAACCAGGGGUGGGGACCCCCAGGAGAUAGACUUUGCAUGGACAUGCCACGCUGGGACUCUCCUAGUGGCCAAGGCCCGGGAACACCAGCUACCUUUGGGUGGAGGGGGUGCGGGGAUGGAAGCUGGGAGGCUGCCACCAUACCAGGGUUAUACCCACCGCUGUAAGGGUGAUCUCCCCAAGCUCUAGCCUGAAGGGCACGACCGAUAGCAUAGAUCCCAGCACCUUCUGGACAGCCGAGGGCCUCUCAGGCAUGUAAUGGGGCCACCAAGGGGGGGGUGCGGGGAGCUCCCUUUGGGGGGGGGGGAAGAAUGGGGGGCCAUGCUCCACAACUGUUUAUUAUGACUGUUAUAUUGGUUUAUGGUUUUUAUUGUUUGUAAACAAUUACGCGGACGCGGUACAAUACGUGUAGCAACAGUUACAGAAUGACGUGAAACUUGGGGCCCGAGUUAGACUCAGACACAUACACAGGCCAUACAUGGGCCGAGACAGGGAGGGGCAACGAAGGUGGGUGGGGUUUCCGGGACGGGAACAUACUCGGAGAGAUCUACAACCCAACACAAUAGGUGAGCUGGGAGCCAAGGGAAAGGCUCGACACAACACUAUCGAACGACCCACACUAGAGGGACCGCAUACCCCAAGCAACGGACUCACGUUGUAUAUACACUCGGAGGCCACCGAGGUGACUCACCCCCAGGGGAACAGACACCAGAAGGCGACAAAAACCGAGGCGAGUCACAGUUGCCUCUCUCUUGGACAGACUAUCACCCUCCCCAGACACCGGACAGACCUUACCCCUAUACCCAUCAACCACUGACGCACACAUACCCACACACACCUCACAACAAACACUGAUAGAGAUGGGCUCUAACUACAAGCCGACACCACUGACCCUAUGGUCUAACAAUGUAAGAGGCUUAAACAUUCCCGAAAAAAGGUCCCAACUACUUCGCACACUGUGGGCAGAGCGCGCCUCAGUGGCGUUCUUACAGGAAACACAUUUUCAGGGUACAGAGGCGCCAAACGUGAGAAACAGGCGUUACCCCACAGGAUUCUAUGCUAAUCACCCGGACGGGAAGAAGGCCGGAGUAGCAAUCCUACUCUCCAGUACAGUCCCAUUCGUUUGCACGGAGCAGAAGUCAGACCCCGGGGGUAGAUACGUAUUUAUCAAAGGCACGAUAGCACAGUCCACCUACACAUUUGCCUGCCUGUACUCCCCUAAUCGACGUCAACACGUCUUCCUAACUAAAACGCUAGCCCUACUAAACAAAUUCAGAGAAGGCCUUCUGAUAGUGGCAGGAGACCUCAACAUUCCCCUUGACUCUAGGUUGGAUACAUCUAGGGGAGAAACUUCGAUACCAGGUCACUGCAUACGCUCAACAGGGAGGGCCUUAGCCCGGUGUGGCUUAGCUGACUGCUGGAGAGUGGCUAACCCCGAGGGCAGAGACUACACCUUCUACUCGGCUGUACAUCGACGCUACAGCCGAAUAGACUACAUCCUAAUGGCGCAAGAGGCCCUAACACUACUCCAACGAGCUAGCAUAGGGCAUAUCGCAGACUCUGACCACGCCCCCAUUACAGUACAAAUCCAAUCCCCCCUACAUAAACCUGCAGAGCGGCAAUGGAAGUUGAACGAAAACUUACUACUUGACCUAGUGGACAAGGAACAAGCCAGGCAAGCACUGACACAAUACUUUGACACUAACAACACGCCAGACACCCCCCCCUAACAAUCUGGGAGGCACAUAAAUGUGUCAUUAGAGGCCACUAUAUCAAAAUAUGCUCACAGCGUAAAAAAGAACGCACACAACAAUUGUCCACCCUAAACGCACAAAUCACCACACUAGAGCAGGCACACAAACAAAAUCAGGGGGAAAACGAGUUCCACCGACUGACGGAGCUUAGGAGGCAGAGACGGGACAUACUAGCCAAGGGCCUUUUGCGCACCCUUAGAAAGUCGGCUCGGCACUUCUUCGAGUACUCCAACAAGAGCAGUAGGCUUUUAGCCCGCCAGCUUCAAGACAGGAGAAGGGCGAACCACAUACACAAAAUUAACACUAGAGACAAGACUGUAACAAGUCUACCCGACGGAAUCCAACGUGCUUUUGUGGACUACUACACCGACUUAUAUAAUAUCCCCCAGCCCACGACGGUCACCACACAGGCCCAACGCCGGGGACAAAUAACGGAGUACUUAGACCAAAAUGUAGAAAGACAAUUGACCCCAGAAAUGAUAGAGGAACUAGAACGACCCCUCACGAUAGAAGAGUUAGCCGCAGCAUUAAAAAUCUCCAAAUCCCACAGGGCGCCUGGCCCAGAUGGCCUUCCGCUGGCAUACUUGCGAACAUUCCGCGAUGUAUUAUUGCCGAACCUCCUACGAGGUCUUAGCUCACUUCAAGACGGGGAACGGUUUCCCACUGACACACUAGCGGCCAUAGUCACGGUGAUACCUAAAGAAGGUAAAGACCCAGCGAAUUGCGCUAGCUACCGCCCCAUAUCCCUGCUCAAUGCAGACCUCAAACUGUUCGCCAAGACACUAGCCCUGCGAAUCGCGAAGCACCUACCACACCUAGUGCACUCGGACCAGGUCGGGUUCAUCCCAGAGAGGGAGGGAAGAGAUAACACCAUCAAAGCCCUAAACAUACUGCAAGUAGCAAGGUCGCAACACCGGGAGCUACUCCUCCUCUCGACAGAUGCCGAGAAGGCCUUCGACCGGGUGGACUGGCUGUACUUGGAGGAAACACUCACACACAUGGGGUUCGGCCCACGCAUGCGAUCAUGGGUCCUUUCCCUGUACACGAGCCCGACGGCACGGAUUCGGGUGAAUGGUGCUCUGUCCACCCCCUUUCCCAUUCGAAAUGGAACCCGCCAGGGCUGCCCGCUGUCCCCCCUCCUGUUUGCCCUCUCCCUGGAACCCUUCCUGGGGGCGGUCCGACGAGAUGGGGGUAUCACGGGAUUCACCGUCGGCCGGCGAGAAUAUCGAGUUGCGGCAUACGCGGAUGACAUGUUGUUUUUCCUCACCCUUCCGCGGAUAUCACUUCCUAAUCUUCUGGCCGCAUUCCGAAGGUUUGGCUUGAUAUCUAACCUUAAGCUCAACACAGAUAAGUCAGAAGCCCUUCACCUUCCAAGCCCCCAGGACUCCUCAACGACGCUACACACCCAAUUCCGCUUCAAAUGGUGCCCCACUAAAUUGAAAUACCUGGGUAUAUGGCUACCAAAAGACAUGACCCAACUGUACUACCAAAACUACCACCCGCUGCUACAAAAGAUCCAGGCAGACAUGAGAAAAUGGGCCCCACAAUAUAUAUCUUGGUUUGGACGCAUUAACGCAGUCAAAAUGAACCUACUACCCAGACUGCUCUAUUUAUUCCAGACGGUGCCGAUCGCGGUCCCCAGGGCGUUCUUUAGCUCCCUGUUGACCGCCAUCCGCAGAUUCGUUUGGAAUUCGCGCCCAACACGCAUCAAGAGAACGACAUUGGAACUGCCAAAACCGUUGGGGGGUACCGGCCUGCCCUCAAUUGAGACAUACUACCGGGCCGCACAUUUACACAGGCUCACAGACUGGCACGCACAGCAUCCCACAAAACAAUGGGUCACGCUGGAAUUGGAACAGUCGGGAGGGCACAUACCCCCCACAUUAUGGCUACACACUGCUACGCAUGCAGAUCUACAAACUAAAAACCCCUUAAUAGACGCCACCCUGAGGGUCUGGAUGGCAACCCGAUACCGUCUACAACUCACCACUUCGCCCAGCCCCCUGAUCCCCCUCACACAUAACCCGGACUUGGCAGAUUCACUGACUCGAGGUGACCUAGCCGGACUCCAACCGACGGACUGGUCAUAUAUACACCAAUGGCUCAGCACCAACGGCCUAAAAACAAUCGGAGAACUAUGCCCCGACUGAACACCUACAUUCCUUGAACAGUUUAGAUACCGCCAAAUAAAAUCUUACUACUCAGCCCUGUCGGGUAAGGGGCACCUACACAGACCCUUAACUGACUUUGAAACCCUAUGUGUGCAACGCACACACAUCACCAGGGGAAUUUCAACCCUGUACACCCUACUCACGACUCAGACGAACAGGGACGUGGAGCUUAGGUUCAAAGACCACUGGGAGAGGGAUGCGGGAGAGACACUCACUGCGCACGAAUGGGACAAGAUUUAUACCCUCACGCACAAAUGCUCUAUCAGCUCAAAAUAUCAGGAAUUAAACUACAAAGUGCUAACGCGCUGGUAUAGAACGCCCGACACACUGCACCGCAUGCACGGUACCACGUCAGGCAUGUGCUGGCGAUGUGGCACACAACCUGGCACGUAUCUCCACAUGUGGUGGUCAUGCCCAGUAAUUGCCACUUUCUGGGAACAAAUUAGAGGAGAGAUCAACAAAAUUACAGGCGCCGAUAUCCCCCUGGCACCCCUAACGAUGCUUUUGCACCACACCCAAAGCCCACUGACAGCCUACAAAAAAUCCCUGGAACUGCCGCUACUCAAUGCCGCCAAAUCCCUUAUCCCGAGGAUGUGGAAACAGCCAAGAGCGCCCACCUUGAGGCAAUGGAUGUCAGUGGUAGAGGACAUAUACUCAAUGGAGACCCUGACGGCCGACCUCCACGGGAAAUCGGAGCGGUGUGCAUUGACCUGGUACCCAUGGACCACAUACGUGGCAGAUGGAACUGUAACCCCCGAGCCAAUAUAGCUGAAACUCACAGAACACCACGUUAACUGCCUUACCCCUCAUAAGCACAGACACGCCCUACCCAUUAACCACACACAGACUACGGACAGUUUUCACCCCCCCCAGACCACAACAGACAUCAGGAAGACAUAACACCCGCUAGAACAAACUACACAAACCACCGAUACCUGGAGUACUCCAGGACGGACACCUUAAAUACCCCCUACAGCUACUAGACCAGAUACCGGUUCUCACCCUAAACGUAGAGUGCACAUCAUAAGUGCAACAAACUGCGCACUGAAUGCAAGAGGAGCUAGGAGCCUUGAAACCUGAUCAUAUGUUACACUACCUAAUGCAUGUGAAGGAAACUAUUGAAAUAUUUAUGAUUUGAGAAUGUUAGUAUAAAGGCUACGAAUGUUGUUAUGCUAUUCAGAAAUAUGAUGUUACAACGGAUGUUUCACCGUAUCUACACAUUUUUGUGACAAAAUGAUAAAAAGGAAAAUAAAGAUUGUCAAAAAAAAAAAAAAAAAAAAAUUACAGACCUCAGGAGAAGUUCCAAUUUUGCAAUGUGUUCGUUACACUGUAAUUUCAAGGUUUCUUGUUAAGAAUAACCAAGAAUAGUAUAUGUUGUUUUAAAAGGAUAGGUAGGGCUUUCAUCUGAUAUCCUAAAUAAACAUAGAAGCGGUAGCAGCUUUAAUUUAUGAUAAUAAUCAUUUCCACAUAACUAACAUAGUUUAAGAAAAAUAAUUUUAAUAUAAACAUGUUGUCGUCGUUGUGGUAAUGCUCUACAUUUAUUUAAUAGAAAUCAAGUUUUAGAAGCCGUAGACAAAUAUUGCAAAGAGGGAAUGAACGUUUUAAAGCAAAACAUUUGCAACAUAUGGUUUGAUGGGUCUAUAAAUUUAAUGGAAGUAACUCAAUCUCAAACCACAGCAUUAAAGUAUAUGUUUACAGAAAGUAGACACCCUUUUCUUUGGGUAUUUAAUUAAGGUCAUUUUUACAUUUUUCAAGUGACUUUUUUUAUCACAUUUAUCUGCCAAACCUUAUGAUUAUUUUUUUCUGUGUGUUUUUCACGCUAAUACACGUGGUUAUAUUUAAUUAUUUUUUUUUGUGUAUUUUUUUUUUUUUAUUCACUUUCAUACAACGGCAACAUAGUAUUUUCCUGUUACUAUCUUAAUCAUAAUAUGGGCUAAGUCAGAAAAAUAACGUUUGGUACUUCCGCACCUCCUAUGUACGUUAGCGAGCAGCCCGGCACUAAACAUGCCUUGUCACUAUUGGCACGACCCACAUUUAAAGGAACAUUUAAACAGGUAAACUGAAGUUUAUUAACUUGGGCUAUGCUGUUUUAUUUUUUGGAUACAGGGCAGUGCAAUAAGUUGCCAAGAGAUAAAAUGUGUGUGUUUUAUAAUUGUAGUGUAUUAAGAUUGUAUUUGUGUGGCCAACUGUGACUGGCAGAAAUUUAUGUGAAUUGUUUGUUGCUUGACCUCAGCAUUAAUAUAGCAUGCACUGGUAUAGAACAAAACAAUAUGAAUCUAAAACAAAUUGAAUAAUGCAAGAACACAAAUCAAUCAUUAUUAUAUUGUUUAUAUACCUUCUGGGUGCAUCAUUAAAAUCACCUUACAGGAUCUUAGGUCAGUUUUACAGAGACUGUUUUUUUUGCCAUGUUAAUGUCUAUUGCUGCAGCUGGUUUCCCUCCGGCUACAAUUAUCUUUUUGGAGUUAAUGGUGAUCACAGAAAGUGUGAAUGCUGGCUGGUCUUGUGUUGUGAGUGAAUGCUGCCAGCAGUGUAGAGGAAUCAGAUCCUGGGUUUUAACUCUUGGUAGGACUUAAUCAUGCAAUAAUAAUUAGAAAAACAAUUAAUGUAAUUAAUGGAAAUAUGAGGCAAUACCUAAAGUUAAAUCAUUAAAGGGACUCUCCAGUGCCAGGAAAACAACUGCAGGUCCCCUCUCCCUCCCACCCCCCAUCCCCGGUUGCUGAAGGGGUGAAAACCCCUUCACUCACUUACCAGAGGCAGCGACAUGUCCCACGUCGCUGCUUCUUCCUCCGCCGCUGCCGCUCAUCCCCUUCAUUACGUCAGCCGGCGGGGGAGACUGAUCAUGCCCGCCGACGGGGGAGCCCUAAUGCGCCUGCUCGGCAAUGCUUUUCAAUGCUUUCCUAUGGGGAUUCUAGCAACGCUGGAGGUCCUCACACAGCGAUUACCUUGUAGACAGCCACUAGGGGAGGACUUAACCCUGCAAGGUAAUUAUUGCAGUUUAUGAAAACUGCAAUAUUUACAGUUGCAGGGUUAAGGGUAGUGGGAGUUGGCACCCAGACCACUCCAAUGGGCAGAAGUGGUCUUGGUGCCUGGAGUGUCCCUUUAAACCUAUCAUUCUAAAAUCAGUGAAAGUCCAUCUACAAAUUGUCUAAAAUUAGCCCCUUCAAUAAUUUCUAAACCUGCCCAAGUGCCUCUGACAUGCCUAUAAAGAUAGCUCACACUCGCAUGGUUAUUGCUUGGGAAUUAGUGAACUAGUCCAUAAUUAAAGGGACAUUCCACUGCAAAAUAAAUACAUAAAAAUCACCAUUACCCAAUGAAAACAUGCAUGCAUUUAAUUAUGCAUUUUGUUUCAUUGGGGUAUAUCUCCUCCUUUUCUAACCCCGCCCAGACUUUGUGACUGUCCAAUCAGACUUCCCAAUGCAGCUCAAUGAGAGGUCUUUGCAAGGCAGGAGCUCUGGGCAAUUGCUGCCUCUUGAGUUUAGCUCCACUGAACUAACCAAACCAGGAAGUUACAGGACCGGUUGUCUGUUUAACAGCCAGGGGGGUGUUGCAAGUCUAAUUUAUAAAAGUUCUAAUUUGAAAACCGCACAUUUUGUAAAAUGGAAAAAAAAAAAGAGGACAUAUUCUUUACACAUAAAGCACUUCAGCCAGCUGGAGUGUCCCUUUAAAUAAACAGAAUCAGGCAGUUGAUUACACAUACGUAAAUAGAUAUAUGCAUUAAUAAAACUACAUUAUUAUAUUUUUGAAAUACUUAAAUAUCUGUGAUAUAUAUUGCUGGUUUGGGUUACAGAAGUGCUGGUUUGCCAGCAUCAUGACUCUGCAUCUCUGUGGUUCACAGUGGCAGUGUGCCAGUUCUUGUCUUAAAUAGGAAAAACCAAUAGAAACAUCAUUGGAGCUUCAGGAGAACCUUUUUUCUAAUCUGGAUUUUUGUUUUUAAUAAAAAAAUGUUUUUUAAAGAGUAUAGAUUUAGGAGGACACCGCUUUAGGGCCUGUGUGUGUGAACAUCAAUUAUUCAAUAAAUGCAAUAAAUUAACAAUAAAAAGGUUAGUUUCCCAAAUAAUUUUCGAUUCCCAUAAAACACUCAAAUACAUGUAGAGGGUUUAAUAUUUUUUUUUUUAGAAUUAAUUAGUUUAAUUAAAGUAUUUCAACAUAAAAUCACAAUGAGCUACAGUAUCUUCCUGGAUAAUUAAUAAAUCCUGUUCGAGAUUUGCUAUAUUAUUAUUAUUAUUAUACUAUUAUAAUAAAAUCUAAACUUGCAGAAUAUGAUGUUUUUCACACAUCUAAACCCAUCAUUCCACAUUUUGCAGAUGAGUUUUGAAAUUUACAUCACUAGACUAUGGUACAGAUUUGAUAUAAAACUACUGUAGCUCUUAAAAGUGAGAUUUUUCCUUUGAAAAAAGCAUUUUCAACAUUUCAAAAGGAGAGGGCAAGAAUACUGUCAUGGGUGAUGAUAUGCAGGAAGUAGUGUUGGGUAUCUUCAUUGCCAACCAAGUGAAUGGACUUCCAAGCAGUCAACUUGCUUGGAGUGUUCACAGAGACCUGUAAUAUUCUCCUACAAUAGAUUACAUUCUGGGGUAUAUGUACAUGAAUCAUUUUAAUUGGAUUUCCCCUGUAUCUCAGAUACAUUAUAUACAGACGUUCUAAACUUGGUUCUGAAGGAUCUAAGACAGUUGGCAACUCUGUGUUUAGUUUUAAAAACGAUUUCUUAGAAUCACAGGCACCCUUAAUAAAAAAAUAUUUACAAGAUCGUCAGGAAUUCACAAUUCAAGGCGAGGAUUUCAGAGCUUUAACCCCUUAAGGACCAAACUUCUGGAAUAAAAGGGAAUCAUGACAUGUCACACGUCAUGUGUCCUUAAGGGGUUAAACAGCUGAGUUGGAGACCUUUUGCAAUUCAGCUGUUUUGGCAUAAAAUAUGCAGAUUCUUGUUCAUUACCAAACAAUUCCUGGAUCAUUGAGUAACCCUGUUCCGUAUGCCCCUAUGUCAUAGGAAAGUAACAAUGAAAGACAUCUAAAGACAUUGUAACACAGUCGUUUAGAUGUUGUGUUUUUUUAAAUUGUAUGUAUUUAUCGGUCAUAGAAAGAACCAUCAUUUAAUUGCAUGAGCAAACAAUCUGUGUCAGCCCUAAAAUUUGCAUCAGUGCAAUAUAUGGGAAAUCAGAUUAUGAUGAGAGGCCCAUCUAGAUUUACUCUGGUGUGCAGUUAAUUUAGAUGUUGUCAUGUUGGUGCUAACCCUUUAAGGUCCAGUUCAUGCAAUAAUUAUUUUAUAACAAUCUACUAUUUAAAAAACAAUUCCAAACUGGAAUGGCCAACAAUCUCGAUUUCGGCAGGACAAUCCCGAUUUCAGGCCCUGUACUGCUGUCCUGAUUUGGUUCCCUGGUGUCCUGCAUCUUUUGCCGGCCAGACAUUUGCCAGUAUUUCGGUUCCAGACUGCCAUUAUGGGUGGGCUCAGUCUGAUGUGCUGUGCUAUAGGAUCACUCUGUAAUGGCACAAGUGAACAAAAAAUAUUUUGAUAACUGAGCAGGAAUUAACAGAAGGGCAAGCUAUUGCGUUUCUCUAAGCUUGUUUCCGUUCUCAGAGUUCCCAUAUUCUCUGUAUUUAUAAAAUAAUAUUUUUAUUUUUUUUAAGGAAUAUUUAUAACACUCAUACCAAUUUGCCUGUAUGGAAGAGUAAUCAAUGAAUGCCAAGCACCAAAAAAAGGUGCUUGGCGGAAACGUGCAAGGCUAUUUACUGAAGUGAGAGUCCAAAGUGAAUUUCUAAUUUAAUUCCAGAGUACCUAAACCAAAAGCGUAACCGAAUGCUUCCAGUUUGGCUAGUUUGUCCUUGGAUUUGAAACUUUAACACUGCACUAUUUUACCAUGCCUUAGGGGCAUAUGCAAUGGGUGCAUGGCUCUUUAAAUCUAGGGGUUAAUAAGCGCACUAAGCCAAAAAUCUCUAAUCUGCUCAUUAUUAUAAUAACAAAAGAGAGUUUAUCCUCAGAACCUGUUGGGAUGUUGUGAGAGGUGAAAGGGUUAACUGGGUAAUCUCUAGCGAAGCUGUGAUGUAGGUGGUCGCCCCAGCAGCUGGAUUACUGCUGUAUUUACAGAUGUCCCUUUUCCCAUGGCCCCUUCGUCUACCUCCCACACAUUCGUCCUUCUAGUGUUGCCUUUUGGGUGUGUGGGAGUAGUAGGUGGGCAGAGAUAGCAGGAAGGCCCUUCACAUAUUGAUCCUCCAUGGGCCAGGAAUCCAUCACAGCAUGAAAUUCCACUUUGUAGCUUAACCCAUCAGGUGCCAGAUGAAAUGAGUCCAGUAUGAACUCCCCACAUUGGAAGCUGAUCGCUUUAAUUUUUUUUUAAAAGCUGCAACAGAUUAGAGCAAGUCAGCCCAGCAUUAAAACGUCAAUGUAACGUUGUAACACGUAAUGUUUUUAGUAGUUUGAAAAAUCAAAGCCGUAUCAAUGUUUUCCUGUGUUCUCGGUGCUCCUGCGAUGAAGAAGUUAAAGAAACAAUACAUUGAAGAUAGUCACAUUGCAAAACAUUGUGCGAUACAUUGUGCAAUAUGUAAUGGACUAGAAGAGGUGUACUUUAGGGUCGAAAUAAGAAACAUUCCUUACAGCAGACAAUAGCAAGUCCUGCAAAAUGUUGCACUUUGCACAGAAUGGUACCUGUCUUGGUAGCCAUGUCUCUCUACAAUGUAAAAAUUGUAUUUAUCUGGUAAAUAAGAGAUAAUUCUGAGCAGUAAUUGCCCCAUACAAUUGUCGAUUGGCAAUCACAGGUCAGUCUGAGCUUUCCUGGGCCUGGCCCAACAUCCUGGAAGUCAUGAGGAGCUUUAGCAGAAUCCCACCGACAAGUCCUUAGAAAGGCAGAAAUGAUGAUCUAGGUAUCUUGGUGUACUGCUUGUGCAGGGACAACUUCACUGGAAUUAGGGUCUUGCAUGGAACAGUGUGAUGUGCUAAUAGAAUGAAAGGGUCAAUAACAAAAACAUUGUGUACAGCAAAAAGAUGGUUUUGGCUCAAUCAACCCCUAAACUGCAAAAAAAAAUGGAAAAAGCUAAAUGUCACCCAACUGUGCCCACAAAAGAAAUGUUAGACCCAAAGUCUCGAGUCAAGGCACAUUUACGGAUAUGAUCAGGAACGUUGAUCACUCAAAUACCAUGUCCUAUUUCUCUACAGUGCUGACAGGCUGAUGCACAAAGUGUUAACUGAAGAAUGAGUUUGAAAUCUCACUGUUGCUUUUUAAUAACCCAAGUUAGAUCACAAUCGCACAAUAUUAUAUCAUCCUAAGUAAGUACAAAAAUGGAAAAAAAACAAGUUACAUCAUCUCUGAAUGAUAUAAAAAUUCCCCUUGUUUUUGGAAGUGUUCAGUUGUAUUUAUAAAAACACAAAUAUUAAGAGGAAAAAUAUCAGCCCUUUAACUGUUUUUGGUCAUUGCUCAGCACCAUUAUAAGAUAUAAAACUGUAUUUUGCUGUUCCCUAAUAUAAAUAUAUAUAUAUAUAUAUAUAUAUAUAUAUAUAUAUAUAUAUAUAUAUAUAUAUUAGGGAACAGCACACACAAAAAUACAGUUUUAUAUCUUAUAUAUAUAAAAAAAUGUAUAUAAAUUUUGGUCUCUAUGGCAGUGCCACUGUUGAGAAAUGCAUGUUCUGGGUGUGCUCCAAAUUCCUUUUUUUUCUAUUGCUCAGCACCCUGGUGCACACUGCAUGUUACAGUGUAUUUGUGUUUAAUUUAACCUUGCGCAUCUGAAUAAUUCAUUAUAAUUCAGAUAUAUAGUGCAUUAGAGGAAAGAGCUGGUUCUAGAUUGCUGCUAAUAACCGCAACAGGGCAUUUGGCAAGUUACUUAAAAACUUAGGUCUUGAUUGAAAUGAUGAAUGAACGCGGUAGCUAAGAGAUAGGUUUCCAACAACAUUACAACCCAGAUAUCAGGAUAAAGAGUCAGAGAAUAAAUUAUAGUGAUUAAUAUUCUUUUAAUCUUUAUAUUAAAGAUACAGUAUAAGGAAUAUAAUAGAAAUGUAGACAAGGAAGGAUAUUAAAGGGAAAAAACUACAGGUAACAAGUAUUAAAGGGACAUUAUAGUCAGCAAAAUAACUUUAGCUUAAUGAAGCAGUUUUGGUGUAUAGAUCAGUGGUCCCCAGCCCAGUCCUCAUGGACCACCAACAGUCCAGGAUUUAUGUAUUUCCCUGUUUUAUUACAAUGGAGGUACUGACAAAACCUGGACUGUUGGUGGUCCAUGAGGACUGGGUUGGAGAACACUGGUAUAGAUCAUAAACUUGCAGUCUCACUGCUCAAUAAUAAUAUAUAUUUUUAUAAAUCUGGCGCAACAUAAUAUCUGCUCUAUUGUAUACAAGUCUUUUCUUUGAUGGUCUGUGAAGGAAGCUUAAAAUUUUAGGUUUUGCUGCCUGUCUUGAACACACCUUCUGGUUGGUCACUUAGCGCUGAUCCAUCAGUUAUCUGUCUCACUGCUCAAUACUCUGUUAUUUAGGUGUUAAAUUACUUUGUUUAGCCCUAGUCACAUCUCUCUGCAUGUGACUUACACAGCCUUCUAAACACUUCCUGUAAAGAGAGAUCUAAUGUUUAUACUUCCUUUAGAAUUUAUUACCUGCACUGUUAACAGACCCUGCAGGAGCCUCCUGUGCAUGAGUAAGGUUCGAUUUACAGAGCAGGAGAUUAAAAUGUCCAAAGUAAGUUAACAUCUGGUUGAAAAUCGAAACUUUUUUCUUUUCAUGCAGGCUGUGUAAAUCACGUCAAGGGGAGGUGUGUCUAGGGCUGCUUGGACAGAAACGAAAAUGAUGUAACUCCUAAAUGGCAGAGAAUUUAGCAGUGAGACUUUAGACUCUAGUCUUGAAAAAGGGUGGAGUCGUAGUGGAAAGCUCUCUGAACACAGGAUCCCACUAAAAUACAAUCAAAUCAGCUUUGAAGAUAAAUGUUAGCUAGCCAGGGGUCUCCAAAUACUGUGGAUCUUUUUUUGGAUUGCAUCUUUCACUAGGUGGUACACAGAGAGGGGAUGACUCUCACAGUUGACUUAUUUUAUGAAAAUGUUAGGGAGUCCAGCAGUUUAGAAAACAAAAUAUGCUGGCGUCUAUGAGGACUUGGGCUAGGUUUUUCCAAUACGCAGAGAGUAAUGUGCUCACUUCCUUCCCGAAGGCUUGUAGCAAAGGACAAUUCCACCAUUCAUGAAAGUAAUGACCAACCACUCUACAAUUUUUCCUAAAAGGAUUGUUGGUCAUUCGUCUAAUAUUAAAGAAAUGGUUUGGAGUUAAUUUCCACUGCAUUAAUGUCUAAACAGCUUGCUCUCUUACAGGGAUGUAUUAAUCCCUAGAGAUUGAAACAAUGUGGGCCAGUAGCAGAAUAAGUUUUAAACUUUUCUAAAGCGUAACUUUGGUAAUUUCCCAGCUUGUGCUUUUGGCAUGGUUUUAGGUUAUUUUAUGGACUUGCCAAACUAUUAAGCUUUAGCACUCCUAGCUAUCUUGACCAUAAUGAAUACUGCAUGAAUGAAUGUUGUUCGUGAGAUGAUGUAGCACAUGAGAUUUCCUACUCUUGAGCUAGGUAUAGUUGAAUAUUGAUUUUUGGUAGGAAAAAAACUAGGCUCAUGUCUAAGUUGCCCAAGUUUUGCUGAGGUGUUGGUAAUAGUUUAACUUACCAUUGUCCAUUGCCCACAGGUAAUCUUGUUUAAUUAGGCAAGAUGUGUUUGUUGGACAAAUGAUUUAAUAUAUUUUAAUAAACGUUAAACGUGAGUUUUUCAACAUAUAUAAAAAAAAGUCAAUAUGUCACAAAAUAUGAAAAUAUUACAAAACUGAUAUAAUUUUCUUAAUAUUAAAUCAUUUUAAAAGCUUACCCAAAAAUAUUAAAUCAUUUGUUAAGUAUAAUAUCCAACAAUAAUACACAGAGGACCUUAAUCAGGCUGAAGAAAAAAAUCACAUCAUGAUUUGUGAAAAAUAUGAAAAAUAAAGAAAGAAAACUACGUCCAUAUUUGCUCUUGAAUCUGUUUUACUAACUUCGAUUACUAGGUUAUAUUAAUAUUUUCAAAUGUUUCAUUCAGUGUUCCCUUAUCGUUUGUUUCAGGUCUUUACAUGAGAACAUGGCCAAUGGAGAUGAUGAUCUGAUUGGCAUCCCAUUCCCAAACCACAGCAGUGAUGUUCUGUGUGGGCUUAAUGAACAAAGACACGAUGGUCUACUCUGUGAUGUGAUACUUGUCGUGCAGGAUCAAGAAUACAGGACACACAAGUCUGUUCUUGCAGCCUGCAGCAAAUAUUUCAAAAAGCUUUUUACCACUGGCUCAUUAGUAGACCAGCCUUACAUUUAUGAGAUUGAUUUUGUCAAGCCAGAGGCUUUCUCCGCAAUACUGGAAUUUGCCUACACCUCAACACUAACCAUUACCACCUCAAAUGUAAAAUACAUCCUGGACGCAGCUGAGAUGCUGGAGAUACAAUGUAUUAUCAAUGUAUGCCUGGAAAUCCUGGAAACUCCAAGAGAUGUGGAAGAGGAUGAAAAAGAGGAAGAAGAGGAUGAUGACGAUGAUGAAGAGGAUGAGGCAAAAGCAUUUAUGAGCCAAGAAAACCAAAUGGACAUUAAGAAAACCAGCUGUCACCAAAGCCCUCCAAAAUCAGAUGAUAAAGAAAGUACAUAUCAUGAAACACAGAAGGACUUUCCAACACACUGCUUAUCCACCGGCAAUUCAUCUGGCCACCAAAGUGCUAUAAAAGACUUCUCAAUCGAGUCACUAUUAAGUGAAAAUGUUUACCCCAAGAAUAACACUGUAGACAGAAGGCCAACAAUUUCUCAUUUUGUUCCUAAUUUCUUUCCUCAUAUUUGGAAUGGAGAUCUGGGAGCUUUCUCACAACUUCAAGACCAGCAAGCAGACAGUGGACCUCUAGAUCUUGUGAUAAAGAAUAGAAAAAUCAAAGAGGAACAUGAUGAGUUGCCCUCAAUCCCUUUCCCGAAUGAUUUUUUCAAAGAAAUGUUUCUCGACCAUACAUCCAACCACUUUGGACCAAUUAAGGCAGAAAUGGACUACAGUGCUUAUCUUAGUUUUCUAAGCGCAGCUCAUUUGGGUAUGCUUCCACCUUGGCCUUUAGAAGAAGAACGAAAAAUAAAGCCUAAGGCUUCUCAGCAAUGUCCCAUCUGCCAUAAAGUAAUCAUGGGGGCUGGGAAACUUCCACGACACAUGAGAACCCACACAGGAGAAAAGCCAUAUAUGUGCAACAUCUGUGAAGUCCGCUUUACCAGGUUAGUGAUUGCAGAAUUACAGAGUUUUGCUAAUAUCACUGGGAGCUGGCAUUGUUCACUAAAAACUCAAUUACUCACAGAUGUGUAUAGAUUGAGGUUGGUAGAGAUCAGCGCAUGGCCUUCAUCAAGCUGGUGACCUGUAAAUAACAUGUAUCAUAUAGUAUGCGCUAUGAAUCCAAAUAACCUCAAUAUAAACAUAGAUAAAGGAUGAUAGUCACAGCUUAUUAAAAUGUUUGUUAUACAUUACCUUGCAGAAUAGAUUUACAAGAUCAAUCAGUCUGUGAGCGCAAACCUUGGCCCAUACCUCCUGCCUGAGGGUCUUGCACAGACUCCAGAACAUCUUGCCCUCCUCCCGCUACUAAUAGAAUAUUACACACUAGUAUGGCAGUGAAAAAAAAUCCAUUACUCCAUGACAAAAUAACGAAAUUGUUUAAAGGGUUAAAGGGAAAAAGAGGGUUAGGAUGGGGCAAUAUAAUAUUUAUAAGCAUCUGUUUUAAGUAUUAGAAGAGCAUCUGUCUUUUUAAAGCCGAGCUCGUUUUGCCCAACACUCUGUCAGUUGACAAAUCAAUCCAGACAGAGAAUUCCGUUUUCUAGAGUCCUGGGUAGUCAGUGGUUUUCUAUGAACACAGAUCUAGAACAGCAAAAUCUUACUCAAACUCAUUCUUGGAAUUCUUAUUUACAUAUUAUCACUGACUGCAGUCUUAAAGAAACAUGUUUACAACUAACUUACCCGUGUGCCAUCAGAAACAAUGCAACCUUUGACUGGAAAGUGUUAACCAGUUUGCCAAGCGAGUAGAGCAAACUAUAAAAGCAUAAGAUUUCAUGUUCCUGAAGACUAAACUAGUCAUAGAGAUUGUAGUAAAAGCAAGAGAGGAAUGUGUUGGGACAUUAAAGGACCACUAUAGUGCCAGUAAAGCAAACUCAUUUUCCUUGCACUAUAGCGUUAAUAGGUCCCCCCCAUCCUCAUGGCCCCCCUCCCGCCGGGCUCUAGGGGGAGGAAGGGGUUAAACGCUUACCUUUCUCCAGUGCCGGGCUCGCUCGGUGCUGGGGACUCUCCUCCUCCUUCCAACGUCAUCGGCUGAAUGCGCAUGCGCGGCAAGAGCCGUGCGCGUAUUCAGUCAGUCAAUGCUUUCCUAUGGACGCCCCUAGAGGCUGGAUUAACCCUUAUGUAAACAUAGAAGUUUCUCUGAAACUGCUAUGUUUACAGCAGGCAGGGUUAACCCUAGAUGGACCUGGCACCCAGACCACUUCAUUAAGCUGAAGUGGUCUGGGUGCCUAUAGUGGUUCUUUAAGCUGUUCAGCUAGGUGGUAAUAUACAUAUGGACCCCAGGACAUACUUGAAUAACUAAAUGUACAAUUCCUGAUUAAAUAUGUUUAUAUUAUUAUUAUAUUUAUCUUUCAUAGAUUCAUCAUAGAGCUCACUAAUUCAAUCAACAAUGACCAUAUUUAUUAGGCUAAAUGUAGGCUGCUCUUCUAAUUAAUAAGUAAUGUUAAUUCUAUUCAUAUAUAUUUGUAAACAAAUGAUUAGCACUGAGCGUCUUAAAACCUUGGGAAAUUGAGUUAGAUGCAGAACAGAAUGGCAUAUUGUGGCUGAUGGAAUAUAGCUGCCAUCUAGUGGUCAUCUAGAAGAUAGUAGUAGAGUUGAUUUAAACAUCUAAUGUGCUAGCUGACUACUUCUGGUUGAAUUUUUAAUGAACAGUUUGGAGGUCAUAACAUUUUAAAUAGCUGAAAAUCUCUGUGAUCAUAUUUUUAAACUGCAGGAUAAUCUACAAGUAUGAUAUAUAAUUAAAGCUGCAAAUACAGAUACGCAGAUAACAUAAUCUGCCCUCUAGUGGCACAUACAGACAGCGCCUUUUUAGUGAAAUGUUUUUUACAGUUUGAUCAGUUAUUCACAAAUAAUACUGGACCUUCUUUUUUAAGUACAGUUUAAGGAAAGUGUCACAGACACUAAGGUAUUGAAUAGUUUGAAGAAGGAUGACAUGAACAAGAGUGUCAAAGGCAGCAGAGAGGUCUAGAGGAAUUAGUGUAGAGUAGUGACUUUUGGAUUUAUCUAAAAUUAGAUCAUUGGUUACUUCAAUCAAUGCGGUCUCAGUAGAGUGGAAGGGGCAGAAGCCAAGUUUAAGAGUCAAGUCAAGGAGAGAGUUGGCAUUGAGAAAGCCAGUCAGUGGAGACCAGUCGUUCCAGAAGCUUUAAGAGCAAAGAAAGCAGGGAUAUGUGACGAUAUUUGGAAAGGUAAGACAGGUCAAGAGAUGGCUUUUUUUAGGAUGGGUGUGACAGCGCAUGUUUACGGGCAAUACUAGAAGAAAGAGCAGUUGAUGAUAUGUACUAAAGAUGAGGGGAAAGAUCUUAUAAAGUGAGGUGGGAUGGGAUCAAACAGACACGUGGUGGGGUACCAGUAGAGCACAGUCACCUCCUGUUCAGCAGCCAGGGACAAGGCAUGAAGGGUAGGAAAGGCAUGGUCCAAAUGCCGUUGAGAGAGAGGAGGGAAGGGGAGGGAAUUAUUUCCUUAAUUGUUUAAUCUUGUCAGUAAAAUAGCAUGUAAAGCUAUUGGCUGUAAGGUUAGUUUGGGGGUAGCCACAGGAGGUUGAAGAGAGAGUUGAAGUUUUCAGCAGAUACCUGGGAUUGUGGGGUUUGAACUAAUGAGAGAGGAAAGUAUGAUUGUUUAGCAAGGGUGAGGGUUGUAUUAAUUCAUAGUGGAACAAGUCCCAUAGAUUUAAAGAAAUAUCACUGGAAAUAAGCCAUGGUCAAGGAAGAGAAGAUGGGAACCAGUGGGUGGCAAAUAACAGCAAUGUUUGCAGAGAUGGGUUUGAAUAGAUGAAUUGAGUGAAAUUCAAAUGAGGACAAAGAGAGGGAAGUGGCGCUUGGUAGAGGUUUCAAGGAGUAGUGCAGUGAAAGCAGAAACCCUAUCCCACCACCCUUACUGUCAGAUUGUCUUAGGUUGUGAGUAAAAUGAAAGCCAUCAGAGGGUGACACAUGAUCUUCCAGAAGUGCUACCUCUGCAUAAGGCUUUGGCUGCAAGACUCAGUAUAUCCGAGUCCUGAGUGCAAACUGAUGAAUGUUGUUUGGGGCACAGGCUGUAAUAGGGUGUCUGGGGUUAGCUUAAACAGCAAUUAUGGGUGAAGAGGCAUGCAGGUAUUGAGGUGAGAAAAACAAAUCAAGGAAAAAAGCAGAGGAGGAACAUUUGAGAUUUCAAGAUACGAGGUAAUGAGAGAGAUCUGAUAGGUAAACAUCAUAAAUAGUGAACAUAAACUAGUAAGGCUAUAAGUACAAUAACUCUAACACCAAUAAAAAUGAACAAACAUUUUACAAAGCAAGAGUUAAGCAUGGAAGGUACAAUAGUUUCCAAUUAAACAGUUAAUUAAUAAAAAGAAUGGAACAUAUCAGCUAUGAAGAAAGGUUAACAAAUUUAAAACUAUUUAGUUUAGAAAAACGUCGUCUCAGAGGAGAUAUGAUACCAUUAUACAAAUAUAUGUGGGGCCAAUACAAACCAUUGUGUGGAAAUCUAUUCACAAACCGGACUUUACGUAGGACAUGAGGUCAUGCGUUUAGACUGGAAGAAAGAAGAUUUCGUCUAAGGCAAAGAAAAGGAUUUUUUACAGCAAGAACAGUAAGGAUGUGGAAUUCUCUGCCUAAAGAAGCUGUUUUUAUCAGAGUCCAUACAGAUGUUCAAAUAGCAACUAGAUGCAUACUUGCAAAAAACAGAAUAUUCAAGGAUAUAAUUUUUCAAUGUAGGGCAAUAGCUUUUUGUUCCAAGGAUUAAUCUGACUGCCAUUCUGAAUGAUUCCCCCCCCCCCCUAGUUUGUUGCAAAAUUGGAAGUGCUUCAAACUGUGGGGGGGGGGGGGGUUGCCUUUUUUUUGAUCAACAGCAAAUAAUAAAUGUGAGGAAGGCUGAACUUGAUGGACGCAAGUCUCUUUUCAGCUAUGUAACUAUGUAAGAGUAAUACUAUAGGGGAGGAAGGUUGAUAGGAAUACAGUUGAAAAAAUAAGUAGGGGAAUAAAUAAGACAAGUAUUCUUGAGUAGAUCUUCCAGAAAUGCAACCUAUGUAUAAGGCUUUGGCUGCAAGACUUGGUAGCUCUAUCCUGAAUUCAAACUUAGAAACGCUGCUUGAGGCACAGGCUAACGCUAUAGUGUCCUAGCCCCUAUUUAAAUUCAGGCCUCUCCGUUACAUUGUAGAACUUAUGAAGACGUUCAGAUUCUCUUGGUUUCUCACAAAAGUAGGAACUGCUGAGAAUUCUAAGAGAAUUUCAAAUGUUAGGCCAAAAUAGGUAACUUGUUAAUAUUCAUCCAGGCAGCUAUGUUUAGAGUUCUGGUUAUUUUAAACCUUAAAUUUGAAAUUCACUUACAAUUCACUUGAAGCCAAGACUACUGCCUCUGCUACUUGUUUCCUCUUUCCUGCUUGGGCCUGACUUGCCAAUAUAUACCUGCAUGAGAGGUUUUCCUUCUAUACUCUGAUUCCACUUAGAAAUACAAGUUACAUCUCUAGGAAUAACCCUCUGUAGCUGUAUAUAUCCCCUUCCCCCUGUUUUUCUAAGGUGUGCCACUAUCUUUUUUUUAUUUUAUUAUUAUUUAUACGCCAUAGGUUUGCACUACACACUUUUGUAUAUUGUCCUUGUUUUGUAUAUUUGGCUUCUAAUAAAGGUUAUUACUACUAAAUGAUAUUUUAAUUUCUGGAGGAAACUUGAGUGGAGUGCGUUCCAUCUAUCUCUAGGUGGAUCACUUACUCCAUUCCAUAUCGUCUCCUAUUUGUUAAUAUGAAAAAAAUGUGUUACAAUUGAUUGCAGUGCAAAUGCUUCCAGGAAGAAUAUGAGUAUGAUGGGAAAAAGUAUUAUACAGCAAAAUGAUCUAAAGUAAAACUGUUACCCUGUGGCUAUUUUAUAAAUUAAUUGCUGCAAAUCUAUGCAUUUAAUUUGUUCUAUACUUGAAUUAAUUAUAGUUCAAAUACAUAUAGACGCUAUUAUUGUUGCAAUUGCAUCAAUUUUGACAAACUCAUAUUUUCAUAUUAUCCAUGUAUACAUGUAUAUCUUCCAUCUUGUCAAGCAGUAAAGAGACCCCUGGGGCAGGGAUGAUGUAACACGUGUUAUAGAAAUGUAUUUGAUGUAGAAACGAUACUAAUUGUGGAUUAGGUUCUAACUGACUUGUGUCAUUACAAAUAGAGGAGGAAUUGUGUAGGCUUCAGGCAAUUGGUGUUGUCAACUUGUCAAAAAACUCUGAAUUGCACAACCCACUCUCAAAACUUAAAUGUGCUAAGAACUAUUCCCUCACACACAUAUACAGGGAGUUAGAGUUGGAUAAAACUAAGGCCCUGAGUUAAACACUCGAUACACAGUGGGUGGAAAGGCAAGAAAAAUAUCAUAACUGUGGGGCUCAAGUAAUAUAGGAUUUUAGCGUUUUCAAUUCCUCUAGCCAGUGGAGUAUGACAAUUCAGCCCUGGCCAGUAGAAAAUGACCUCUGGUACAUGUGCCAUGGGUCUUUCAGGCUUGCAGGGGCAAGUAACUUUUUAGACCUCUCUAACAGAGCACAACUUGAGAUUUUGAGCCCUGUAGAAUCUGAUUACAGUCAUCUUUGGAGCACUCUUUUUUUAUUUUAUUUUUUUAUUCUUUAUUUUUGGUCUGUGCUUAGGGUUAGAAACAUGCUUGCAAUGCCAUAACAGCAAAAACAAGCUAAAGCAUACAUUUCCAAGGAAACAAUAGCAUGGCAUAUGAUUAGACGGCACAGUUUUUGUUAUAAGACAUAGGCUUAAGCAGUAUAUGUCAGGGGGUGAGGCAGCAUGAUUAGCUGUUGGAACAGAUAAAAUUAACUGAGGAUAUAGUGGGUCUACAAAACGUAUCUUUGGAGCACUCUUAAACCAUGUUUAACCAUAUUCAUGGUUAAUUUCACUGCACACAAAGUGACAAGGACGGAAAAAAAUCACCAAGCCCACCCUGUCUGCAAGGAAAUAGGCAGAUGUAGGGUGAGUAUAUGAGUAGCAGGGGGCUAAGGUGUGCUAGGCUGCUCCAACUAAAAUAAAUAAAGUUGGAGGCUGCUGCAGUAGUACCACAUAUAUCCAAUAGGCCUUCUAGUAUAUAAUGUUCAUGUCGGUGGUAGCAUUGUUACUUUACAACCUCUAUUUGUGAUUGCAAGAGGAGUUAUUUGUAGAAAACUAGUUGGACUGCAGUGUUUGUUGGGAUAGAAUGUAUGAGGGGGGGGGGGGGCAAAUCUUUAUUCAAUGUUGUGCACUUCCAGUCGCCCAUUUUGUUGAAAACUCUCACACUGCCCUGAAUUCACAUUGCAUUACACUUUUGUGUUGAAUAACUUUUGAACUUACCACCAACCCAAGCCAAAGAUGUUUCAGUCAAGUGUAGAUUUUUUUUUCUUGAUCACCCAGGUGGGACUGUCAAUGAUGUCUAUGGUCUUCAGUUGGGUACCCAGUCUAAGUUGUAGUUUUAUUAACACAGAGCACUUCAUGUGAACUCUAAUAAUAUAGCUUUAGAUGAGCCAGUAUCAUCAAUGAUCCUUUGGCAAGAAAAGUGAUUGAUAACGUGCUUUAGUGUAAGCUUGGUUUAUCACUUAAUGUCAGUAUCAGAAUGCUAUUUCUCCAUUCACAGUUUUGCACAUCACUGUCUUAUCAUAUGUUAGAUGUCUAUUUCUCAUUCUGAUUCUUCUCUUCCAAAAAAUCUGUUUAUGCUGUUAAGCAUUUAAUAAAUAUAAUUGCCAGAAUUGUAUGGGGAUCAAAUUCCUUCACUGGAUUUUCUACUCUACUGGGUUUGUGUUUUGCAGCACAAAAAAUGAACAUUAAUUCUAUCAAAAUGUCUUUCAUUAAAGUUAGGGCAAGUAUGUCAAACUCAAAGGCUGACACGGGCCAAAUAAACAAAGUUUAAGUUUAUGUGGGCCGCAAAAAAACAAAAAAAGAAAGAGUUUGACCUAGAUCAACACAAACUAAACUUACUUGCAUCAUUCUCAUGCAAAUAAUAUGUCAUCCUGGGUACAUAUAAAUAAUUUACUCAAAAGUUUAACUUCAAGUAACUUACUAUUGCCCCCUGAAUGCAGCGCCCUCACCCCCCACUCCAAUAAUCUGCCACCUAAUUUAAUACAAUGCCCCUCUCCCUCCACUCUAAUUUCUCCCUUCCCUCCCCCCACUUUAAUAUACUGCCCCAAAUCGCAAAACUCUAAAUUUAUUACAAUGCCUCCCCCCCUUUUAAUACACUCCCACCCACGCACCACAUGUUUGACAUGGUUGAGUUAGGGGUUUCCAUAUAGUAUCCUGGCCAGGUGCAAGGAAAUUAACUAUUUUUUAACACCAUAAUUUACCCUGUUUUGGAAUUUUGGUAUUAGAAUUUUAAUACAUUUUAUUAACCAUUAAAAAAGUAUCUUGCCAAUUUUACUUUUCUCUGCAGGUUUGCCACCCAGAGAACAUAAAUAUUGACUUAUACUUGUUUAGAUGGUUGUUCAGUGAGUUUGAAGAAAAAAAUUAGAGUGACAUCAAUGUGGGCUUAAUCUAGAUUACGGUUGAAAUAAAAUAUAGGGAUUAUGAGAAAUGCAAGAUAGUUUGCCUUUAUUUCCCUGCCUGACUAAAAGUGACACUGUGUGCAAAAAAAAAUGACACAAGUUAAUUUGUUGAUGGUAUAAAAUAAAAUCUUCUGUCAAAUAUGUCAGAAGCAUAUUAACUCUGAGUGGCAUAAUUUAAUGUUUUGCAUUGUGUACCACUCUAGGGAGUACAGAUUAACUCUUUUCCUCACUUAUACAACAAAUUUGAGACUUUAAAAGUACCGGAAGAUUAAUUAUUUUUAUUUACUCUUUCUAGGCAGGACAAGCUGAAGAUUCACAUGCGGAAACACACAGGAGAGAGGCCAUACUUGUGCAUCCACUGCAAUGCUAAAUUUGUUCACAAUUAUGAUCUUAAGAACCACAUGCGCAUUCACACAGGUGUCCGCCCGUACCAGUGCGAAUUUUGUUACAAGAGUUUCACUCGCUCUGAUCACCUUCAUCGACACAUUAAGAGACAGAGUUGUCGGAUUUCCCGGCCUAGGAGAGGCAGAAAGCCUGCUGCUUGGAGGACAGCCAGUAUGCUGUUUUCACACAACAGCCAUCAAGAGGAGGACAGUUUUAUGAUGUCCACUGACCGAAGCAGCCAUCGUUCUGGAGGAGCAAUAUUUCUCCCAGGACCUAAUCAAAAUAAUUUUAUGGAAGAGUCUAGGAGUGUAAUAAACUUUCAAGACUUGGAAAAGCAAUUUGAAGAGACUCAAAUCAAGUUGCUGGAAAGGGCGCACUUGGAAUCCGAGAGGAAUGGAGGACAUUAUAAUUUUGCUUUGGCCCAUAAUGAGAAUAACUCUCCUAAUCCAUUCUAUGCUGGUUCAAACCCUUGGGAUACACCUUUGAAUCGUACAUCAAUUUCCGACACAAGCAUCUAAAUCAUUUGCCUAAGAAAAACAAACUGUUUAAAAUUGUUCUUCAAUUGUAGAUUCACCUUUUCCAUACAAAAGCUAAAAAAAUAUAAAAACUUGCUGUUGCAGAUUCAUUCCAAAGAAACAAGGAAGUUAUGUCCUAGUUAAAUUCACAUAUGCAUGUUUAAUUUUAGUGGUAAUCCACAUUUACGUUUUUAAUUAAGAAAGACCUGGGGUUGUAGCGAUGAUACUCUGGAAUUUAAUAAUUUAAUUUAUUUUAAAUUUAAAACUGACAAAAAGGAUUUUAUUACUUUCCUGGUUUGUAGUUAUCGAAAUAUAACAAAGCAGUUGAUGUACUGGGAAGAUCCCCUGUGGGUUAGGUAUAACAUUCUAAAAAUGGACUAAUCAGCUUGUACCUUGUUAUGGUUUCUAUGGCGAUUGCUCCAAUUUUAGUACUUUGUAAACCUACAUCCCUCUAGACUGAUCCUACAGUCUACGGAUCCUUUUAAAUGGUACUUGCAAAACACGACCGAGCCAAGAUCUGGUUUCUUUUCUACUUUAAUGUUUUAUUACUUGAAUGCUCUAAUUGGCACCUACAAAUGGAAGGGUUAUUUUUAGCUGUAAAAUAUUUUACAUGAGAAAAAAAAACAUUUUGCAACAUUCCCUGAUCGCAAGAUGGACAAUUUCCUGUAAAUCAGGAAACUGUGACUGGUCGAAAGGUAUUUCCUGGUAAAAUACUGGAGUAAACUAAUAUUCUCAGCCAGCAUGUAGAGUACAAUAUAGUAAGCAGCUUUUGCAGGUUAAGAGCUGUGUUAAGGUAGUUUAUGACAUUUCUAAAAUGUACUUAUCAUUUUGCAAUCUUACACUGUGCUAUAUUAUCGUGUUAAAGGGGAACUGUCAUUAUCCAGGAUUUUCAAGGGGCAUAUAGAAUUGUUUUGAUUAUUUAUCACAUAUAUUUAACAAAUAUGUGUUUCUGAGGUGUGAAAAACACAAUUAAAUGUAAAAAUCCACACUUAAUUGUGCGACUGGGUGCCUCCAUCUUGACUUUUUAUACAUCAUUGUUAUAAGUUCUGUCCUUUGCGUCUGGCAGUUAGCAUACAGAAAGCUUACAGAGAAGAGAAAAAAAAUGAAACAAUGUUUCUAUUAUAUUUGAAAAGAAAAUGGACAUAACAUGAAAGAGGUUAACAGACAUUUUAAAGAUUUUAAUGCUUUGUUCAAGAGGUUAUUUUCCAGAGAAGUGACAGUUUCGCUUUAGCAUCUUACAAUUUCCAAGAAGUUUAAUAUAUAAUGGGAGGCAUGUACUAAUAAAGUACAAAGAUAAACAAGACGGCAACAAAUAAUUACUAUUUUUUUAUUUUUUAUUCAGCACUAGUAGUUCACAACUCUCAUGCGCAAAUUAGAACUGUUAUUGGAGGUAGGUUGAUCUCACAUUGAAUAUACAUGAUAAUGUGUUUGUAUCAUUCCAUUUCUUGUGAGUGAUCAUUUCUGUGGGCAUUUUCCAUCAUUAUUUAUCACAGUAGCACAACUAUGUUCUCUAUAUUGAUUUUUGCUGGUUAAGAAGUAAUAAGAAAAAAAUUUAGAAGGAACAAAUCAGUAUUGUCUUUUUUUUCAACUCACCGUUUUUUUUUUCAUUUGUGGCAGG
This is a messenger RNA of Pelobates cultripes (western spadefoot toad), 92096 nucleotides long. NCBI's taxonomy places the organism in Eukaryota, Metazoa, Chordata, Amphibia, Anura, Pelobatidae. The record is from the annotation of a GenBank genome assembly.